AUGAUCGUGUCAAACGUGAGCCUGAGCGGCUGCGCGGGGGUCAACAGCGCUCUGUGUGCCGGAGCCGGGGAAGGGCACCUGGGGGGCGGCUCGUACCGAAACACCCUCACCCCGACGGGGAACGUGGUGGUGGCCGUGUGCCUGGGCUUCAUCGGCACGUUCGGACUUCUGAACAACCUGCUGGUGCUCGUGCUCUUCUGCCGUUACAAGAUGCUGCGGUCUCCCAUCAACCUGCUGCUGAUUAACAUUUCCAUCAGCGACCUGCUGGUGUGCGUACUGGGGACUCCGUUCAGCUUCGCGGCCAGCACACAGGGAAGGUGGCUCAUUGGAGAAGGAGGCUGCGUGUGGUACGGAUUCGCAAACUCGCUCUUUGGUGAGUACAGAUGCAAAAAACCGUGAAGCGAUCAUGUUUGAACUGGUGUUGUUUUUUAAGAAAUCUGUGGGACUGAGUAUGCUUUUUUUAAGAUUUGGUUCACAGUGAUGCUGUGUUUGAUACACUGGGUUCGUUGAACUAAAUGUUCACCAAAUGUUAGAGGGAUCAUUUUGAAAAACUAGGUACAUAUUUGGCUGUCUCACCCUUCUUGAAUGCUGUGAUUUGCACUUGUGUCUUUGAUUUCAUGCAACUCUCAUAGAACAUCCCUGAAACCCUGCGUAGCACAUGCAUGUAAAAGACUGGAAAAAAAGGCUUUUGCACCUUGACAAUGUGAGACCUUUUAAAUUCAGCAGAUAUGUCAUACGCACCGAAAAUGUCUUUCUUUUUUUCAUCCUUGUGAUCUUUUUGUCAUGAGAAUUUUGGGUUGUAGGCUAUCCUGCAGUCUUUUAUGCAGAGAGCGUUCCUGGGAAAAGUGCAGGACGUCCAAAAACCAUGACAUGUACAGAGUAGUAGUAGGCUGGUUCUCGUGCAUCUUUACUAUCACUAUCCCUGAGUAUGCCUUCACGUGCAGGUAGAAGCGUUGUGGCCAGGCAAUUAGUUGUUAAAAGCAGUCUUUAUUGGCUGCAUCCCAUAACCUCCAAAUAUGCACACGCAUGCAUUUCCACGGCAUUGGUGUAUUUAGUGGAGCAUAUGUGGUGCUUGGCGCUGCAUUCCUGUCUCAUUUGUCCAAAUGUCAUCACAAAACCUGAAACCUGUCACACAGGAUGUCAGAGGGUGAUUGGAAAGCUGCACGCGCUGGAUCUGCUGCAUGAUGAGCAGCAUGCAGCCUGCUAUUAAGUGGUCGUUAAACGCCUGUUAGUGUACAGUGUCGUUUCUGCGCCUGAGGCGAGAGGAGCCUCAUCACUGUUCGUUUAGCUGCUAAAAGAGCAAGUAUGCGCGAGGCUGUGCGCGAGGACACGGUCUCAGGUCCGCGUGCAGGCUGUGGCAGAUGCAUCACCCGAAUUUAUGCCAGAGUAAAGUCACCCGUGGGAAAUCUGUUCCGUGAAAGUGUAACGCUGGUUUAGCUUUGCUCAAGGGUGCUCAUAUUGAUGCAAAUGUGCCACAAUGAUGCAACUGAGGAUAAGGCAGUUACUCACUCACCUGGAACUCAGCCAGGCAGGAGGCUGAGCCAAAAGAAAGCCUAGUGUUCAUGCCUCUAUAAGCCAGGAGGGCUGUGGAAAAGUUACAAAGAAGGAGUUUUGUUUUAAACUAUCAGAGCGCACUGUAUCAACUUAUCCUGACUGAAGUACCUCAUUUUUGUCAAAUUCAAGAGCAGGGUUGCUCUUUUGUCAUCAGUUGUGACUAUGAUGUCUGAUUUACAGGUCUUAAAUGAACAGGCUUUCUUGUCAACAGUCCCACUAAUUGCUCUAAAAGCUUUUCAAGCCAUCCAAACGACCUUUGAAGACCACACAGCAGCAGUUAUUGGGUAUGAAAACUCUAAUUUCUCUGCACUUUGACAUGAACAUUGUUAGUCCUCUACUGGUCCUCUCACAGUGUCCAAUCAAAGCAUAGUUUGAAGAAAACUUGCAGGAUUUUGAUUCAUAACAACCUCUUUGAAUACAUUUUGGAGAACUUGAGUGCAGAAAAUGAGUACAAGGCAAUAAGGAGGCAUUUUAAGAUCCCAAAACACAAUUUUCUUUCCAUUCUGGCUCAGGAGUCCUCAGAAUACCAAACAUCAUGCUUGACCUGACAAUCUAAUGUGAGAAACCUCUAUCUAUAUGCAUAUGAAUUUCAUUGCAUGACAAGUAGAUCAAUUUGUCAAAAUAUAUACAAUAACUGUCACUCCCCUCAUCAUGUUUAAAUAAUUGAUCAUGUUUUCAUUACUUUUUCCCAUCAAUACAACCUCAUCAAUAAAUCAUAGCCACUUAAAUUCAUUCAUGGUCAGCUUCUUUUAGAAACAAACUCCCAAAGUUCAUUGGUCAGUAGAUUCAGAGAAUGCAAACACAGUGGAAGACUUUUUAUCGGUGGAGAAAAAAAGUGAUUUGAAAUAUUGAGUUUUCUAGAAAAUAGACCUCAACCAACCUUCACGCUUGCUUCAUAAGGCAUGUUGAAUGUUCACAGUCCGAGUCUGAUAAGGUUUGUAAAACAGCUCAUAAAUCUUUCAAAAAGAGUCCCCGCUUCUUCACUUCGGUGUAUCUAAUCUCCUGAUGUAGAGUAUUCUUAAAGAGAUGUUUCUAUCAGUAUCCUUCCACAAUCUGACAAACACUCUGAAAAUCAGAGCAUCUAUUUCUCCUUUGGUGAAAGACUUUUUUUCCUGUUUCUCUAUUGGGAUAUUCAUCUGCUCAGCCACCUGCUUGACAGUCACAUUAAUGUAACACAACAAAAAGGUAUAGCCAUAAAUCAUCUGAGACUGAAAUGUGGCUGAAUUCAUGUUAUUGUUAAUUGUCUGUACCCCUGCGACUCCUGGGACUCUGUAUUUGCACACUGUGGAUCGAGCAGCCGAUGGAUUGUGUGACAACAAUAGUGUCCUAGACAAAGGCAUGUAAAUGUACCACCACGACCGACUCAUGGGAGGGUUCUUUUGAAUUAGCAUAACCACCUGCUCAGUAUACAUUAUCCUGUUUAUUACCCAGCUACCACCUGAAGAAUAUACAAUAUCCAUUUAAGGAUGAGUCUGUAAACUUUUAAAUUACUCAUCUAUAAAACCUAAAAAAUAGUUGCUCUCUAAGGCCACCUUGGGGCUGAAUGUUUCAAAUCACGAUUUGGUUUUUCUAUUAAAGCUCUUGUGAGGUGUUUUUUACAUCAAUGAAACUGUCUGAAAUCAACAAUAAUGUUUUUUUUAAUGAUUUUCAAACACAAAUAAAACCAUCAGCAACAACAAAACAACUUGAACAUCCUCAUUUGGAAAUCUUGACACCACUGUGAGGGGGUAGAUGCCACCUGAGCAGCUGAAGAAACAGCUAUGUGUUUGUGAUUUCCACCUAAAAUAUUAACAACAAAUGGCACAUUUGACUGUCAGGAGUCAGCAGCAAGAGAUUUAUUUUGUCAAAAAUUCUUUCUCAAACAUGCCAAUUUAAGAAAAACUGCCACAAAGCCAAAGUUCCUUACAGGAGCUUUAAAUUAUUAUGAGGCAUCGGAAUUUCACAUUUUAAUAAGAUGCCAGUAUGAAUUAUAAAUUUGAAACCUGAUACCCUAACAAGAAAAAAUGAACACUUGGGCACCCAAAAUUCCCUUCUGUUGACAGUGAUGGUACAGAAAAAGUCUCAUAACACUGACCAACUUCUGACAAAUGGUUAAUAGUAAUGCCGCUGGAGUAAACAAGCCUUGGCUAUGUGUGGGCUCAUGUAGGUUGCCCCGCUCAGGAUAAGCCAUGGUUGGUAAAAACCUGACAAAACGGAGUACUGUAGUUAGGUGUAAAAUAUUGAAUUAAAUGUUGUGCUGCAUGACUGGCUCUAUUUUCAUUCUUUGAGUUAACUUUACGAUGUGAAAAUGUCCAAGUUAAUUGCUGAUAUUGUCACCAAGCAUAUUCUGGGUAAAAUAGUCACCGACCGUCCAUCAACAUCAUGUCAUUAUCGUGGUGAUAAUGAUACAAUAGAACUUAAAAACAAACCAACUGUGAGUUGCCUCUUAACGCUGCAUGACAACACUUUGUCCAGCUGGACUUGAAGCAGUUUGUUGCGCUUACUCAGGCUGUUUUCCUUUGUCUAGAUCUCUGCUUGUGUUAUCUUAGUUUUAAUGAGAAAUUACUCUGAACAGAAGCAUCUGCUAAAUAACACUGUAACACACCACAUCAUUGGCCUGGUUUAUUAAAAACACACCAGCAGACAGGGGAAGUAAAACUGUCUGUGAACAAACUAAAUCCAGCACCUUUCCACACUUUUAAAGUACGUAAGAGCUAAACUGCUGGGAAACUAUCCCAAAAAUAACUUGUUUUCUGGUAUUGCUGUAUUAUUUACUUUACAGGCUCGCUCUCUUCACAUUAUCUCCAUGCCAAUCAACCACUGCUGCCUGUUCGCUAACAUUUCUAUUUCCUCAGCACAACUUCUGGUUAAAGUUAUGAUUGUGAAACCUUUUCUUUCACCGGAUUUGGUGCCUUUCUAGACUACUGGAUGUAAAGCUGACAGAUAUUAUAUGAUUUCAAGCAUGUGGCAUUGAAUGAGUUAAGUAAUGAUUAUUUUGACAACCAUAUUUUGUAUUGAUCAGCAACAUAGUUAUCUACUCACCAGCUCUGCUGUCACUGCCAGGAUUGUAGGACAUCGCUCUACUUUUCCAGUCAGAGGUGGUUUGGUUCCUAGCAUACAGCACUGUUUCCCAACUCAUGUCAUGAUCCUUUCAACUAAGGAUUUAGGCAAUUUUACCAGAGACAGCCAGCAUUAUCAAGAGAUGAUUUAGGCCAAAGAGUCAAAGAAUGACUCAGAAUUAAAAAAAUGACUUAGGCCAUGAUUUUAAUAGGGUGAAGAUAUGCAUGUGCUAUCAGGUUGUUUAAGGGGCUGCUUAUGUUGUUUAAAUUAACGGAAACACAGAGAGAUGGGGGAAGAGAAAGAGAACAAGAAAUAUGGCCAAUAUGGCUACUGCUGCCAAAAGAUGGGUGACAUCACUGACACUGUGUCCAGUAAUUGUACAGUCUAUGGUGCUAACACAUUGGGCAGAUGGCAUUUAAACCGAUAUGAAACCUGUGCACAGAGGAAGCCAGACUUUCUGAAGAUGUAAUAAGACAAAUUUGAUCAAAAUCCAGUCUUGAUGCAUUUGCAACAGGCUUGCCUCGAUGCAGAAAACUUGUUUUAAUCAAGUUUGUAUUGCCAUAUUGUGUUGAAAAUUGUGCUUUCUUGGCCAGAUGCAGAGAUGUAGAAAGAACAACAACAGAAGAGAACUUGGUCUGUAUGCUCUUAUGAAUUCAACUACUCUUCAUUAUAUUGAGAAAUAUUGAAUCAAUCUGAUUCAUAAUUGUUGUAUUGCUGGGGACUCGGGGAGAUUGCAGAGUCACAUGUGAAAGUAAUUGAAUAGUUUCUAAGACAGCUGCAAGCAGCACUUCCAGGACUGAGGACUCAUGCUCCAAGUAUGAACCUACUUUGGAAAGAGCCACACUUGUAACACUCAAUAAGUUCGGUCGCUACUGCACAAAAGAUCCAGCAGGCUCUUCCCUUCUAUCCAGGCUAUUGUCACCAUGUGGCCUUUAAACUUCCCUAGAUCUACUUCUUAAAGUUUGCCACACUUAACUAAAUUGAAUCUUGCUUUGCUUAAGAGACUCUUGAAUCUGUCAAACUUUUAAAUUGAAAAUAGACUUUUGAACACUGCUUCCACUUUCUCUGGGAUAAAAGUGACUUCAUUCCAGUCAUAUUAUGGGGAAUGAAGAGAGCCUGCCAGGCUUCUCCGUAUGUGGAUGUACUCUGAUUGUAUUCACUGUCUCAAUAACAUGAGUGUUAUGCUGAGAUUAAGCACCAUGUGAAGAUGUGUAACACUGACAUCCACAAGGAGCCAAUUUAUUAAAAUCUGCCUGACAGGAGUUUGGCUUCAACAAGCUAAAACAGAGCAGGGAGGAAGACGGUCUUUGGGUGUGUGUGUGUGCGUGUGCGUGUGUGUGUGUGUGUGUGUGUGUGUGCGUGUGUGUGUGUGUGUGAGGGAUGGCUUGCAGACAUCAUUAGAGCUCCAUUGGUUAUGGAUGAGUGAUUCCUCAAUGGCCUCAUAAAAACAGUGAGACGGAAAGAGUGAGGGAGGGUCAGAGAGAGGAAAAGUGAAAUUGAUUGUUUGGAUGAAUAAUACUGCGUGCUGCUUUGACAAAGUGACUGUGUCUGUCUCCACCACAUCUCUGUGAAGCUCCUAUGAGGGAUCGAUGCUCCUUCAAAUUGGAUGGCGUUACUACCACAGACUGAGAUACUGUCAGCUCGGCGUUAUCAUGUUAAAUUCCUCGCCGCUGCCUUUUUUGCGUAGAUAUCAUCUUUUCACACACUUGUUUUUAAGCCUGACAUCUCUGAGUGACUGCACAGCUGAAGUUCCCGUGCUUUGACUUUACGCCAAGAGCACCAAGUGAAGACAAUUUGUGGAGACGCAUGCAUGUGUGUGCUCAGAAACCCACUCAUACUCUGUACUUUGUCCUUUGCCAUCAGCCUCCUGGCAUCCAUUUAGCCGCUUCACCUCCUUUGCCCAACUCUUCUCCUCUUUAGUGAACUUUCAUUGUCUUCUGUGAUUGCUCUGGAGGAAGAGGAGUGAGUCCUUUUCGCCAGGUGUGCAUGUCCCUGCAUACUGCUUCUGCCAUAAGUGGACUGCAUGCAGUCAGUGGAUUAACCUUGCACUCCAGUAUACUUGAGUUAGACAGGCUUCCUGCAGACACACACACAAAGCAGCAGCUAUGUGUUAGGGCAGAGAAAUGGAUGGAGGUACGACAAAGGCAACACCUGACCUGAGUGAAGUUAAUUUGAGCAGAAGGUAAGAGGAAAGUCUCAGCAGGGAGAAAAUAAAACAGAACAAUGCUGCUCUACUAAAGGUCACAAGGAGAGAGAAAGAGACAGCUAAUGAGCAAAGGUAAUAAAUAGUGAAUAGAUAAUAUGAAAGCAGACAGAAAAGUGGGAAUUUUGGGUGACUGAUGGUUGGUUUGAAGCUGACAUGAGUGUGAACAGCAGUGAUGAGAGCAGGCAUUCUCUUUAUUGAAAUAGAAGUUUGAAUACUUCUAAAAAAGACUAGUAAAAAUGAGGUACUUUUUCAAUUUCAUAAAUAAAGAGUAUGGGCUCUGAGAGGUAAAAUGCAACCCUCUAGAUGUAUUUUAGUUGACUGUUUCUGGGCAUAGCCAGCUGAUCCUCAUGAGAUGUUUAAAAGUUAAUGUGCAUUUAUGUACAUCGUGCCACUCAGAAAAGGUCCGUCAUUUUAACUUCACAUGGUGAAUCUGAAAAUCACUAUGGACAAGAGUUUGAACAAAGCUGACAUAAUCUUUUUACUUUUCAAUGCACAGUAAAAACUUCAAAAUACUUACACAUCACGCUUUCUAGAUGUUAUGGUGUUGUGAUUGUUUGCUCAGUGCUGCUUUGCUUAACCAUGUCCUCCACUUUUGUAGAACAAAAUUACUGUAUUAUUUUACUUAGGUCAAGGGGACAUGGAUUGGUCAGGUUACAAUGAGAGCGCCCCCUGCUGGAUCAUACAGCAAGUUACUUCAGCUGCCUGAUGCACUGGUAUACUCUAUAAUCAUGAGUUUGAGCGGUUUAUUACAGUUUGAUUAUGAAUUUUCCCGCAGAGUUCAAAUAAAGGUUUUCAUCUCAGAUAGACAGUGACAGCCCACAGGCCACAUACAACUUUAUCUCCACUUUUAAAAGAUAAUAUGAUUCUUUGCUACAAAGUGCUUUAGUCAUCUGUGCUUGUUGACAUACAGGUAGUAGAGUAUUAUAGUUUAAUGGUGUAGGUGGAAGCUGGGAUUUCUGAGCUCCAAGUUGGAACUUGGUCAGAUAUCCGACUUGGAAAGUCUGAUGAUCCACACAACCCCCGAGUUGACAUUUAAAGAUGGCAGCUCCAGUUGUAAACAGUAAGUAAAAGUAAGUAAAAAAAAAUAGGCUUUCAUCGGCAUCCUUGUGUUUCCUCUUUAUCCACUGUGAUUGCAGGUUGCAAAAGGACUGCAUAUUUGUCCAGAAGUUGUUUAUAUUCAGCCAAGGCAAGUGGGAGAAUAACUUUCGUAUAUGUAGCCACCUUUUUUUUUUCUUCCAUUUUUGGCCGUUGGCUACUUUUUUCCGACUUUGAAACUGAAAUUCUAAUAACGCUGAAGUGACGUCGUUCUCAGCUCUGAUUUCUGACUUCUGAGGUAAAUGGAAUGUACCAUUAGUAUAGCAGCCAUUAACCAAGGCUGCUGCCCAAGCUAGUAGUGGGUUGCUGCACUUCAGCUUAGACAUGACAUAUAAGAGGUGUUUUGAUAAAAAUAAAUUGACUUGAGUUUGCCUUGGCUAAGUUGAGUUGAGUAGAGUUGUUUCAGUUUAGUUUGGUUAAGUUGGUUUAGUUAAGUUUGGAUAAGCUUGGUUUUAUUGGUUUACUUUAGUUUAGUUUGGUUUUGUUGGUUAGUUUAGUUUAAUUUGGUGUAGCUUAUUUAAGUCAAGUUUGGCAAAGUUGAGUUUGGUUUGGUAAAGUUUAGUUUUGAUUGGUUAAGUAUAAUUUGGUUUCUUUUAAUUAAGUAAAGUUUAGUUAGGUGUUAGUCAAGUUAGUCAAGCUUUUUUGAUCUGAAAAUAAUGUAAAGCUAUUAAAGGGGUAUCGGAAAAGAAAUAGAGUUUGAAAAAAAUGCAUAAUACUCCCCACCAAAAGAAGAAAAAAAAUCAAGAGAAGAUGAAGAAAGACUCAAGUAAACAACAAAUAACCUAAAAGCUCUUCUUAAGUACAGUCACAAAGUGUUUGUUUCUAGUAAUUGCUCACCUUUCAGCGUCAAUAAUCAUUUGUUCACUGAGUGACAUUUGCAUUCUGAUGUUCUUUUACUUCUUGUUCCUCCUAAAAUGUGUCACAGUAGAUCUGUGUUCCUGGGAUGACUGAGAGAAAAGACACAAGGACGAGAUUUAUGAGGAAACAACAUUUUUAUCCAUCCCUGUGUUUUCCAUUCAAACUGUCUUUUGCUGGAUAUUCAGUAACAGACAGGUGAGACUGAUUCAGAUACUUCUAACAGACUAACAAGACAGAUGCCGUGAGGGUGAGGCACACAGACAGCAGCAGCAGAGAUUUGUUUUAUUACAGACAUUAUCAGAUCAGGGGAUGUUUCAUCCUGGAAUAUUAGAUUCUGCUGCUGCCAUUGAUCCUGACAGAGAACAAGGAGAUGGAUGAGGGGGAGUCUGAUUUCAGAUGUUAAGAAGUAACAAAGAUGUUUGGGUGUCUGUAAAUGUGACUUUCCAGGGAAAUGAAUUAAGAUCCCCCUUCACUCAUAAACUGUGUGAUGAGAUGGAGAGCUACUCUCAUGUGACAGGAUCUACUGAUCUCAUCCCAUAACAGUAACACAGUUAACUACAACUGUUUUAUAGGUAUUAGUUUUAAAGAAGGUGCUGUGUCUUUGCUAAUCUUAAAACCUCUGAACGUGAGUCAAACAUGAAUCAGGCUUUUCUGCUCUUUUUACCUUUUACUUAUUUUACCAUCAGGAAAUCUGUCAUCAAAACUACGUGUUUUUUCUCUUGUUUAUACCAAAAGCUUAGACCCAAUAAACUUUUUCUGGUGAUUUUUGAUAGGCCUUAAAUACUGUUUGAGCUGAUCUAUUGGCUGUGGCAGUGUCAAAAGUCAUAAAGGGAUUGACAUGGUCAGCAGCAAUGCCCAGGUAGGCUGUAGCAGUUAAAUGAUGCUAACAAUGGUACUAAGGGGCCCAAAGUGUGCCAAAAAUACCCCCCACGCUAUUACACCAGCAGCAGCCUGAACCACUGAUGCAAAGCAGGAUGGAUCCAUGCUUUCAUGUUGUUUACUCCAAAUUCUGACCCACCAUCUGAAAUUCUGACUUAUCAGACCAGGCAGCGUUUUUCCAAUCUUGUAUUGUCCAGUUUUGGUGAGUCUUGUAGCCUCAGUUUCCUGUUCUCAGCUGUAAGGAAUGGUACCUGGUCUGGUUUUCUGCUGCUGUAUCACAUCUGCUUUAAGGUUUGAUAUUUUAUGUGUUCAGAGAUGUAUUCUACAUACCUUGGCUGUAGUUAUUUGACUUGCUUUGCCUUUCUAUCAUGUCAAACUAGUUGGCCCAUUCUCCUCUGACCUCUAACAUCAACAAGGCAUUUUCACCCACAAACGGCCACACACUUUCCUUUUUUUUCUCAGACCAUUCUCAGUAAACCCCGGAGAUGGUUGUGUGUAAUCACAGUAGAUCAGCAGUUGCUGCAAUAAUCAGACCAGCAUGGUCUGGCACCAACAACUUUGCCACUUCAAAGUUACAGUGCAUCCGGAAAGUAUUCAUACCACUUCACUUUUUCCACAUUUUGUUAUGUUACAGCCUUAUUCCAAAAUGGAUUAAAUUCCCCUUUUCCCUCAAAAAUUCUACACAAAAUACCCCAUAAUGACAAAGCCAAAAACUUUUUUUCAGAGCAUUUUGCAAAUUUAUUAAAAAUAAGAACACUCAAAUGUUGCAUAUACAUAAGUAUUCACACCCUUUACUGGAAAAAGUGAAGUGGUAUGAUUACUGUCCAGAUGCACUGUACUUAAAUCCCAUUUCUUCCCCAUUCUGAUACACGGUUUGAACUUCAGCAGGUUGUCUUGACCAUGUCUAUAUGCCUAAAUACUUCGAGCUGCUGCCAUGUGAUUGGGUGAUUAGCUAUUUGUGUCAACAAGCAAUUGAACAGACAUACCUAAUAAAGUUGCCAGUGAGUGUAUGUUGGCUGCAGCUCACAACAGACACUGUAUCCCUUCUCGUUUUAACAAACACUCUCAAAUCCAUGGCAUCCACUGCAAAGAUCUCAGCCUCUUGACAAGCUUUGUUAGCCCAGCUUUAACAUUGCCUCUGUGCACAUUAUUGAACUUGGCACUUGAUAUUCUUCAUUGUCAACCAUGCAGUUCUUUAAUGAUGCACUUGUAUUGACUUUGCUCAAUGUUUAUUGUGUGCUGUCCUGCAUGGUUUUUGCUGGCUUUGUCUUUUAUGUUUUGAUGCUGUGGGUAUAAAUUAAAAUCCUCUGAGAGCAAUAAAAGUUUCAUACAUUCAUUUCAAUACUGGAUCAGGACGUCUGAUGAUGAGAUUCUGCUAUCAGCAAAAACUAAUGACCCAAGUCAGAUAGAGUUUUCUUAGAUACAAUCAAUGUCCUUUUCAAAUGCAAGUUCUUUGGUUUGUUAAGUAACUUUCCUGCAGUCAUGUCAUGCUGACGGCCAAAAGUAAGACUCAUACCACUUAACAUUAUGAAAGAUCCCACUGAGAUGAAAAAUAAAAACAUUGUAUUUGGCAAAGGGCACUCAUAUCAGACAGCCUGGUGUGGUAUUUAUCCACGUAGAGGGUGAGGUAUCUGCAUCUCUAUUCAAUGAGAAACUUUCUCUUUAAAAACAGCAUAUAAAUUCUAAUAUCAGAUAUUCCUGUCAGAUGAAAGACAUCUUUUGUCAGUACAAAUAGCAAACCAUACAAAUGACUGCAAAUACAGAACUGUACUUUAUGGCCCUUUUACUCAACUGCAGUCACGACUGUGAAGGGCUGAUAAGUUUAAAACUACAUUUGGUUGAUAAAUGACAGUUGUUUUUGUCAAGAGGGAGUAUGCGGGAGAAAGUUUGGACAGUUUUAAAGGCUCAUAAAUGACAGGGGCCCAAAAAUAUGUGAGCGUUGGUGAUAGUGAGGUGGUGGGGCACAGAGUAAUAAACUUUCAUCCAGUCCAAAAUCCUCGUCAAUACUCCAGGUUUCUGACAGGAAAAAAAUGAUAAGAUGACAGUCGCAACUUAAGGAUCACAUACUUUUUUUGUACCGCAGCUUUUGAUCAUGUCACACGGUAACGCAGUAUCAGGAGAUGUAGCAUUUUUGGCUAGCACGCUCACGUGUAUUUAAAAAAAAAAAGGUUGGUUUUCGCCAAGUUGAACUGAGUGAAUUACACCUUUAGAUUAAGUCCAGUAUGUUGACUUUGACCAAUGGCCCUUUUUUUUUUGGUCUUGAACAGCUAUUUUCUCGCACUAACCUCAACCUUUACAAUAACAAUGCAGUUAGGUCAUUUUACUUUUCGGGGUUGAAAGUCGAGAGUCAACUGUUCAGCUGAAACUCCAGGUCAUGUCUGAAAGCAUAAAUAUUUGGCUGAUAGGACAUGGGGCACUAACACCAUUUCCAUGUACCCACUUCUCGGGCUUUCUUGACCCUUCAUUGACAUAAACCUCCUCUUCAAGGUGUCCCAGAGAAGCAAAAUUUAUCCCACUUAAACUUUUGCUAAAAGAGGAUGAAAGUUGUUAAUCUCCUUUUAAGUCUGUCUUUAAAACUGUGUUUUGUGUUAGAUGAUCCACUUCUUUGGUCCACUUAAUUUGGGUAAUAUAUACCUAAAAUGCCCGCAGUGUUUAGCUGGUUGUCAUUUACAAAGUGAGACACACACUAAACUAAACUUGCAAUGAAGUUUUUCAUACAAUGACUCAAGCUCGUCCACCAGUGGUAAACAGAAAGUACUCUUGUUACUCUUUUUGACACAGUUUUAAAAAUAAUUGGGAAUGAGUCUAGAAAAAAGGGGUAUCUGAAAUAAAUCAGCUCUGCCUCCUACAAAGUUUUCAAUUGCUAGUCUGUUAGGAAAAAAACAGACUAAAAUAUCAGUUCACUCCUAAAACUUUCCCUCCCAAACUACCCAAAUGUGUAUGUUUACAGGUUACCAGAUGUCCUAUUUUAAUUAAGAUAUAACAGACUUAACCAGUGAUUAUGACAAGCAAAAUGAGAUAGGGUAGAAAUGAGCCAUGUUUAAAGCCUCUUUUGUCAGAAUAUACCAUAAAUCUGUUUGGGAUUUGUUGCCAUGAGUUAUGAGCUUCAAUCAAACAGAAACAGGAGUGGGUUGUUGUAAAACUGUGUUGACUUUGUAAUAUUGCAGUUACAGAGCUGAUAAAAGUGCAGGAAAAGCAACAUGAGCGCUGUAUCUGUGGCGAGCAGACGCGCAUUAUGCCUGACUUUGCCAAAGAGACUCUGCAGGCAGAGGUAUAUGCAGUUCAGUCAGUGUACUCACACACAGAUAGACACAAACACAUUUUGCCAAACUAUCAUCCUCAAUCACAGAGCCAAAAUGAGUUUCUGUAACUUUUCUUCCCCUCCUCGCUUUUUCCUUCGUUUAUUCUCCUCGCUGCUCUCAGAGAACUUUGAAAGGCCUGGACCGCCUUCAGAAGAAGAGGCGACAAGGAAAGGUCUGCUUCACUGCUAGUGAAAAUCAAUGGGCAUGAAGGAUGGGCUCGUGGAUUAUAGUGGCUUAAAAACAAAUACCGAACAGGAUAAAAAGGCUAAGGGGUCAGGCUUGAAUACUGAGCUCCAAACUCCUGCUGCUCAGCCUGAAAAGCUGACAGAAAGAUGUAGAAAUAUUAAGAUGAAGCGUAGGUGAGUGUUCAUCUCAAGGUUAAAGAAGCAUAAGAAAGCCUCUUAAACUCUUUUGUGUUGUGUUUUACUGCAGAGACACCACAGGUAGUGUGGGUGUUCCUGAUGUACAGCGGUGUGGAUCUGCUGCAGCACCCAGCAUGAGAGCUAUAAAUUAGCUGAUUCCACAACCAUGUAGUUUUUAUUAUGCUGCACUUUUCACUCUGGCAAUUAUUUUUUAAAGGGAGAAGCUGCUGUCCCUCUGAGGCUGUAAACCAUGAAGCUCAUUUAAGCUGCACUUUUGAUUUCCAAGAGAGCUGUGAAGCUUUAAAUCACAGUCACUCUGGAUGUUUUCCUCCCUCGAGUAGACCAGGUUUGGACAGGCGCUGUGUUUCUGUCUCUGUAUGAUGGCCCCAUUAAAUUUGAAGUACAAUAACUAGGUAGUGAAAAUGAACAACACACCUGUGCAUUCUGUCUGCAGUGUUAUUUUGCGUUUAUGUUGGAUGUAACUCCUUUAACUCUGAUUUGUUCUCUAUCCUAUUUCUGUGAAUCAAAUGGUCACCCGUCUAUUUAUGUGCCCCAUCUCUCCACAGGCAUCGUCUCCCUGAUCUCCCUGGCUGUCCUCUCCUAUGAGCGCUACAGCACCAUGAUGACCCCCACUGAGGCAGACUCCUCCAACUACUGCAAGAUCUCCCUGGGCAUCACCCUGUCAUGGGUCUACUCCCUCAUCUGGACCAUGCCGCCGCUUUUUGGUUGGAGCAGCUACGGCCCCGAGGGUCCCGGGACCACCUGCUCUGUUGACUGGUCAGCCAAGUCGGCAAACAACGUCUCAUACAUAAUCUGCCUGUUUGUCUUCUGCCUCAUCGUGCCCUUCCUGGUGAUCGUUUUCUGCUAUGGGAAGCUGCUGUGCGCCAUCAGACAGGUGAGUGAAUAUGGGGACUGGGGAGAACCUGUAGAUCCAGCAAGAAAGACCUUGGCUGCUCCUUUAGCCUAUCCACAGCCUGUAAACUCUGAUAUUUAAGGGGAUGAUAGAAUGAUAAGUUACUGCCGUUGCCAGCUCAUACAGAUUCUAUCAAGGUAAGUAGCCAGAUAGGAGAUUAGGGAUGAAAAUGUAUUCCCUGUUUUUACUUUCACAGCCUCAUGAAAAACAGUGGCCUCCUUUUUUGAAGAAUAUCUUCCUUUUGUUAUGAGGAAACUCAGAGUGAUGAAUUACUGAAAGAUAUUUUAUAUAAAGGACUGAAAGCACCAGAUUUACUUUAGCCUGACUGUGAACCCAAGGACACUCUAACAUGUGGACAACAGAUGGUCUUGAUUAAACCAACAACACUGUGAACAACACUGACCUAAGGAAACACUUCAUGAUGAAAUAUGUCUUUGUUUAUGAUAAUGAUACACAACACAGACCCAAUGACCGUGUUGUGAACGAUUUUGCUACCCAAGAGAUCGAUGACUCAGAUGAUACAUUGUUUCAGUUUGCGAGUGAAGAUGCAUGAUAUGGUAUUUAUAUCUCUAUCUCGAAUUAAGGAUACCAAUAAAUAUGCACACCUGAAGGUAAGAUAGAUCAAGAUUAAGGAAGCAAAAUGUUAGCGCUGAAACAAUUUCCAAAAUGACUGGAGUAAUUGAAAUGUGACAAAGCCUCAAGGCAAAUGUCGUGCCUCGAUCUUAAGUUUUAAAUCCAGACUUCAAGUACUCUGUAUUUUGCAUAUGUUUAUAUAAUUCUGUUAACCAUUGUACAAACCUGACACAAAACCAGACAUCACUUAGGUUCAGCUAUUUUUUUACUGUGCCACUAUCCAGGGUUAUGUCAUGACUUUUUGACUGGAGUGGCUUAAAUGGAGCACUGAUGUAGAUCGGGGUGGUCGAGGUAUCUGUGCACACCAUGGACUGUAUAUAAAAUGGACAGAGUUUGCCUCCUUGCUUGGUGAAGCCACUCCGAGAACAGCACCCUCUGUUGAUGGGCUGCAGUAUAGGUCAUAAAUCCCGCCUCCGCCAGCAAAGCUUAUGGAGCUGUGGACAAAAUUCUGAAAUUUAUUACACAGAACAGAUUUUUUUCUCCCCCCUGGUUGUCGAUUGACAUGUAGUUAUUGUAAGACUGGUUUGUGCUCAAGUCCUCUUUUUUCUGUGAAGCUCCGUUUUUAAAAGUUAGUAGGGGGUUCAUGUUUUCUUUGAUUGACACCUAAUACAGCCUAUUGGCAUUCAGGGAUUGCAUAGUUCACCCAGGGGAUAAGCUGUUUGAGCCGAGCAUCAUCACAGCAACUCUCGGCGACUCUCCUGCCGAAUGCGCUACUGCGCAGCGCUGGUUUCAGAAAAUGAAAAAAAAUCCUGGAAAUACUGAGAGCUUUUUGGCUUCAAAUCCGUAUACAGGCGGGAGGCAGAACCAAGUUGUCCCUAGUAUAUACAGUCUAUGGUGCACACACAUAUUAUUAACAUUAACCCACUCUGUCUUCACUAUCUGCUUUUACAAUUAUCACAAAAGUGUUUGCCAGUUUACUAACAUAAAGUCCAGUAGUUUUUAGGCCCAGUAAUAAGACAAGAUAAUCCUUUAUUGUUACUACAAGGGGAAAAAUUGCAUUGUUCCAGUAGUUAUGGCAAGAAUACAUUUAAUGAAAAUACGUUUGAAUAAUUAAUAAAUUGGCAAAAUAAAUAGUCGAUACAUUACUUACAUUAGCAGAAUGGCGGAGAGAUAAGGAGGAGAGCUGGAGGACUAAUAGACUGUGUAAAACAAAACACUUUCACUUUAUAAGUAACAAAAUGACCCACUUCCUCUCUGCCAUACCUGUGAGCAAGAGCUAAAGUCUGCCACUACCAUUUCAUGAAUACUUUUCCAGCUGGUUGAAAAAUUAAUUUCACAGUUUUAAUGAGCCUCUGCUCCAGCGACCAUUGUAAAACAGGGAUAAUUUGAAAUAAUAAAAUUUGGCUAUAUAACACUAUAAAUACUGAAGUUAUAUCACUAUUAGUCCAUAAAGUCAAUCUCAGGGUCUUUUUUAAGUGGAGUUGCAUUUCAUUGACUUACACAUCAGUUGGUUUACACAUUGAUAUACACUUCAUCUUCUUGAGGAGAACUGAUAGGACUGAUGUGAUAAAUAUGCUGGUUCCCAACCUCAGGAUGAGUUUAGCAGAGUAUAUAGAAAGCCUCUGCACAGGAAAUCAGAUUAACUGCUCAAACUGACAUAUUGAUGGUUCUACUUUAUGAGUGUGUAGUAAAAGCUUUUAUAAUUUGGUAAACCAGUCUCAGAUAAGCCAAUAAUGAAGAGAACUCUGGAGGUUGGCUGGUGUUAGAAGACACCAGCAAACAAAGACAAGGCAGAGACAUGUCGAGGCUAUAGAGUUGCUCAUUAUGAACUCAAACUAAGUUUCUGUAAAAUUUAAAAUGUUUUUGGCAGACCUCAAAAUCUUGUGGCAACACACAAAAAAAAAAGUAAAUUAAAAGAAGUAAUGAUUUGAGUCUGUUAUACUGGACAGUUUCUGCCAUUAUACAUCAAAUACGCGUGAAACCUUUGUAUAACAUUACAUAACAUAAAAUAACAUAUCACAUAAUUGGCUUUGCAUUUUUCGGUGUAAAGUUUUGAGGGGAAAGUUGCAUUACUGUGAACAGAGUUUUUAGACACCGUUUCAUUGCAAAGAACUGGGAUUACAUUAGAGAUUCCAAUUAUUUUUCAAGACAUUUGGAAAAAUAGAAAGUUGAGUAGAAGCCACUUGAUACAGCCCAGGUUCACAGUGACAGCCUAGUGAGUAGUCAGUAAAAAUAAAAAAUUUAGAUAUUUUAGAUACCAAACUUAGGGCCUGAUAUAGAAAAUUGCAUGUGUAAUUAGUGGGCAUGUUGCAGCUGCUCUACUAUCAUUGCGCAAUUGAUAACAGGUGCAAAAGUGGUGUGGACCGCCCUCUUUUAGCGUGGGAUUUUGCGUGGGUUAUCGGCUGUCACCAUGGAGAGUUUGUGAGAGCAGAGUGACUGUCAAUGAAAAAUUAAGUUUGAAGCCAUGGAGUUGCCCAUAUGGUUUUGGGGAACUGCAUAGGGGGAAGCAAGGCAAGUUUAUUUGUAUACCAUCAUUCAUACACAAGGCAAUUUAAAGUGCUUCACAGAUGCAAGAAAAAUAAAGUAAAAAUCAAAAAAGGGAUUAAAACAAUUUAAAAUCAGUAACACGAACAGAGAAAUUUUCUCGUGUGUGCCGUGUUUGACCUUGUUAUUUAUAAAAACCAUUAGACGCAGGAAAAUGCUGUGUUACAAAGAGUUUUUCAAUAGGAGAUAUGGCACAGGUCAUAUUUGUGUCUGGCUUCCAAUCAGCCCAUAGGUCACUCAGCAUUACUUUACGAUUACUCUUCUAUUUUUUUUUAUUUCUGACAGUCCAAAUAUGUUGACAAACGCAUGGAGACUCUCUCUCUGUCAUCUAUCAUUGCACUUCUGCAUCCUUCCCAUCACAAUGACCGUGUGUAAUGUUGUGCCAGUUUGCAUGUGCCUUUCAAACAUACAAAAUAUAGACGCAAAACAGUGACUGCAAUCGGCUUACGGGUUUGAUAAAUCACAUUGCAGGUGCUAAAUGAUUUCAUUUGCAUCUGCUCCUCCCAGUAUUAAGUGCGUUCUGAUGAUCUACAUAUAUUCUGCAUAUUCAUGAAGGCAAACACGCUAAAUGGAUUGCUUGUGCUAUUUUGCUCAUUUGACAGACGCAAUCCUCAGUGCACCCAGUUAGUCGAUCAGGUUUGCGUGCACUAUCAAGUUUGCACGUGUUUUUGCACACAAACCUUUAGUAGAUUAGGCCGUGGAGUGUGGUAUCCACAAACUGCCCUAUUGCUUACUGUUCUGAUGUGAAAAUGCAGUAAGGUGAUUUAGUAUCAAGCGCAAAGGUCCACUUGGUUUCACCUUUAUGCUCACUGCAUGCAUGUUGAAGUAUUAUGGCAUCCUCUUGCAGCCAGAAAGUCUGCUUGAAGUGGUGGCCCUGAAUUGCAUGAAUGGCUUCUUGUCUUUAGGCUAUGUAUAUUAGCCUUCUGAUUGGCUGGUGACCACUAGAACAGGUUGUACCUCGCCUUCUGCCCAGUGAGAACAGGAAUAGAUAACCCUGCAUUUAAUAAACUGAACCUGAAGCUGCACAAUUUCGUGUCUCUGCCACUGCUUUGCAACUGUCACAGCUGCCAUGCAUAAGUGUUGCUCUCACAUUUUCAGCCUUACCAUCACCCCAGCAUCUAUCUGCAGGCUCCAAAUAGAGGCUCUGACACAUUGUCUUGUCACUCCUUAAUUUCUGCGUGUAAAAGUAAACUGUCAAAUGUAAUGAGGUUGGGACCUAAACCCUCAAUAACUCAAUAAUCUGCUUUCUCAAUUGGCAGUCCAAAGCUGUUGUCUGAGAAAAGUAACUAAGAUAAUUUAGUUGUUUUUAUGAUAAUUUGAUGCUGUUCUGUUUUGUUUUUUCUAUAGUUUCAAAUUUUCCAGAGAUCUAGCUGUAAAGGAACAACAACACAUCACAAUAAGAACUCAGUCACAGAGUAGUCUGUGUGUCCUUUUAAACCAGACACAUCACCUUCAUUAUGUAUUCAGCUGGAGAUGUCAGCAGUGAGGCGAGGAGGACGGCUGAUCAUCAGGAGUAUUUUUUAGCCUGUGGCUGUGAACUGUGACAUGAUGUAACCUGUGUUUGGGCUUUCACACACUGUCCCACACUGACUGACUAGAGGGAUAUUGGAGGAGACAGCGUGGAAGACAGUGCUUGCUCUCUUCAAGGAGGCUUCACACUUACAAACACACACACACACACACACACACACACACACACACACACACACAGUAAUACUCAGUUGCAUAGUUUGCUAGGACAGAUCCCAGAGCAAUUUUCUAGCGCUACAACUCACUUGGGCUGUGUAAGCAUCAUGACUUCUCAGGUAAACAAUGAGUAAUCUGUGUGUGGCUGAGUGUGUUUGUGUGUGUGUGUGUGUGUGUUUGCAGGAUUUUGCUUGUGCUCUAUCUGUGCUCUAUGGUCUGUUUGCAACAUUUAUGAAACAAAAGAUACCAAAAAUGCAUGACAAUAUAGUGACACAGUGGCCCUUUUGUUUCCUGGAGUUUUCCUCCCAAAACUCUGUGUGCAUUCCUUCUCCCUUUGUUCUGAUCUAUUCAUCCCUUCAACACAUCUGCACACCAUCUUUCCUCAUCAGAAAACACACACACAGCUUUGUAUAGAUGAUAAGGAAGGAGGGAAAGUGAUACUGUUUUGUUCCAAUUCUCUCUUUGUCUUUGUCAGCUAUUCACUGGUCUCAAAGAGACUUGUGAAAUUACCUCAAGCUCAUUACACAGCACAAUGCUAGCAUGGAAUUAGUAAAGAAAUUGUCUGCCAGCAACACAGAAGCCAUGCCAGUGGAAAUUCGAUUAGGGCUCCUUUUCGUGUUGCCUCCUUCUCCCUAAAUUCAACAAUAACCAUGUUUACAUGUGCAAAAUUUCUUGAUCCAAUUAAAUAUUUAAGGGAACGGAAAAUGUGAAUCCACUGUUUAGAUGGGCAUGAAAUUAAAUAAUCCAAUCAUGACAUGCUUGUACAUGCAACAAGCUUUAUUUAGACAUGCACAGAGUUAUGUGAAAACAACGGCAGAAGAAGAGUUGGAUUUACGUCUGUGUUGUCAACAAACCAACAACCACUGUAGUGGCUCACUUUGUCUGAUUCAGGCCUUUUCCCUCCACUCAGAAUGGACCUGAACCAGGUUCUGGAUCGCUCUUAGCAUACAUGAUCAUCAAGCGGAUCCAGCAGCACAUACUGAUCCUGCGCUGCAUGAGGGAAAAUGUAUCCAGCAAGAAAGUAGUGUCAGACACACAUCAAUUGCUCUUGGAUCUCACCAUGUUUACGUCUUGCCACUAACAGCAGAAAUGUGUCAUGUCAGCAUAGGGCACACAGGGCAGUCAGGUUAGUUUAGUCCCAACAGAGAGACAUGAUCGGAAUAAGUGUUUUUAUGGACGCGUUUCAGAAUAACGAUCGGCAUAAACCACCCCUCUCGAUCUGAAUACUAUUUUUCUCCAAUUGAGCCAAAUUGGAUCAGAAUUUUCUUAUUGACAUUAUUACAUGACGCAUUUUUAUUGACAUCAUGGCAAUGGUGGAAAUAAUGAGAAAAUAUAAUCAACAUGUACAUUUCCUGUGUCUGAGCAUGUCAAGAAGAAACAUUCCCUGGAAUAAAUUUGAAUAAGAAGCACCUUUUGUGCCUGCAGCAAGCUUCAACAAAACAGAAAAGCUUUCAAGAAGAUAGUUGACUUAGUGUGGAAAGUCGUGAUGAGUCGUAGUGACAAAGUGGAAAGAUGGUUCAGGCAAACAUUAGACUUUAAGCCUGUAAUGGAAAUCUGAGAGCUGCUCAUCUCCUUAUUGGAGAAGUUUCUUGAGAUGGGGAUUUUUAAAUUCAGAAGUUUUUGUUCAAGCCGGAAGAACAUUUAUAUAGAGUCUGGGGUACAACUGUGUAAAAAUGUCAUAGAGGAUUUACAACUCACAAUUUACAAGUGAAUCAUUUACAUAGUUCAUGUAUUAUAAACCCACAUUUUAUUGUCAAGUCAUGAACAACCUGGGUGCUCACGCUGUACAUGUCAACACUGUCCUAACAAUAAAAGUGUAUACAGCUUGAGCAUUACAUUAUACACUGAAUUUCCCAUUUGGAGAAAAAUAAAGUUUUUCUCAUCUUAUCUUAUCUUACAGCCAUCAGCUUUGUGAGGUGUCAAAAACUCCAGUGUAGAAGCUUUUGUAAGACUGUGAUCAAAUACUCAAGCUGAUGUGUUGGAUUGCACAAGAUGGUACAGAUGGUCCUGGUCGUAUGCCUUACUGAUAUGGACAUGAGUAUUUCAGCAGUCCACAUUACAUGACACACUUAGUGCUCCUGAAAAUGAUGGACUAUUUUGCUCGGGCACAUCUUUAAGAUGUCGAUAAAGAAAUUCAUAUGCCUGGUUGGGGGCAGCUGAUUGGGCUGAGAAUGAACAGCUUUACACUGCUUAGGAAAUGAUGAGCAAUCAAGUUGACAUUCAACCUAUUUUAAAAUCAAUUGUGCAACUAAAAAAUCAGGUCAGAACUAUUUAUUCACACAGCGUUUGCAGGGCUUAACCAGAAGCCUGAAAUCCCCCUAGCUGCCACCCUGAGAGACUAAAUCAUGACUAGCUAUUUGCCUUGUCACUGGUGGCACUGAUUUUGAAAUCAACUACUCUGGGUCAUGUUCAGCAGGCUGUCAGAAGCUAAAUAAGUGCGAAAUUGCAUUUCUGAGUAUUUCUUAAUUUAAAUUGCAGUGAAUCUCUGGCAGACCCAAACAGCAGGCUCAGACACAGUGGGGUUUCCUAUGUCACAAUUCCAAGCCCCCUCCGAGCCCCGUUAUGCAGGCCUGACUCAGAAAAAUGGAGAUGACAGUCGCAGAACAAGCAUAUGCGUUUGCGGAUUGCGAUGCUAGUAAGAAAGCUAAUUAUGAUAUUAGCUUUCAUCAUUCCGCUAAAGACAUUAUUGUCCGAGAGCUGAAUAGCUCCUAUGUUACCUGCUUCUUCUACUACACCGGCAAUGUUAGGCUGCAAGCUAGCGUGGAGAGGAGUGUGCAGAGCAGCACUGUCUCAGCCCAUGACCCAGAGGCGAAUCACAAAUGAGCUACUGAAGCUCUGCAGAAGAAAAGCCCUUAAAAAUGACCCAGGUAAUAUGAUUUUGGCAAAAAACAUAAUAAUUACAAUUUAAAGACCACUGAUAACACUUUAAGUAGUAAAAUAACAAAAACGAUCCGAGUGGGACUUUAAAGAAUUAAAUGUAGCAUAUUUUACUGCUGCCUGUGUGUUGAGUAACCUUUUAAAGUUAGUAGUUAUACACAAAACCAUGCAUCCUUUAUAUGGUCAAAACACUUUUUUCUAAAGACUUAAAGGUUACAAGUUUUUCAUGAUAGGGCAUAAUCAAGGAUGUGGCUCAAACUAAAAGUUAGGUUGACUCAGCAAAUCUCUACUUUAGAAACUGAUAAAUCACCUCACCGAGACAAUUUAUGUCCCAUUUAUGUUACAGUCGUCCUGUCCAGAACAGCACUGUGAAGGCGCUGAGAUUAUGAGAUCAGAGACUUCUUCUAGGCCAAAAAUCCAGGAUUAAGCUUUCUAAGGGCAGAUUUUCUUUGUUUCAAACACCACCAAACCAGCUAUUGAGGUUUUCAGGAGUUAUCUCAAAGAGGACUUUAUCAAAUAGACUGCAGCUGCACCUGAACUAAACAGCUUAGGAUUUUCCUGAAAGCGUAUAGUUCUGUUUUUUUAUGGGGACUUUUUGUCACAAAAAGCUUCAACUUGUUAUUUUUAAAAAAAUAUACUUUAAAGGUUCUACAGAGUCAUGGGAGUUAAUACAUUCAAUCAACAAGUGUUAGCAGGACUUAAUCAAGCCUGUGUCUGGGCCCCCUCAGGAAUUUAGUUAGGAAAGUUAGUGUUUGUCUCUGCUCAAAACUUUGAAGAUUGCUGCACUUUUAAAUAACGCCUUUUUUACUUAGCUGAAGAUGAGCGAAUAUUAUAUUGGAUAUUAGUUUUGAAUCUGAUACCCACCAUAGUUGUCAAGUUGUUUGUCUCCAUGUCACACAAGAGCAUGUCUGAGAAGAGACAGUUGAAGUAGUGUGGAGUCUGGGAUUGAGUGCAGCCUAUCUAUUGCAGACGUUGGUUUCCUGGGUGACAGAGCGAGUCCAGUGCUAUCAGGGCAGCUGUGGAUGCUUAAUAGUAAAGCCUUCGGAGCCAGAGAGCUGAUCUACUGCUCUGAAAGAAACAGACUGUGACCUUCUGCUACUGGAUCUGAGGCUGACCUUAACUGUACCUCAAUAAUCCCUGUGGUCAAUAAUCUGAAACGAUUCUAUGAGAAAAUGUAUUUGUCCACAAGACCAAAGAAAAUAACCAAUCUCAAACUUCUUUGCAACCAAAAUGACAUGUUAACAGGAGUGUGUCCAAAGGAGAGGCAAGGGGUGGCACCGCCCCCUUUUUGGCAAUCUCAGUUUUUACAUAAAAAUUCUUAACUGGGUCUGAUGUGAGACUCACAUCAAACUGCAACAUUUUUAUACAUUUUAAUGUUACUCAUUUUCUUUUAUUUGGACACAUAUCUUCUUUUAUAGUCUUACAGACAAAAAGGUUUCGGAUUCAAAUGUUGACACUGAUGUGUCACUAUUUGUAAUUGAAGAUGUUUUAAACAGAGAUAUUACUCUAUCAAGAUGUGGGGAAAAAGAGUUAUAUCUGGGCUGAACAAUAAACAGAAACAACUGCUAGGACAAAGGAGACACCAGACUGUGUUAAAGCGGUAGUGUAACUUAAAGCAGAUCAGAAGUGUGUGAAUAUGUUGAUACCGUUUUACUGUAAUGCAUGCAAUAGAUGGAUGGAUGGAUGGAUGGAUGGAUGGAUGGAUGGGUGGAUAGAUAGAUAGAUAGAUAGAUAGAUAGAUAGAUAGAUAGAUAGAUAGAUAGAUAGAUAGAUAGAUUAUGUAUAUGUAAGUUAUAAAUGUUGAACUGUGAGAGGAGGUUAUACUACCUUAGUCUCAGUGAUUUAAGCUUAAAAAAAAAAAGAUUAGUGGGGUCAGCAUGUUUAGAUGAAUACUGUUUUUCCUGUGCACAUCAUGCCACCUCUUUAAAUUGGGCCAUCCCGGUCAAAAAGUCUGUGCUCAUUUCUGUAUGUUUAAAAGUUUCUUCACUUUCUUUCCUUUUUCCUUCUGCUACUUUCAACCUUUUAGCUUCUUUCUGUAAUCCCAGAUGGUGCCCGUCACCACGGUGUUUUGUGGUGUGGAGAUGCAGAGUUCAUUUCACGCAUAUCUGUGGGACUCUGCUCACUUUAUCUUACAUAUCUAUAUUAUGUCAGCUGAGCUUCUUGAGUCCCUUUUGGACCCUUUUUUUGUGCAGGACUACAUCUGCACUCUUUAUCUCUGUUCUCUGUGCUGUUUCUGGGUUAUUCUUCCUCCUCUUGAGAUACUGUGUAAAGUAAAGGCUUUAGUCCUUCUGUCAGGUCAUAUUGGGUAACAUUGGCCAGGGCAGAUAAAAGUUGUUCAGCACUUUGUCAACUUAAAAGCUGAAAGAGUUGAAUUCCCCUAUCUAAUAAUGGGGUGCUCAAUAGAGUGGUCCAUAUGGAAAGACUAAAUCAAGAUUGGACUCCUUCCAAGACUGAUAUGGAUUCACUGCCUCAGGCCCAUUCCCUGUCAGACCUAAAACCUGAGUGAGGCAAUGUAGGUGUUCAUAUCAUAAGUGAAAUGACCUAGCUAUGCCAGCCCUGAAUCAGUGCAGUUUUGUGAACUUUAUUCAUCCUGAUGAAUAAACCAGGUGAGUUUAGAGUUCAAUGAAGAAGAGAAAGUGAGAUUAACAAGACAGCGAGUCAGUCAUGCUGAGGCAGGAAGUGUCUCUGCUGUUUGUCUCUCAUGAGAAAAUAAUGAAUUUCACUCUUCUACAGGAGCCAAAAGCUGUCUGAGUAAAUCAAAUCAGUAUGUAAGAUAAUAUAAUAAUGAUUUACAUAGAUUAUAUGGCAAAUAUAAGAGAUCAAAUUGUUGUGACUGACAACAUGAAUGUGCGUUCUCAGCAAACUGCCUCAUGUUUGAGUCAAAACACUGACAAAGCACUUUAGUUUUAAUGUUGUCAAGAAACUCAGAGUGAAAAAAUGGACAUUAAGACAUGAAUAUUAUCCCGUGCAUAAAUAUCAAUGACAGCAUCUUUAUGUUAUAUAGUAGUGGCAGGCAACUGUGACUUUCCCCUCAGAUUUUGGCUUUGGCUUGAUUGCUCCUGCAGAAAAACACAAAAUCAGUCAUUUCAAGUCUGUCAAUAUAUUAUGGCUUAAAGGCACAAUUACCACAAACUGAGUUUACAAUGGCAGCAGUUGAGCAUCUGUGUUUUAAUCUGCAUUAAUUUGACUGAGAUUCGAAGUCCAAGUUCUGCUAUAACCCCCUUAUCAACAUUAUGAGAUGCAUGCCUGUUGUUGGGGUACUUCUGUGGCUUUAUUUUGGCAUUCAAACUGCAACAUGCUAAUUCAGGAGGAGAACUGGACUCCCAACAGUGACUGAUGGACAGACAUUUUUAAUCAGCCAAAAACACAAUCAAAUCUACAAGUAUUGAGGACUGUGCAGUUUGCUGGAGCAACAAGUUAUCUUGCUAAUUAAAGAUACAUUAAUUAAAGGGGUUAUCUCCUGUGUCCCUCACAGAAUAAGUAAAAUUGACUUGACCUUGAUUGCUUUCUGCCCUGUAUUUUGAACUGCGCCCAAGCUAGAUUUUGUGUUUUUCAGUCUGACAGAGCGCCUCAUUAAAAAGGAAAUAUUUGAGCUCCUGGACCAGGUCACUCUAUCAAUUAUCCCAGAGGAAAGCAGCAGUUUGCCUGUUUUUCACUACAAUUGCUUGUACCUCCCAACCAAUUAUUAUUUUUCUUUAUUUAAAUUUUAAAAUGUUAUUGGGACAUCAAUGUGAAAAGGUACUGUUUUUAGCUUAUUACUCAAAGCCUUACAAGUAGACCCUUCUUUCUCUCGCUCUUGGUUGACCAUCCUAAAGCUAAAGCACAGCACUGAAUCAUCCAUUCAUCCCCUAUCACUUUUCUUGUCUUUCAUUAGCAAAGUAUACCAGACUUCUCUAUUUAGAGUAAUUUCAAGCCAUUUCUCAGGGAGCUGAAGACAUUUUAAACAACCUCCAAAAGGCGGUCCAGAGGAGCCGUCCAAUUUACUGCCCAUAUCUCCUUAACUUUUUCCUUUUGACCCCAAGGAGCUUUGGCUGAGCACCUUUUGGGCAUGGAGACAGUGCCCACUACUUAGGGGUGGUUAUUUCUGCCACCAUUUUUGUGCCAAGGAUCUCAUACUUUGCUCUAACUCCAGUUUAUGACUAAAGAGUGGGAAGAGGUAUGGGCUGACCUUUUUAGUCACCAGUUAGGUGUCCUGUUCAGUAUUAAAAUGAUUGCUGAUUCUAAUACUGAUCUACCCCCCCAUCUUACACUCAGCUCUAUCCUUGCUAAAAGAUUUGGAGAAACCGGGAAGUGGUUUGCAAAUGGUGAAAAGUGUCUACUAUGUAACCCUUUUGCUUUACACAGUUGAAAACAGCCACCGUGGAGAAGCCACACUGUCUGACGGACACUACAUCAUCUGCAGAAAAACAGAGAUGCUACUCUCAGGUGUACUCCCUAGCUCUUCUUAUAUCCCAAAGAGGAUCAGUAACUAGAGACAGCUUGUCAAGUAAAUCCACCAGUAAUGUGUUUGACUUUGUUAGAUUGCAAUCAGACCUCUGACUUUGAUGAAAAAGAGUGCCAUGGUUGAACAUCAACUGCCCUGAAACCACCACAGGAUUCACCAGAGGACUUGUUGUCCACCUUCUCUGAGUCUCUGUGACUUCUCAAAAACCUGGCAAAGGCAGUGGACACUGUCAGUAUACAAUAAAAACCACAUUAAACUAACUUUAUGAGCUGCUGAUUGUGUGUAUCCCCUCCCCAUGUGGCCUAUUGAAAGAACCAAAAACCUGUUUCCAUAAGUUAGAACGCUGUGUAAAAUGUUGAUUUAAAUCACAAUUUAAUGGUUUGUGAAUAAUUUAAAGAACCACAUUUAAUUGAAAUAUGGUAAAGACAAUAUCAGUUGUUUCUGUGUAAGAAUGUUAUUGUUUUAUAAAAAAAAUAUAAAUACAUUUUUCAUAUUUAUUGACAGUAACACAUUUCAAAACAUAUGGCAGCACUGUAUGAAUGUAAGACCACCAAGGAGACCUGUCUUAGAAGUCCCACAUAUCAAAUCUUCUCUCAUUCUUGUCUGAUAUUGGGAUCUCCUUUGUUGUAUUUUGUGUAUUAUGAUGCUGCGUGUGGUUUUAAUGGGGAACAGUCAGGAUUGCAGACAGGCCAGUUCAGCACCAAGACUCUUCUACUACUGAGCCAUGCUGUUGGAUUACAUGCAAAACAACUUCUUGCUGUAUUAUGCAACAUCAAAAAAACUGCUUUAGCAUUAGUUCCUCCUCUGAUGUGUCAACUAUGCCAUGCCAUGAGUGUUUGUUGAUCCAUCAUGCUGGUUUUUGAACUCUGUGCUGAUAAGCUGAGUGGUCCUUCCCCUCUCUGGAGUAGAGGAUGCAGUGUCCAUGAUUUCCAAAAAGGAUGUUUAAUUUUGACAUAUCAGAUAAGAAAGUUUCCCGUUACACCACAGUCCACCUUGACUGGGUUCAGCUUAAGAAGAGGCUGGCAUUUUUGGAUCAUGUUCAUAGAUGAUUUAUCUUUGCAUAAUAAAAAUUUAACCUGCAUUACUUAAGUGCAGUAACAGACAUAUUGCACAGACUGUGGUUUGUUCUUUUUAUAAUCAGCCAUGUUGCUUACAAGUUUCAAAUAAUGUAAUUAGUUGGAAGAUGUCCCUCCAGUUGUUUUUUUAAGCAUUACACAACAUUUCUGUUUUGUUCCCUUGUCCCAACUAUUUUGUUAUCAUCAUCAUAAGUAAAAUGAGCUUAUACCCCUCAAUUAAAAAUUCACUUUUUAAGGACUUGUAAACCAUCAAAUCUGUUUGUAUUAUCUGUGCAGCUUCAGUCCAACUUUGAAACCACAAGAGUUAGGAUGCUGUGUAACAUGUUGAUACAAAGAGACCCACAAAAUGAUAUUGUGAGCUUUACAAACUGCUCUUCAUAUUGACCUAAACAAAAAAAAAAAAAAAAAGAAUGAAAGAAAAAAGAGAUAUAGUUUUGCAUAGUGAUUAUCCUUGAGUUACUUUGGCAUAAUUUGAUGACUCACUUCAUAUUUCAAAUGAUGGGAAGAUAAUUAUCAUCAAAUUAGAUCAUAUAACUUGAUUUAGUUAAACUUUUAUUCCACUGCUUUGUUGCCAGGAAAUUGUGAGCCUAGCUAAGUGAUUUAAUUGUUGACCCUUGGCUCUCAUUCACGAUUCAGCCCAUCCAAGUUUAUGGAGGCUAUUAGAUUCCCUGACUGAAAAUUACUGUCCAGUAUGUUCCUUUCAAUUAGUAUGGCAAUAACAAUGUCAAAAUAAUAGAGAGAGCUGCAUCCUCUAGAUCAGUUCAUCAACAGGAGGACUUGAACAUGAACUAUAAUCAUUGACACUUUAAAUUAUUCAGGGUAAAACACAAAGAAGCAGAAUAUGCACAUGAAUACGCACUUAGUCAUCCUUUUGGCUAUACUAAAAACCAAUGUGGUUUCAUCAACUUUACCUUGGUGUCUAAAUUCCUCAUGGGGCUCAUACAUCCCUGUGGAAAUAAAGUGAUGCUCUCAAGCGCUGUUGCCCAACAUGCAGCAAGUGACAGACUGUGACUGUAGAAGUCCUCAUUUUAUGCCAGCCUACAUCAGUUGUAGUGACCUUGCUCUGGUCAUGAGAUAAUUUCAUUGGAUGCAAGCAGACUCUUUUUUCCUUUGCCUGUGCCUGUUUUGUGACUUCGUGACCUGCAAACAUAUCAAACUGAAAUGGGCAGACAGUGCACCAGAGGGAAAUUUUAAUGCAAAUGGGGUGGUGCAGUUAGGAUUAAGAAAAUACACUCCUGCCUCUACUUAAUUUGCAGUUGGCACUGUAGAGAAAAGUGUUUCUCAUGGGCAGCUCUGCCUCAUUCACAGGAGAAGCAGGGCUUUCUACUUUGCAGUAGACAGUAGUAGUAGCUGAACUACAGACUGUUUGAGUACACUGUCAAGAGUAUGUUCAAGGGAUGGGUGAUAGAUUAUUGUUCACGAUAUAUCAUUAGAAAAAUCCUACAUGAUAAAUAUUUGCCAUCUCAUGAUAAAUACGAUAAAUGCAAGUUAUAGAUGUAAAAGCAAGAGAUGGACUCUCAGCCAUAGCCCACACAGAUCAGAAUUACAAACAAACAUGGCAGAAGGUAAUGAAGAAGACAUUUCUGAGCAGUGCGUAACUGAACUAGGCUCCACAUGAGGGAUUUCCUUCAAGAUUUGGGUUUAGAUGAAUGCAAUAAAGUAUACCUGACAUUGGACAGUGGAUCUGCUGCUGUUCACUCUGUGCAAAAUGUUUUCACAUUUGAGACUUGUUUGAUGUCAUUAGUUUUUUCCAUUACCUACCACUCAAACUUGUGGUUAAGUCUCUUAUUUGACAACUCUAAAUGGUGUUCUCAAGACAAAAUUAGUCAAAAAUAUGUAUUGGAAUUAUAAUCUUUUUUGAUAUGGACUGUUAUCAUUAUCGCCAAAAUGGCAAAUCCUAUUGUGAUAAAUUAUUUAGCCCAUAUCGCCCAUCCCUACUAAACACGAGUGGGUACGAACUGCAGAAAGAGAGAGCAAGUAUCACAGUACUGCUCAUAUGUUUUAGGACCAUGUCCAGGUUUUCUACGAGUUCAUGUUUUUGUUCAUUUAUUUGUUCACAACAAAACCACUGAUGUUCCCAGUCACAAAUACAACAGCACACUCCAUACAAACAUACAAAAACACUGUAACCUGGCAGAGACUGAGAGGUUGAGCAAAAGGGAUACAACUGUGAAAAUGCUGUUUGACAAAGUCAGAAAAUAACCAGCAUUUGUGUUUGAACAAACUUGGUGGGAAGUGGAGAUGCUCGAGGGCUCUGCUGCUUGGCUGCAGUGAAGGCUGCAUGCAUGAAUCAGUUCUUGGCCGUAUUGUCUGAAGGAUGAGGGAUUGUUCUUUUUGUUUGUACUCUAGUUCCUUGUCUUCCUUUAUUGUUUUUCUGGGUCCUCAAUUCUUUUUGUUUCGUUUUUCUUGUAGCUUCUAUAUCCAACCUCUUACUAUUUUCUGACACAUCCUAAGACAAGGAUAUCCAACCUUACAAAUGUGUUUUCCAUUCAAUUCACAUUCACACUCUGAUUGUCCCUGUCCAUGGCUUACUUCUCUGAAUCUGUGUGCACAAGUAGCUGCCAUGAUGGCUCAUUUCAUUCUCCGCAGUGACUGCUCCAAGCCCCUGCUUUCUCACUCUUUUCCAGCCCCUCUUUCUCCAUCCCCCAGCUCUCUGUGUGCCCUCUCCACAUAUUCUCUCUUUUUCACUGCUCCAUUAUCAUUCAUCUUUUUCACCUUGGCUGUCUUGGUUGCCAUUAUCACUUCCAUCCCAUCUCCACCCCUCAUCAUCUCUCCUGAAAGCAGCUUCAAAAUUUGCUCUUUAUGUGUCACAAUGAGGCAGAUGCUGACUUCUGAUGGCAUGUUGUGGCUAGUGCAUACAAAACAAGCAACACAAAAUGAGCUGGGUCUGCACAUGUUCAGGUGCUCUUUGCAACGUGUUCCUACUGUAUAACAAAGGCUGAAUUUGAGAACUCUGUCAACAAAGUCUGAAGUCAACUUAUCCUACAACAUUUCGCAGAUGGAGCAACAGAGUUAUUAGAAUAAUAGUUUCAAGUGUUCAACAUUGAGGGCCACAAUUUUAGUUAUCCUCUAACCUGAUUUCAUUUAAUCUGAAAAUGUAUGUACCUGAAUGGAUUAUGUUUUAAUAAACAUUUUUACUUACAUUAUGCCAUGCUUUUUAACAUUAUGGCUGCCAGGAGGUUAACAGGUGCUUGAAGCCACAGGGAGGAAUUUUUGACUGGUGAUGAAACAGGCUGAAGAUAACAGUGACCGCUCUUAGUGACUUGAAAACUCCUGUCAUUGCUCCUGUCAUUGCUGGUCUUGUUUACCAGCAACAUAAAAAUACUAAAUAUUUUCUGUGACCAGAUAUUAUGUAAUAACCAACAUGGCUUAGCUGAAGUCUGCAGACAACUUUUAUUGAAAGCAAACUUUAACUAAAGCUGCAACUAAAGAGUUUUGAAAGUUAUUUCCUUCACUGAACAACUGACCCAAACGCAACAUCAAGUACAACACUCGAACAUUUUUCAUUUGUUUGACAUAAACACAGCUGAUGUGGAACAUAAUAUAAGAUCUAGGCGAGUGAGAUCCACUGGCCUAGAUCCUAUCACUGAAAAAAAAAGGCGAGAUAGGCUUUUCACGCAAAAAUUAAGCUAUUUUGAGGCCGUCACACAACUGACAAGCUUCCUGCGUGGAGUGCCAUGGUCUGGCACUCACUGCUGUGGAAACCCAAACAAGAUCGUUAUUAAACUAUCCUGAACUUUACUGAACAAAGAAGGUCUGCAUGAUAGAAAUACAACGUAGGCUAGGGGUUUAAGUAUCACCAGAGCAGAGUGAAAGUUUGAAAUUGAGAGGUGUGUAAUUUUGUUGAUUUUUUUUCUGUGUGGACAAACUGCUUCCUACAAAAUAUGAUUUUAAAGUGACUUGAGUUAAAACUGACAUUAGUCUGCACCUGAGUCUGAGCUUUUAUGAGAUUUUUAUCUUGAUAAGUUUUUCUUAUCUUUUAUUAUCCUGAUUUGUGAAUUAUAAUCAGAAAAUAAGUUACUUGAUAGAGCCAUGACCAACACCAUGAAUUUGUGCCAAAAAAGGAGCGCUUGUGGAUGAAGGACUAAUUAAGUCUUCCAAAAGGACGCAGGUAGAAUUUCUGAUGUUCAGCAGUUUCAACAGCUGUUAGCAUCAGGGUCUCUCAUGCGCUUCAGCUCUGAGAUCCCUGACAUCUGCCAACCCUUCACUGCAAAUCUGUGGACAUAUGGAGAGCGCACACAUCCUGCACUUACAUCCAAGCUGUGUGACGCCAUUAACCCAACCCUGCUGCUGCUAAUGGAUAACAGAGGAACACUUCCAUCAAGAUCAUGGUCAGAAGUGCAGGGGGGUUCAAAAUCAAUUAGAGAGCCUGAACAACAGCCUCAAACCUCAUGUGAGCAGCUCGUGAUGGCUGUGGCACUGAACUCCAGCCUCGGCAGUAUGUGCUAAGGAGGCUGUGGGUCACUUUCUACCGAAGUUUCUUCCAAAGUUCUUAUUAAACUUAUGUCAAAUUAUUCUCACUUCUUGGCUCUAAUUUGCAAUUUCAGGAUUGUGAGCCACAGCUACCCUUUCAUAUACAGGUGCAAUUCAGAAAAUAAACAUGUCCCAAAAAACUUUUUUUUUUUCCCCCUCACAAUUUAAAUGAAAAAAAGAAAAAAAAAUUCCACAUACCCUAGAUUCAUCAAACACAAAGUGAAAUUAUUCGACAUUUUUUGUUUGACUCUUGAUUAUUACAGCUAACAAAAUAAAAAAUCCACCAAUGCAGAACAUUACAAUACUGUGGAAGAUUCUUCAGUCAAUAAUGACAGUCUUUAAAGGAGUUAGAAUGAGCCAAUAAACUGUGAUCACGAGGAAAAGAAUUGGUGGUCCAAAAGUUUUCAGAUGAAAGUAAAUUUUACAUCUUAUUUGAAAGCCAAGGUCCCAGAGUCUGGAGGAAGAUUAGGGACAUACAGAAUUCCAAGAGCUUGAAGUCCAGUGUGAAGUUUUUAAAUAAGGGUGCAAAUAAAGAGUUUUGAAGGUCAUGUUCAUCACUGAGUAACUGUCCCUGAAACAACCUCUGAAUAAAAGACAUGUGUGAAAAACAACAUGACAAUAAAACUAAUAACUCUUUUACUUUAAAAAGCAUUUUUUAAAAUACAAUGAUAGUACAUUUUUCAUUCAUGUGACUUUAACAUUGCCGAUACAGAACAUAAUAUACAGCCCUGAGAUUCACUGGCCUAUUCUGAAGUCAUUACACAACCUGAUUACACAAUAAGCUUCCUGCAUGGAGUGCCAAUGACAGUCUUGAAAGGAGUUAGAAUGAGCCAAUAAACUCUGAUCACCAGGAAAAGAAUUGGUGGUCCAAAGGUUGUUAGAUGAAAGUUAAUUUUACAUCUUAUUUGAAAGUCAAGGUUCCAGAGUCUGGAGGAAGAUUAGGGAGAUACAGAAUCCCAAGAGCUUGAAGUCCAGUGUGAAGUUCUCAUAGUCUGUGAUGAUUUGGGGUGUCAUAUCAUUUGCUGAUGUUGGUCUGCUGGGUUUUAUCAAGCCCAGAGUCAACACAGUUUAAAGUCUACCUGCAGAUUUUAGAACUUGUCAUGCAUCCAUCUACUGUAAAGCUUUUUGGGGAUACAGAUUUCCUUUUCAAGCAGGACCUGGCACCUGCCACUGCGCCAAAACUACCAGAAUUACAGCAUUACUGUACAUGCCUAACCUGAACCCCAAACAGGAGCUCUAGGGAAUCAUCAAAAGAAAGAUAUGAGACAAGCGAGCAACAAUGCACGAGCUGAAGGAACUAUCAAAGCAACCUGGGCUUCAGUCAUGUUGCAUUGAUGUAGUAUUUUGUGCAGAACGAGCCCUGAUUGAAUACUGAGAGCAUAAAUGAACAGGAUUUUCCAGAGGGUCGACAUUUCUGUACAAUAAACCCUUAUUUUGGAUUUUUUUUUUUUUUUCUUUGUGUGUGUUGUUCUAAUGUUUUUAGAUUUUGUUUGUAAGUCAGAUUUUUGGAUUUAAAAAUGUUUAAAAAAAAAAAAUACAGAUAUUUUUUCGAAUUUUAUGAGCUGUACCAGAACCAGUUUUACAGUCCAUUUGGACCUUAAACAAUGCACAACUUAUGGUAGAAAAAAUAAAAAAGUAUAAAAAUCAAAGUCAGCCUCCUCUCCUUGAAAUUUUGAGCAUAAGCCACACAGCUUACAAACAGGAAGGCCCUGCCCUGUUAUCAUGCACAAGGUUUCGCAGCCAUCAUCAGUAGCUGAUGCUUUACCCUAACUCAUGUGGAGCUGCUGUUAAAGAUAUUAAAUCAAAUGUCAGGAAGACCCGGUUUGGGUUGUAAACCACUAAUGUGUUGAUCAGCAGCUACUGUCCCAUUGAAACCAGUCCAGCGUGGUCUUCAUAUGUUGUGGCAGUUAAACAAGGAGAGAAAUUUGAGUAUCAGCAGAUGUUAAGUGACAUUCAAUGUCAGAGUCACCCUUAAAGGGUUGGUUUAGUUUCCCCAAAGACAAAACCAGCUGCAGGGUCAGACUCAAACAGCCCAGGUACACAGAGGUCACCAAGUUCAGGCCACAGGAACCAAAGCCUAAAGUCAGCAAAAAGUCUGUGUCCAUUUUUACCUCAGAGAGCCAAGUGAGCCUCUCAUGAGGAGCAUCUUAACAUUUACAUUGAAUGUACUAUCCCUCUAUACUGUUCUCAAUGAUCACUGUCGACAUUAUCAGUCAUGUUCUACUAAAGAUGCACAAAUAGAUGUCGAGCUGAGUGUUAGAUUUUAAACAACAGAAAAGAACUUAAAAAUGUACUUUAAACUUCGUACUAGCCUCAGUUGUGUAAAACUGAAGUUCCCUGUUUCUAGCUCCUCAACUGCAGUAUGCAGCGCCAUAUUCAGUGUAUUUCAGAGAUCAGAGCCAAUAUCAAUCCUCCCAUCUGUCUCUUUUCAAGUAAGUGAUUCUCAAAUUACUGUUUAGCUUCUAAACACACCAAUCUUUCAGCUACACUCACUUUCAAUUUAGUACACAACUGUAUAAACUCUCUGCACUCUCACCAAAUUACAUUCAUGAAGCUGGGUGUCUGUGUGUAACCAUGGCUGUAUAUAAACGUCAACUUUAGCCUUUAUCCACUCAGAUUAGCCACAAUAACCGAACAUAAUGGUGUAUUUUUGACUGUGAAAACGUGCUGAGAGCAGGUAAAACAACAGAUAUACUUUCAAGCUUUUCAAGUGUGUAAUACUGCUUGUAAAGCCUGCAGCUGGAUGUUUUGUUAGUGUGAUUCAGCUGGGAAGUGUUCAUGUGUGGGAAGUGCUUGAGGCAUCUUUGUUUGUCUUUUCCGGACCACAGAUAUUUAAAGUUUCAUUUUAAGGACAGUUUUUAACUCCGCUUUUUUGCAAAUCACCUUUAUUUUUUAACUUGAUGCAGAUUGGUCAAAUCCCCUUAACAAUAGUUGUUUGUUCUCAAAAGCAAAAGUGACACAAAAGACAACCACAAAUCACACACGUCCUACAAAUCAAAUCAGUCUACAAACAGCAUUCAUGGCAUAUCUAGCAUACUGUUUAUAAUUUCACCUCUAACUGUUGAAUAUGUGACCAAAACAAUACCUUUGAGUACAGUCAAUGGUAAGUUAGGGAAGUGUAUUGCAAUUACCAAAAAAAAAAUAAUAAUAAAUACAUUGAUAAAUUAAUUAAUAAUAAUAAAAGCUGUUUUUCAGAGUAAUUUUUUUCUGUUCUGCUCUGUUCUUUGGACUGAUUUUUUUAUCUGUUUUUCAGAGUAUUUUUUGUCUUUUCUGUUUUUCUCACUAUUUUUGUUUUGUUUUGUUUUUCAAACUCAUUGUUUUUGCUAUUCUCUGGGAUCAUGAUCAUUUAAAAACAGACUCUUUCAUCCCAUUCUGCUCGAUUUAUUGGAAGCAAACAUGGCCCACUUGAUUAGUUUAAUAAAGUUUUACUUUCUUUUGAGAUACUGGGAGAUAUUCCUUUUUUAACCCUCACAUACCGUUCGGGGUCAAAUUUGACCCGUUUUGACUUUUAACAGCAGUAAAAAUACCCUAAACAUCAUUCUUUAAGCCUGAAACUUGAUGACUUUUCCUGAAGUUGCCCAAAAUACAUUAAAUUAAUUUAAAAAUAUUCAUGUGUAUUUUUGUUUAUGUGCUACAAAUUUUUCCCCUCUAAGGCUGUUAUGGGUCAAAUUUGACCCGUAUCUAUAUUUAGAUGGAUUUUAGAUCUAGCAGUGUGGGACAAGUGACAAACAGUAACAACAGUGUUCAAUAUAAGGUUUGUUGUUCAAAAAGAUAUAUCCAAAUCAUUAUUAAACUAUCAUUACCUUGACAGAAACACACACACACACGCACGCACACAGACAUACGGUCACACAGACACACUUAGACAGAGGUCAAAAUGACCUAACUAGUCAAGAGAACUUUCUGUGACAGAAAGCUGCUCUUUGAACUCUUUGAAGGGGUAAUUUUGACCCGGAACAUACUGUGAGGGUACAGGAUUUGAACAGUAUGUGAGGGUUAAGUCAGAUAGAUUGAAUUGUCAUAGGAUUGUCUUCUUUACACAGACACCUAAGAAUUUGCAUACCCUAUGUUUAACUAAUAAUAAGCUUUUCUCUCAUUGACCCAAUAGUCGAAGUUAUCUAGGAGCCUGGAAUCCACUGAUUUGUAGCAGCCGCAGUGGUUCAUGUUAUUUGAUUGUAUGAGAUUCUCGCAGGAUUUUUAAGUAUCUCGCUCAGUUAGGGAGAAAAAACAUAGUCAGAAAAACAGCAAAGAUAUAUAUUUUUUUUAAAGUUACUAAAAAAAAAAAAACAGGUUCCUUUUUUAAGUAAGUGAAUGCAAUAGGCUUCCGUAGUAGACAACAUGGCGGAAAAGAUGGACAAGUGCAUUAUUGACCCCCGGGCAAGAUAUAAGCAUUGACAGACCAUCGACAUGUUCUUCACAAUGUCUGCUGCAAAAAUAUUGUGACGUGUCUGACGUUUAAGUGUCUUCUCUAGAGCUCAUCCCAGGAAACAAAACCGAUAUUUGGAGAACAAGUGAACAAUCAACAGUGAAUGAGCAGCUCUAAUCAAACAGCCUGAGUUUAGAAAUGAUCGAUUUACUGAGGAGAGUCGGCAUGUGUUUUAACAAAGCAAAGCUCUACCGCCACUUUGUGAAAGACAUGUAAACAGUGUCUUUCACACUUAUCUCUGUGGACAUGGGGUGAUGCCUGAAACCAUGGCAACUGUGCAAGACAAAGGUGGUGACAGCUUAAUGCUCAGGGAUAUGGAUAUGAAAAAUGUGCAGUAGAAAAGAGAGAAACAUGCCCACAUUUCAUCGAGACUAAUUCAGAAUUUUGAUGAAACUGACAAAAUAAAGACUACAGAUCAGUCUAUUGUAGGAGCUGUGAUUGUGAGUCUUGAUGAAUAGCUUGCAGGUCAUAAAGGUCUAUUGAUGUGCAGUUGCAGUUUUACCUUUUUUGAUCAAUAGCAGUUUGUAAGGAAAAAAUAAAUAAAACGGAAUUUUAAAAAAAAAGCUAAUAAAUGUGGAGAGCUUUUUAUGUGUAUGGGGUCAUCCAGUACAUAAUAUUGGUGUCUGCUGAAAGAGAUGGUGUUUACUGGAUUUGUUGGCAAAGGACAUGGGUAUCUGGAAGGACAUUUAAAAUAAAAGGACCUUGUCAAAUCAUUAAAAUCUGUUCUGUCAUGAAAAUGUGGUGUUUCAAUCAAAAGCUUGUUAAACUCAGAAGCCAAGCCCGCCUCACCACUCUGUUAGUCCUUCCAAAAGCACAGGAAGCUUUUGCAAUUCUGGCAUACACAGCUGUGUCUCUUCAUAGAGAUGUCUUUGGUCAAACCUAAAUGGUAAUUCAUGGACCCUUGUGUGCAGAGAAGUUUAAGGACCACAACCAUCUCUAGAGCAGACCUGAUUGGUGUCAUUUAGGCAAGUAUGUAGGUAUGUAUAAAUGAGUGUUUAAUCACCUGAAUACAAAAACUGUUUUUGGUUGUUUAUUUACUUGAAUGAGCCUUUUACAUCCACAAAGGAGAGGGUCCCUUUCCACGGUAGCCUAGAGGGGUCAAACUAAUCAUGCCCAUUCUUGUAUUUGGUGAGUGGACUGUUUGAAAUGCGCGAAAGAUGAAAAAGGAUGAGAGUAGUUAUGCUCAAAAUAAUUUGUAUUCAAUGAUAAAAACUGGGAAAAAAAGUCCUUGAAGGCCUCUGUUGCUUUACCAAUCGGAGGGGUGAGCAAGGGAGCAUUUCCCAUUUCUACAAACUAUAACACAGCUAACUGAAUUAUCAUUGGCUAUCUGUGUAUGGAAACCAGAAUCUCAUUGUGGGUUGUGUUCUGCCUGCUUUUGCUCUCUAUACAAACUGUUUUACUACGUACACCAAAGCAUGCUGGUUUGUGAUUGGUCAAUACAUCUGGUGCUAAAAUCACAAGACAUAUUGAAACCAGAACACUUCCCAAAGUGAACACUUAGAAAAGAUUUUCAUGCACUCAUCAAACCAAGAUAUUUGGUAAGAAAGUAACCAAACAACAUCUCAUCAACAAGUUGUCAAAAGUUGGCUUAAACUGAGAAGCUUCAAAGGAUUUAUUUAUCUUGUGUUUAUUUUGAGAACAGGCACUGGUCUGUCUGUAUGGUGGCCAUUAUUUCACUCUUUCCUCAUAUCUUGGGCUCCCUGCCUGCCUUGACCUAGUAAGCCAUGGCCUAAUUGGAGUAUCUAAAUGUAUUGCAGCCUCUCGUCUGGCACUGCCAGCCUCUGCAGCCAUCUGUCUGUAGGAUGUAGCAGCAUUUCUCUUUUGGCUGACACACCAACAGUUGCACCAAUUCAUUCAUUAAGGCAGUGAUGAACAGAGACCUGUUCCUCAAAAUAUAUCUGUACUGUAUUUUACAGGCUCUGGCUUUAUUGAGGAUGGCUGCCCACUGUUCAGACAGAGUGUGCUUGUCUCAGCUGCACCCUGCAUGUGCUUCUCCUGCAGAUAUAAAUCUAACGUACCUCUUGAGGAUUCUGUGCAGGAAUUGGAGCAGUGGUCACAGAUAUAUUAUCACUUUGAUUGGGUUCCUACUGACCUGUUUUCAUGUGUUCACUUGGUCCCUCACUCCCACUUAAAGGCACUCCGAUGUUGACUUUUGGUGAAAAUUCUGGUUCCCAAUUUAUUCAUUUCCAAUUAAAAGACCCAUAUGUGGAAGUUUUUAGAUUUUGCAGUUCCUGUUGAGCUGUUUUCUGUCUUUUAGGUCUCUUCUAGACUCUGGACAAAGUUUUUAUGCAGCUGGUUACCUUUAAUGUUUAACCAAGUUUAUCUUAAGAGGGAAUGCUUGGGAAUCUAAAUGUGACCUGUAAAAAAUGUGUAUUAUCAUGUUUAUGCAAACCCUACCAAGCUUUAACAUGAUUGAUGGUAAUCAAUAAGAGUACAGAGCCAGCCAUACUGGUAGCAUGAAUUUUCAACACUCCUUUGAAAAGACCCAACAUUGAAAAUCUUUUGCUACAUCUGAAAGUCUAAACCUCCUCAUCUUUGUUUUUGUACCUGAGCUAAUUACCUUUUCCUCCACCUAACUGGAUAAAAAAUUCAUGUGUAUAAUUAAUUUGUUGUUAGAAUUUAAUGCCCUCAGGAUGUAUUAGACUAGAGCCAUGCUGGGACGAUCAAUAAUAUUCACACUGAAUGUGUUUAAAAACAUACGGAAGGAAAUCCUCCUGGAAGGUGUUUGUGUGUGGAUCUGUGUGUAUGUGCUGGUGUUUUAGGCAGUUCCAGGACAAAGUGAGAAAUGAGCUUUUAGCCCCCUGUGUCUAAUUGAUGAAACACAAGAACAAAGGAAAAAGUCCUAUUUUGCAGCUGUGUGUAAGUGCAUGUAUACAGCUGGGUGAGUGUUUGAAGGAGUCACGACCAGAGUGUGGUGUGUGUAAGAGCUUCAUGGCUUGAAAAGGUUAAAAAGAGACAUCUUAUAUGAAGUUUUACUCCUGAUUAUGCAGUCAAAUACAUUACUCCUAUAAUAUCAGGAUUUAGUACUAUACCCUCUGUUUUAGGUUCCAGAGAAAUUAAGAACAAUAUGCUAUUGAUCUGAAUUAUGGGAUUUUACAGUAGGGGUGUGAGAAAAUAUUGAAACACUAAAAUACUAAUGUGAUACAAAGCACUGUAUCAAUACAGGUCCUCACAUGAAUGGCAAAACAGGAAACACCACAAACAGCCCAUGUAGUCCAUCCUAUCUGUUUUACAACAGUGGCUUUCAAGUAAAUCCCUUCAGUUUGAAUUAUUUCCAUUUUACCAGUGAUCAGCUAUAAACUCAAACUCAGUGACCGUGUGUGUGGGGAGAGGAAGGCUAUAGAGUGCACAGGAAAUGCACUCACUCCCAUCAUUUCUUUGGCUCAUGAAAAACCAAUUUUAAUGGCAGCCCUGUCAUAAAGUUUUGAUUCUGUAACCUUGGUUUCAGUGGGGUAGCCGACAUCAAUAAAAAAGCAGUGACAUGUGGCGUUCUUGUGUGUGUGUUUGUGGGCUUAUACAUGUUUGUGUGUAUGCAUCAUCCAACCCCUGUGUGGAUCUGACAUGCAGUCAGUAAGGAAGGAAGUAAGGAAGCUAUAGCGAGACCGUGGAGCUGAAUUCAGUAUUGAUAUUUUGAAAUUACUGGACUACUUUAGUGCAGAUAUUUGUGCAUUAUUUGUCAAACAGACUCCAGAAAUUUACUAUUACUUUACUCAUUUACUUUAGAAAAUGUGUUAAAUGCAAAGUCACUUAGGGCUGCAAAAAAUAAAUCUGUAGAUAAAAAAAAAUUAAAUAUAGAAGAUAAAUACAAGUAUAUUAAAACAAAGAAAAAAGCCAAGGAAGACUAACUUAACUGAUAACAAAAAGCUACCUCCCUGUAUGUAGUAAACUAAUGAGAAUACCUUGUUUUAAAAAAAAAAAUGUCUACAUCAUAACACACAUGGAAAAGUGUACCUGUAUGUGUUAAGUUUAAGUAUUGAACAGUGAAUACCUGACUGGUCCAAAUCCUGUAUAUGAAAAUAGAGUCUGAAUAAUGUUAACAUUCCUUAUGUAGAUCCACUAAGUUUUAGUCAUGCCUAAGUGAAAUUGUUGACCAGAUCACUGAAAAGUUUGCACAUGAAAUGUAUAUGGUACAGUUACUACCUGCUCUCAGGAGUCCAGACAUUUUUCUCCAGUAAAAAGACUGGAGAAAAAUGUUAGCUCUUUUUCACUUUUAGCUCUUUUUGAAUUAGCCAGUUUCUGUUUUUGUCUCAUUUGCCUUGAUAAAUUGUCCUUUAUAUCCAAAAAGUGCUUCUUAAUUGAUUUUUAACAACAUACACUUCCACCAGACAUGCAAAAAUGCAUACUGAGUGCACUGCAGAGCUUUAAAUGAUAAAGAUCUUUUCCUUACCUUGUCAUUUUAACCUACGAUAAGUGAAUUUGUCUGUAACUUGAUGCUUGAUUUUGCAUCUGCUGGUGCCUUCAUGUUGGAAAUCAUUUUCCUCUGUGUUAGUUAAUGUGUCCCCAUUUCCUAUAGAUGUUCAUGUUGUAUCUUGUCCUCAGAAUCUUUUGUUAAAUGUUGAUGGUAGGUCUCUAUUAAAAGGUUCAACUUUAGCAUGUGGGGAUAUUCAGGUAUUAAAAUUCUCCGUCGCUACAAUGGUUUUCCAUCAUUCGCAAAAAUAAGAGAGAAAAAAAUGUUUUGUCGUUGUCCCGUUAAGGCAUUCAAUCUAACUAUAGUACAAGGAUUAACUGACACUGCUUUCAGCAAAUAAAGCCAGCCAGAGCCAUAGUUUUAGCCAAUCAGAGGCAGAGAAGAGGGCGCCAUGCUUGCCAAUGCGUGGUGGUUAUGGGUACAAGAAUUGUUAUCAAAGUUUUGCCAGAUCAUCAGAAAGUGGCGAAAGUUAACACAGGAGAAAUGUUGGUCAAACGGUCAGUCAGUCAUCUUCAUCUGCUUGUCCAUUACAGGGUCAUGAGGUGCCUAGAGACAAGGUUGAUGGGCGAUACACACAUACGCACAGGUUGAUGGUCUGUUAACAUGAUUUAGAGUAGCAAAAAUUGUCAGUCCAAAGCUUUGUUUUUGCUUUAAUCCCUGGGUAUUGUACCUUAUGUUGUGGAUAGGCAUGCAUUCUCAGAAAGCACACUUGAAAGCUCUGACAUGACCUCAUCCUUGACUUUUCGCUCACAGCCAGCAGGUACACUCACUUUGUUCCCUCUGCUUGGCAAACUCUAUCAGAACCUGUGACAUUAGGACUGAACAUAGGUUUCCUGAUUAUCCCUCUCCCUCUCAAUCUACAGUAGAGUUUCUUCGGAGCUCCAAGGGGCACGAUAAGAGUCAGGAACUCUAGAUGGAGCAAAAGCAAUCUAACCACAGAGAAAAGUCCUUUACGUGCACAAUCCAACAAGUCAAUUUUCUUGUACAGUGCACUCCGGUGUUGUUAUCCCAAAUGAAAAUGAAUGCCCCAGCACAUUCACACACAUACUCCAUACAAUCACUACCCCUGCCCCCUGAAUUCCCCUGGCCAAGCCUCACCCUCAAUUUGAUUCUUGAUUCCCUCCCUUACAAGUUAUUUGUCUGAAGAAAGCAGCAGGUGAUGUUUAUUCCCCACUGUCCUGCUGAUUUACUUGACUCCCUGAUUCAAUAAAAGUUACAAUCAUGCUUCUCUUUCACUGCAACCUUGCAGACACCUCAGCAUGAUGGCAAAGGGGGAGAGAUGAAGUAGGUGGAAGUGAGGAAAACAGAAGGAGGGAGGACAGUGAGUGUUUGUAGACAGCCUCAGUGGAGCACUGAGUAUACUUGCAGAGGAAGGACCUUCAAUGGGCUCUGGGCAGCCACAGGAGGCUGCUGGUGUACAGGACUAAUGCAGCCAACACAAGUCCUGUGAUCAAUCAUGUUUAACUGCCGACGACUUCUCUAGCAGAGCAUCCAGGAGCUGGAAUGCUGAGGCAAACAAGCCAGAAAAACAAGCCUACAAAAGUGCAGCGACUGUCUUUUUCCCUCCUGGGUGGUGUGUAGGUGUGUUUGUGUUCUAGCUGAUCAUUUGUCUGGGCACCCAGGUGUGUGUUUAAACAUGAGAAAAAGUCAGAAGACUUGACUGCCUCAUGGUAGUGUUCUGUUUCUGGGAAUUCAUUUUUCUUGGACUCAAAGUUAUAAAAGUGACUCAGGCGUCGUACAAACCCUGAUUCCAGUGAAGUUUGGACGUUGUGUAAAACGUGAAUAAGAACAGAAAACAUAAAUCCUUUUCCACCCAUAUUUAAUUGAAUACUGUACAAAGACAAGAAUGAAUGUUAAAACUGAUAAACCUUAUUGUUUUCGGCAGAUAUUUGCCUUAAUUCCUUAAUUUACCUUAAUUCUGAUGCCUGUAGUGCUGUCCCCGCUGUUCUAUUAAGGUACUACAGAGGAAAAAUCUUCUCCAAGUCACACUAUCUUGUGGCCACGAUGGAUGUAUUCAGUUUCUUUGAUUUCUUUCUUUUUUGUGUGGGGUGGGUUUGGGGGGGUGGAGGCACAGCUCCUAGUAUCGUAAAGUCCAAGAACGCCCCUGGACAGGCACACUGUACAGAUGCUCAGUUUACUGCUCUCUCAACCUUUUCUUCAUCUUUAACUAUUCAAGUUUAUCAUAGCUGCAAAAUAUCUAGAUAAAUUCACUCUCAAACAAGUCUCUGAAUGAGGUUUAGACAUGGAGCUGUUAACAAUUCAAACAGAAAAAAAAAAACUCCAAACAUUCAAACUGGUGUGGCCCCAGAAGCUGGUUGUGUUUUUUUCUAUCAAGAUGCAGCUGGAAAAAGUCUAUAAAAAUGAGAAAGACACAGGGAGGCAGAGAGAAUUUAAGUGCACUUGUUACAGACAAGGGACAAAAUGAAAACUGCACACUUCAACCAACUCAGCCUGGUACAAGAAAGCUUUACUCAUAUUGAAGGAUUAGAUCUGCACUGGGUAAAAUAUGAUCGACUUUGAAUGUCUGACAUUCAAGGUUUCUGCCUGUUAAAGGAAGUUUUUCUGCUUCACUGUAACUUCCUAAAUGCUGCAAAGAGUUACACUCAUAUGGUGGAUGAUUGGAUGGGAGUGGGUCUAAUUACAUUUGUGAUGGCACUGAUAAUAAUAAGCUUUUGAAGCAACAUACCAUGCCAAGUACGCCUGUAUUUGAGUAAUAAGUUGCUCAUUUCUCAGGAAAAUGCCAAACAACAUUCUGUAUGUGACACAGGGUCUCAAACAUGACUCAUCUCAGCCCCCCUACGCCUCAGGAAAGUAACAUGAGAAGGGGAAUGUCACUCCAGUACGUGGUGAUGGCUGACAUGUUUUAAUAUGACUCUCGGCAUUAGUCGAGCAUCUUGUCUCAGUGACUGCACUUCCCCUCCCUCUGGCAGGAAGGAGGGAGAGAUGAUGGAAGGGUGAAAAGUGGGACCAGAUUGGUGAGGAUGUAGCUUUCCGAGGUCUUCAUGUUCUGAUGCCAAGAUAAGACUUAACUUUGGUGGCAUGCAACAGCUUGAGCCUCACCGAGAGGAGAAGAAUCACACACAACUCGUGACUUGCUUAUUGAAAAAUGCCAGCAAGGUUUUUACGCUGUAAAUGAUGAAUAUGACAGCAAUAGCUUAAACAAAAUGAGCAACUUUUGAUGGCUCUGCUCUUUGUCUUUUAAAAGUCACUGCUUUCAGUCAGACGCAGGGAGUUUGAAGCACUUUAAAAGCCAAAUGAGAAAUGCCGGUGCUAAAUAUAUAUUUUAACAAGCAGUAAUAAGGAAUUACAGUUUUUAUGAGUGCUAGUGGCAUCUGUGAAGUUUCUUCCUCAUUAAUUAGAUUUAAGGAGAGUGUUACUGUCAAGGAUCAUCUAUCUCCUCCAUGCUGUUCUUCUCCUCAUAACUUAAGUGUCACAGAAUAAGCUUUUCUCUGUCUGCUAUUCAAAGUCAGAUUAACCCUUUUUUUUAGAGCUACAGAUGUAAGAGGUUUCUGUUGAAGGUAACAGGAGAUAAAGAGUCAGACUUUACAGGUACUCAGAAAACUGUUUCUAAUCUUUCCUUCCUGGUUGAGAUGGUGUAGAGUUACAAAGCUGCUCCAGCUGACCUCCCUCUGGUUUGCAGUGUCAACCAUCAAGAAACCCCAAAGAAUGAUUCUGGCAUGGUGAACACUAAUUGUUCCAAAGGAUUCAUCUUGGGUCUACUUUCCCCUGAUAAGUCCCAUGAGCUAUGUGGUUUCAGGCAGACAAUUAGAGGGAUGUUUGUCUGGGCCUGGUUAGCACAAUUCCCUCACAUGAAAAUGUUCAUAUUAAGGCUGACACACGUGUUUGACUUGAGAGGGCACGGUGGCCCUGUAGGCCAAAAUAUUACAACAGCAGUUUAAAAUCUAACUUCAAAAAUACAAAUAUAUAUAUAUAUUUGAUGUCAUUGGAGAUAUCAUCUGUUUUUGUUUUUUGUGACCUGUCAUUGGAUUUUUGGAAAAGGAAAAAAAAGGGGGGGGGGGGGGGUUGAUGGGCGCCAGUUUGGCCAAAUGGUUUGAGUGCAAACCCCAUGUACAGAGGUAGUAACCCUCAUCUCAGCAGUUGUUGGCUCAAUUCACAGACUCUUUUCAGCAUGUUUAUAUGAUUGAUCACUGAUAUUUAGAACCAAUGUGCAUUGGCAGUAAAAAUGAAAACUGUCUUACUAUAGAAUUUGGAAAAUCACUAACUCUAACAAGACACUUGCUUUAAAGGCCUUCAGCAAAUAUCUAUACAAAACUGAAACCCUCUGAAUUCAUCCGCGGGUGCAUCACCUGUGUGGAUGUUUUCCACUGUUUUAGAGGACAGUAACAUGAUCACAGUAUAAAAAUAUGCUGAGAGGAGAAAAAAGUCUUUUUUACCUUCAAGCAGGCAUUCUGCUACUUUUAAAGAUAUCAAAUAGCAUAUUGCUUUAAAUCAGCUGAAAUCCUUCUUGCAGGAAAGUUUAUACACGUGUAUUAAUGUAAAGGCACUAUAAUGCACCGUUUCAUCUUUGCCUCACUGAACGAACCAGUGUUCAGCAGUCAGUGAACGAUGCUACACCACUCCCUCCUCUGCCUGCAUCAAGUCAUCUGGAAGUUGUUCAUUUCGUUCACCAUGUCAUUUAUUGACUGACUGAAUCAUUCCGUUCACAUACUGAUACAUGUUGUUCACAAACGUUUCAUUCACUGACUGUUACAUAUCGUUCAUUUGCUGUGAGUGAAUCACGAGACUCCACCCGCCCACCCACCGCUCACUGGCUGGCUGUGUGUCGUUCGGCAAAGAGUCAAAGGCGGCAGUUCCACUCCCAACCGGCAUGCCAGGCUCAACUGAAAUGAAAAAGGAACGAAUCAGGUCUGGAAGUGAUUCAGUUCACUUCCUUCAGUCAGCAGAUCUGUUCUUUUGAACGAAACGUUCAUGAACGACACAACACUAUGGUGGUUUUAGUUAGAGUUGGCAUGUAUGGAAUAAUAAUGCAUAUCUUUGCUUUAUUUUACUGCCAGAUGUGCAAAAACUUGAUAUUUUAAGAAAUGAAAAUAAAUAUUUACAAAAAUUAGUAAUCUUAUCAGUUGGAGCCAUCAGUGGAAUGCAGACAUAUUGUACAUUCCUGAUCCUUUUGUUUUCUCUUCAGUUUUGUGUUGCAAAAAGUUGAAGUGUUUUGACCCUCAGGGCCACUGUACAAAACUCAGCCCUUGUGAACAUUUGCAAUCGCUGGAAACCUCACUGUCUGAUUACUGCAUGGAUACCUACCAUAACUGCAAGCCAAGAUGAGGGUAGACGGAAAAAGUCACUGGAGGAAAUUCACGACAAAACACUUCAGUCUCUGCUGAUUUGCUAUUAACAAUCAGACUCACAGGAGCCUCCAUCAAGAGAAAUCACUUACAAAUCCACCUGCAUGCAGCUCUUCCCUCUGUGCUCCAUUUUCACCCUGUUUUCUUUGUUAUUUCUCUUGGCCGCACCAAUUCCACCACUUCCUCCUGUAUGCUUUUACCUUCCAAACAACCUCUCUCCACUCCCCCUCUCUCUCUUUCUCUCCACUCCCCUCUGUCUCACAUCAUGUCUGCUUCCUACCGCCUGCUUAGUGUCACACCGUCGCCACCACCAACCUCACAGUCUAAUGGCGUGUGUCUGCUGCUGCUGGGUGGGUGGGGAGGAGGGCAUGCAGCAGCUGGGGAAAGCACAGGAGGUACUGACUGCCAGACUCCCACAGCUGAGGUGAUACUCAGCAGACUGUAUGGGAGCCGCCCGCUUCAUCCAUACAAUCCAGUUACUAGACCUGUGGAUGCCAAAUUUAUCGAUAAUUUGGAUUCAUUGGAAACGCUUGAGGCGUGCUGAUGUUGUACAGUGUUGGAGGAGUUUGGGUGUCAUGAAGGAGCGAUUUUGUUUGUCUGUAAAGGUAAUUAUAAACAUGACCUUGUGUCCAUUGUGGGUUCAUACAAAAGAAUCUUUUCAGUGUUGAAUUUAUGAUUGUUUUGUUGAUGAUUCAUAGUGGUUGUUGAUAUCAAUUGGUAGGAAUAAAGGUGCACCUUUUUGUACCAAACUACAGUUUAAAACUAUGACCAGUGUUUCAGUACAGCAAAAGACACAAGUUGUAUUUAAGUGUCAUUACAUUAGUCAGUAUAACACUGACCCUUUUCGCAUCUACACUUCGUCGUCAACAGCUUUUUUUUUCUCCAGUUUUGUAUGUGUGCCUGGAAGUCCACUCACUGUGAUGAAAAACUCCCCCCCACUAGUAAAUAUCCAAUCAGUAUGUGCUCAACAUGUGACAUCAUGGUAGAGUCUCACAAGUCAUAUCCGAGGAGAGGUGAAUAUGGCACCAAGGGCUGAAAAUACAGAUUAGCACUGUUUGCCUUCAUAUUCAUUCAGGGUAUGGUGAAAAUGCAAACCAGAAACACCCAAACAGCCUUUACCUUUAACAUGCUUGUCUAUAAUUUUCUUUUUAAUCUCCUGAGACAACUCUUUCCUUCGCUUCCUCUGGUCCAUGUUGAGUGUGGUACACACCAUGUCACCAAAAACCACAGUGACUACCUGUAGCCCUUUAUAUAGGACCACUGACUGAUUACAAGAUUGUAGACACCUGUGAUGCUAAUUAGUGGACACACCUUGAAUUAGCAAUGUCUGACUUUCAUUGUUUUUUUUUUUGUUUGUUUGUUUUAGUUUUUCUUUCAUUAAGCGAAGGGUACCAACAAUUUUGUGCAUGUGUGUAAAUUAAAGCUGCAUGUAGUGAUGAACAGGACUUUGCAUCGUCCUCCAUGUAAGGGUGUGUUUCAUGUUGGUGUAAAUGGUUUCUUGUAGAAUUCUUAUUGAUAUUUCACCAUGAUGAUAAGAGACUUUUUUAGCAGGUCACAGGAAGCUAAAACUGAUUUUCUGGAUGACCCUGCUUUGAGGGGCUAUUUAGAAAGGAAGAAAAACUACAAGCUUGUUUAGCUUUUUGUUACUCAAGGUCUGUUGUGGGCUCUGUCGUGGCACCGGGUCAGAACUUCACUGAUGAUGGCAGAGACUUCACAACAUAACUUGGCUGCAGAGAGUGAUUUAGCUCCAAGUUUUUCCCCAGCUUCUGGCCAGCUUCAUGCACAUUUCUGGCAGAUAGAAAAUAACAUCUGCCCAAAUAUCCAGAAGGGAAAUACCAAAAAUAUAUUAGCAUAUUACCCCUUUUGGUCCUAACAUAAAACAUUUGGUCCCUUGAAGUAGAGAUGAAAAAAGUGGGAUCCUCUUAUAUUGGAGGUCUACACACUUUCAUGCUAGUAUACAGUUUAUACUGUAUUUAUUAACCACAGAUCUAUGAAAUCCCCCUUUUUUUUUCUUUUGCCCAAACAUCACUGACCAAGAGAAAAGCGUUGGACUCAACAAAAGCAACUACUUUAAAAGGAUUACAAGACACACGAUCAAGUUUUAAUCUCUGUUAAGGAAAGACAGUAAAGAAGUGACUCUCAUACUGGCAGAUGAAAGAGGAUUGACAGUUAACUGGUCCAUAAUCUGCAAAUUCACAGCCUGCAUGCUCAACAUUGAUCUUCAUUAAGGUGAUCAGGAUGAAGUCUAGAGAAACAUACACCACACUGGGUGACAGGAUGGUCUUGCUCUGCUUGUGUGGACCUCUUAGAUGAAAAUGAAGAAUAAAACAGACCAGAGCCAUUUUAAUCACAUCUUAAUCUAUGACAAGCAAAAGAGUUUGCAGCAUUCAUCAAGUUAAACUAAUAACCAAUGAAUUAAAAAAUACAUAUUUGAGUGGUUCCAACUUAUGUAUCAUUUUGAGUAAAUAUUCCAACAUUAUUUCUGGCCAAAUUUGACAAAUAGUUUUCACAGGUUGCUACUCACACACACUCAAGCUCCUUCUUUCAACCAGGAAGUUCAAUCUGGCUCACUAACGUGACCGCACUACUAACACAGUCAUAAAAAAUAUAGUGUGGUUUCUGUUUGAAGGAAUGCAACUUUGAAGCACCAGGGGACUAUAACCUGCCCUUUAACAGGGGAUCUUUAAUAAUGUGUGGGAGGGUGUUUUAUUUGUACUUUUCAGACUGAAAAGCAUAAAGGGAAUGAUUGGCUUUGUGGAUGCACUCCGCUGAACAGACUUUGUUUUCAGUGUUUCCUGUUUGUUUCAAAAAGGCUGAUGUCAGGAUAACUGUGUGCAUGGCAUGAAUUAUUGGUAAGAGAUGCUGCACAUUUUGAAUACACAAAUCUGUAAAGAUUAAUGUGCAUAAACCCAUAAGCUCUUUCUUUCUUUUUUUUUCUCUCUCUCUCCCUCCCUCCCUCCUUUCCUUCCUUCCUUCCUUCUUUUCUUUGUGUUAUGAGAUGUACCUUAUUGGGAGAUGUCCAUCAAUGCAUCAGUUUUGAUUAAGUUGCACCACAGCACAACUUCACAGAGCUGGUCAGAGUGUAUCACUAGCAGACAAGGGUAAAGGAUCUGCAAUGACCCGGAUGAUCCUCAUUACUGCAAAUGCAGAAAUGACUCAACUUAAAAAAGAAAAAAGAAAAAAAAAAUCAUAUACGUAUAUAUAUAUAUAUUUUUUCUUUCAAAAUGAGGCCUUUCUGACUGAUUUCCAAGAAUGAGUCUACAGUUGUGUUUGGAGGAGCAAAAGGAAACAAGGUUUUAUUCAAUUUGACGAAAUUACAGGCCUGAAGGUCUUGAAAACGGUUGGAAAGUUUUUUUUUUUUUUUUUUUUUUUACACAAUACUGUCAAACUGCAAAAGAUCUAACAAGGCCUGAGAAAACAAGACCACGAAAAAAGGGGAAAGACAUGGUUACAACGGAUUGAUCUAUGGUCCAAAGGCAUGUCUUAAGUAGGGGCAGAUUCUUAGGGUCCUGGUGACAAUUCACAUACAAGAAAACUGACCACGAAGCCAAGUUGGCUCCUAAAGUCGGGGAGUACUUGUCCCCCAACUGAUCCAUGCCUUUGGUCAGGUCAGAAAACUGGUAAACAUUUGGAAAAUGAUGGUUAACGUUAAAGUACACUUUAUAAUUGCUCUUUCUAUAGAAGCCUGUCUUAAUAAUUGAAAGAAAAAUGGGUAAAUCUAUAAAAGAUGAAGACUGUAAAGAUGAGUAGAAAAAAACACCUCAUCCUGUUCCAGGAUUAAUCUGAUACAGUUUAAAGUGGUCCAUCAAGCCAAAUAUUCCUUAUAUACAUUUUUUAAUUUGCAAAGCUGCAGACUUUUAUGUUUAUUUGGUGAAACACACUGAAAUUGGAUUUUCUGGCUUAGUAACUAAAUGCAUAUCAGGUCCACAAAAGAAUUCAAUAUUUCAUCUAAUCAAAGAAAUGUCAGUGUUAAGAUUUAAGCUUUAUGAGGCUCUGCUGACUGAGAAUUUGCAGCAGGAAAAAUUAAUGUAAAGCAGUUCAUGUAAAUUUGUGCGAACUAAACUUUAAGUCAAAGUGAAUUUGUCACUGAGUACAACUUAAACCUGCCUGUCCACCUGAGCUGUAUAUUAUAACUCAAAAAUAGGAACAUAGUCAGAAUCAUGUGGGUAUUUAUUUCUGUCUAACUUAUCGACUGUGUCCAUAUGGCUGUCAGUCUACCUCUUCCAUUCGCCUGCAGACCUGUGUGUGUGUGUUUGGAAGAUGCUGAAGGUGACUUAUUCUCCUCUGGGGAUCUCACACAUGUUUGCUGGACUGCCAUCAAACAGAUUUACGCUCUCUCCUGAUCUUUGCCUUAAAAAUAAACACCACAACAAAUCGGGUUGAGUUGAGAUGGGGGAAAAGAUUUGCUCUGAACCAAGGUUAGGUUUUGUUUUAAGAUGGUAAGGCAGACUAGAGUCCAUAUUUUGAGGGAUUUAAAGAUCUCCGCGACGACCUUUAGGAUUUCCUAAAAAAUUAUUAUGCAACUACAAGAGCAUAAAACCAUAAAAAAACUGAUCUAAAAUCCAUUGCGGUAGAUUUAAAACAAAAGUAAGGGGGGGGGGGGGGGGGCUGGCUCCACUUUAUGCGAAUCCCACAUGGCUCCUUGAAACUUUAACACUAAGCUAAAGUGAUGAUUUGAUUAUGAAGACAUACAACACUAAAGGGAUCAGCUGAUUUUUAUAAGACCACAGGAAGGGCAACCACAAGAAAACAAUUACACACUGAACUGACUGAAGUCCCACACUGCUUAUUAUAUCAAGUACCAUGAUUUAAGCUUUUCAUACAUGCUUUGAGUUUAACCGCUGUUGUUUUUCAUUCUGUCAAAACCUGUAUAUCAGGAUUAUGUCGUCUUCAAACCUGAAAAUUGGAUUUCUGAACCCAACAAAGGGGAUAUUGUGAAUCAAACACAAUAUCACAUUUGUAAGAGGGUCUGCCAUAAAAGAGGACAGUGUUUCUAAUCUUUCAAGUGGUGCACUGGAAAAGUGCAAAAUGUACUGUAAAUGUAUUCAUUUGAACCUGAUGCACUGAAAGAGUCACAGCACUGGUGUGAGUGUGACUGAUAACAAGCUUGAGGAGUCAGUUAAGGUGAAAAUCAAGAGAGGAGAAAGUGUUAGAUCAAGUGCUGAGAGCAAACUUUCAAGUGCAAAUGAAAGCAAACUUUCAUUAUUACUGUAGGCUGCAGUGAAAGGAGUGCACAGGGCGGAGGUGGAGGUGAUAGGUUAAUUUAGAAGUGUCUGAAAUUAAAGCCAGUGGUAGCCAAAAUCUAAAACAGCUUCACAACUUUCAGUGAAGGGUCUUAUUUUGUAAUGCUAUAGUAUAAUAAUAGUUCCAGUUCAGUUCUUUAACAUUAGGUUCGACUUGGGCCUAAUGUGGCCCAGUAAAAUAAGACGAGAUACUUCUUUGCCUCUCAUAACGAUACACAACACACAUUAACGUCAGUGCAGACAGAUCAACAGCAGGGUAGUUGAGAAGGAAUAUUUAUUUUUUUAAAAGGGUGUAUUUUACUCCUAGAUAAGACAGUUGAAGGGUAAAAAGGGAAAAAGAUAUCAUCGAAAGAUGUCAGCUGAGGUGAAAGGACUGAUUUGCAGUGGAAAAAAAACAAAAACUAUUUGCUUUUUUUUUUUUGGUAAAGAUUGGACAUAAGAGACUGAGUACCAAUUAGAGGGCAAGCACUUGGAUGCUAAUUGAAGAGAAGAACUUUAAGUAGUUUGAGGGAGAAUGUUGUGUCCUCUGAUAACAUCCAACCAGCCAAGAGUCAAUCACAGCUGACUUCAGAGAAACAGUUUCCUUAAGGACGUGUUUCCUAAUGACUUGUCCUAUCCUCCUGCCUAGUCUUCCUAAAUCAAAGUUUUAUGGUCGACUCACAACAGUGAUGAGCGAGCGCAGGCAAUUUACAUGGAGUUAACUCUUUCUGUUACAGAUUUAGCCUUAUUGGCAAAUUAUUUCCCUGUCCUUGUUCCUCUACUUCAAUCUCAUGAAUUGAAAAUAUUCAGAAAUUUUGGACAGAUGUGAACCUUCAGAAACUGCUAAAAACCUUUGAGCUUCGGUUCUUACGUCCAAGCAUUCAAAUCAUUUAAAGUUUAGUUUUCACCAGGGUUACAGUUGUACUAACCCCAUAAAAAAUCCUCGAAAAGGUUCAGAAUCUGCUGCACUUUUACUCUACAACGACACUUUUCCAUCACCACUGACAACAGCAAUGAUUCCUGCAGGAACUCUGACUUCAAUCUAGACAAGGACCUGUCAUAUAGAGUCCACAAUAAAGAGAGAACUCAACAGGGGUUUGCUUUUCAGAAAAAAAAAAAAAAAAAGAGCAAAAAAUCUUUCCACAGCUAGGACUCAGCUCAGUUUUUGGCUCAAACUUGAAUCAUCCCCUACUCUGGCUGCAGUCCUGCUGCUGAAGUAUUCCUUAACACUGAAUUUUAUCCAUAAAUCUACCACCUUAAACAUCCUUUCCAGUGAUUCCCACCCUGAGUAAACCUCAUAAUAAUGAUUGUGUGUGAAUAAUGUCCUUACCAUUGCAGCUCAUACUGCAAAUUCAGCUACGUUAGCCUGCAGACAUGACCUGGUCGUCACUUCUUUUGGCAUAUGUGUUCUGCCUCUUUGGUGUGAAAUACGUUUUAAGCUAAAUCAGCAAAGCCUCUCAUUUUAAAAAUGUCUUCAAAAAGUACAGCAUGUGCUUUUUCUGCGUUCUCAGUUUAUAGCUGCAAAGUGCUUGAUUUCAAAAGGCUAGUGCCGAAAGCAAAUUACAUUCUUUCAUUGUAAGAUCCUCUCUUAAAUAUGAAAUAUGAACAACUAAAUGCCUACAGGAAAGCUUAACUGUUGAAUUUCUCAAGUGACAUGCCACACUACCUAGUUUAUCCAUCUCUGUCGCUUCAUACACUGUUAUUCAUCCUCUUACGUGCUGCACACUGUGAUUAGAAUAGAUGGCUCUGCCUGCAGACAGGAAAUUUCUAAAGAAGAUGUCAGAGUGACAGCACCAGACCACAGAGUGACUCUCUCUCCCCUUAGAGGGACGACGUGCUCGACACAUAUUGAAAGCAGGUUCUUAAAGUCAACUUCAGUGGUGUCUAGAAGAGCGAAACAUCUUUUGAGCAGACACGUGUUUUGGCAGGCAGAGAGAAGUCAUUCAAAAACAUGCAAUCACUGUUUGACACAUCUUGCCUUUCAUGAAGGCAUACACAAGCAGCUUUACGGGGAUACAUAAAUAGAAGUAAAAAGGUUGGCAGGACACGUAAGCACUUUCCGUCCUUGGUCUGAAAUUUGAGUCAAUUUGUGUUCUUAAGUAGAAAUGCUAAUUCUGAUGACUGUUCAGCAGCCAACUCCUUAAUUGCAGGUCACGCAGGUUACUGGGUGUGAGAAAGAGUGCUGUAAAACUGCUGCAUCAUAAACAUUCAAAACCUACCAUUAAAGGGAUAUUCCGGCGUAAAUUGAAGUUAUGGUCCAACCACCUCGAGAGAUGAAUUGCUGACUGCUUGCUUCUCUAAUUAAACCAACUUCAGCAACGACAGCAAGAUAGCAAUACACAGCGGUUAACCACGCCAUGCGCAAACCUCAACCAAAACGUCACUCUAUAGCCACAAAUAAUGCUCAGAACAGCACCUAACUUCAUCAACAGUACAUAUACGGUCCCAGCCACAGCAUUAGCCACGGACAUCGCUUUAGCUUUGCCUAGUUUCUUCAGCAAAGAGACUAAACACAACUCACCCACCCUCCUCCAGCAGCUGCUUGUGGGGGAGCUCUGAUGAGUCGAUCACUGAGUGCAGUGGAGUUUCGCAGCUCAAGGGAGAACAUAAAUGAUCCUUACUUCGUGGAAAUGAAAUCAGACUGAAACGCUCAGGCAGAAGAACUACUGUGUCUGCUGUGCAAAAUGAUUACAAUGAUGAUUAUUACUUUAAGGAAAUGAUCCACUGCAUUUAUCGACUCGUCAGGGUUACAUAGGGAGACGUAACUGUUGUGUAUUGCUAUUGUGCAGUAGUAACUAAAGUUGGUAUAACUAGAGAAGCAAACGGUCAGCAACAUUCAGUGUAGCCCCCCUUUAUGUGAAGGCAAAACUCUUGGAGGUUUCUAAGUGACUGCAGUGUAAUGGAACAUGAGUCAAACUAAAAAUUCAUAAUACUAGUAAAAAUAAUUGUCUCCAAAAAUGGUUUAUUCCAAGUCCAACACUGUAUUACUUUACAUGUGACCAAAAUAAAAGCUAUAUCUGAAAAACUGAAGAUUUCUCCUGGUGUCCUUGGGCUGCCAACUAAAGAAUAAGGUUAACAAUCUAUCUGAAUAACGAAUAAUAAGAUGGCCUGCAGUCACAGAAGAAAAUUAACCAUAUGAUAUCAGCGAGAUAUGCUCUGUUCUACUUAAAUUUCCCAUCAUGACUGUUCUUAACAAAUUCUUUCCCACUUGUCAGUCCACUUUCAGUGAGUGUCAGUGCUGAAUUGGACCCCUGCCAAUAAUUCACAGCUCCAUUUCAGAACUGUCUUUAUGCUCAGUUGAAAAAUAAGAGGCUGCUGUUCUCAGUUCAUGGUGCACUCAAUUCAGCAUCAUGUCGUCCAUUUUAAAAGGUGUACUGUUCUUUUAAUGCUCAUUGGUAAGCAUGUAGUCCUCUCAGAUGUGACAGAUUUGUGAACAGAUUUGUGCCCUCACAAGACUGACAUAUAAAUAUUAAUUGUAGGGCUUUGGGGAUUGUUGUUUAGCAUAUGAAACAAUGUCUCUGUGAGGGCAGUCAAUGAGUAAGCCAACUCCUUUCAUCAGUCAACCAGCCUUUAAUUGCAAUCAUUCUACGCUUACUCCUCAUUUCCUCAACUUGUCAGUGAUCUCUGCCACAUAAUUUAUUUAAUUAAAGCCAAGAUUGAAGCUAUCACACAGCUAUUCUCCAGAGCUGAUAACACGAGGACGCCUGCAGCGUGGGGACAGAGCCAAACAGGAAGACGAUCUCAAACUUUUUAGAGCUAAAAAUUUUGUGACGGAGUGUCGUUUAACGCCCCAUCAUUUCCCGACUGUCGCUUGUCUGUCUCUCAUGGCCUGAGUGUGCUGGUGCCGGGAGUGCACAUGAAACGCACUCGUUCCCCGCAGAGCCAAGCUCCUCUAAACUGUUAAAUCGUUUCCCUGCAGGCCCGCACCUGUGUCCCGCGGUCCUGCACUCCAACCAACCGUUUCUUUUUUUACCUCAAACUCGUUUCUCCACGCUAUGGGUGUUUGUGGGUGCACACUCAAGACUACACGCCCAAUACAGACAAACACCGGCCCAAUGCCAAAACACCCCCUACACACUCACCCUAUACACUCUCCCUCCGUUUGCGCGUCCCCACGGAGGUUCCGCCAUAUUGAAGCAGGCACGUGUCAAAUAGUAAAAGGGUUUAAAGACGUGUGGACUUACUAACAAUCAGAAGUUUAAUUUAGCUCCUGUCACUGUGAUGGUUGCUGGAUGUAUAAUUUUACUGGGAGGAUGAAAAAAUGAGGCAGCCAGUGCGGCUCAGAACUGUACAUGAUGCUCGUUUACUAAGACAAUAAACGUUGCCAUGCACAGGACACGUCUCUGUGUUGCUAUGGCGAUGAAUCUUUCCGUUUUCCGGUGGAGUAAGGUAAGUAGAAUAAAGCAGAAUAAACUGAAAACAAACAAACAAACAAAAAAACCCACACGAGACCAUCAACAACAUUUUUUAACAACAACAUAAAUAUAGAUUGACACACGUUAUUUCUUUUCAGUACGUCCCUUAGGGACACGUACAUAAAUUUUCUUAACAUGUUACUAAAUGUAGCCUUUGUUAUACUUUUCUAAAGUCAGUCUGUCUAAGGGUAGAAAUGUGCUCAAGAAACAUCUUAAAAGUUGGGGGAAAUUCAUUUUUCCAAAAUGAAAGAAUUGGCAAAAUAUAUGAUUUUAAAUAAUCUGCAUUUUAUUUUUCAACAAAAUGAAAAACUGGUUUGUAAAUACACACUGGGUUUUUGAUAAAAUUCUAUUUUUGACACUUUUUUGUGGCUAAGGGCUAUUUAAAGAGCGCUUUGCGCACUCUAGAGGGAGCUCUUGGCCUAGUGGCAUCAUGGGUUACAAGGGAACAAAUGUAAGUCCUUCAGAAAACCUGCCGUAAAUACGUCAUUUAUUUGCUUGUCUUUUAUUUUUGUUUCCUGCACUGUAAACAUUUUUACCACUGUUUACUGGUUUUGAGGAAUUGGUGUAAAUAAAAACCCACCACGCUGGAUUUUCGACUGCGCCAUCAUUUUUAUCACGAACGAACCUGUGACAACUUUAAAGUGAUUACUGCAGCUUAUGAACAACAGUAUAUUCCCUUAAACAAAGUCUUAUUUGUUUUAAGACACAGCUUAAAGCCAAAUAUGUCUCGUUAUGAAGAUCCAGUGUGUCAGUGGAGGUGCAGUUUGAAUUUUUUGGCAGCAAGCCUCGCAGUGGUGUGACAUUUAAAGUUAUCUGGUACUGGUUUGUUUGACUUAACACAGGAAUAUUUGGAGCAAACCAGACCAAAUAUCAAAUUCUCUCCUCAGGGGAUUGUUUGCUAGACUUCUUCCAAUUUUGUCCUGCCAAGUUAGAUUUGAUAGCAGAGAGAGUCAAAGCAAAUCCACUCAGUACCAGUGGCUUUAGUGUGAUGGACCUUAAGCUGAAACAUUAUAUAUGAGAUUGUGAGAGAUACAAGAUAAAUACUCAGGUUAUGUAUUAUUUCCAACAGAAAAGCAAACAAUGCAAAAUUUUAAAUCUAAGGAAGUUUUUUUUUUUUUUUUUUUUUUUUUAAAUCUUAUUUUUACUUAAAAUAUCUUAUUUAGGCGGCCUUGUGGGAGGGGGUUGGAGCUCCCUUGCCUGAGUGAAAUGGACAGUGCAAAGUUGUGUCUGUGGCCUUAAACUAUUGUUAAAGUAUUGAAUCUUACUUAUUAUCUUGUCUUUAUUUGUCUAAAUCUUAUUUUAACCUUCUUUGUUGGUAUACUGCAUUUUAUAACUAAAGCUGAUAACUGCUUUGUUUUUUUAUUUUGAUUAAAUUUACAGUUUUUAAUUACUAAGCACUUUGCAACUUGUUUUUAAAAGCACAUAACACAGAAAAUGCUAAUGGCCGGCAGACAAUGCUAAUGCUUUGAGGAUGGACAGAGAGAGAAGGAUGUUCAGAAAAUGUGAAAAUCAAUAUCUCAAGUGGGGGUAGAGAAGGUAAAGAGAUAAAAUCUAAAGCAUAUUGUGUUGGAGCAAAAUUUUAACUUAAUGCAAAUGUUUGUCAAAGUUUCACUUCUGUUUGGUUUAUCAUCCCUGCAUGCGGAUUGCAGCAUUUCUUAAAAUAAAUGUUUGAAACAAAUGUCCACUCUUUUCACUUUAUAACUUUAUAACUGAGAACUAUUUUAAAAGACACUUUAAAAAACGAAAAAAGUUGCUAAAAUUAUAGCUAACUUUUUCAUAUUUCCUUAUUCAAUGUAACUUAAUAUAAACUGCAAAAAAAGUGAGUGGAAAAUGUUGGACCAAUUUUUUUGAGUUAGAUUCAAGUCACGUUUUCUUCAUUUCAGUCUCAAAUUUUCAUUUUUUUAUUCUUUUUUUAUGUACGUCAGUAUCUCAGCCCCUUUAAAAGGCUGUAUUCAAAUAUUUCUUAAGAGUUCAGUUCAAACUUUAAACAUUUAAAGAUACACUUUUAGCUUCCAUUGCUGACCACAGAUAAUAAAAUGAGCCACAAGAAGCUUGGUUUGAGUGCUUCUGUCUGAAUUUGAGACCAGCUGUCAGCACCUGACACAUUUUACCUGUAAAAAAUAAAGUCAGCUGAGACAGGAAGCACCUGGGAUUUCAAAUAAAAUGGUACCAUCAUGUUGAAGUCUGAGCACACCCUCAAGUCCCAUUAGCAGAGCAGUGGAAGCCUCUUGGGGGUAAAUGAGCUAAAUGUAAAGAGUCUGCCAAUCACCUGCACGACUUGAUUGGUCUGCUACAAUAGAAAAUCACUUAUUUGCUCUGUGUUUAUUCUGGCUGUAAUGCAAACUCUCUGCCAGUCUGGUGGAAACUGAGCUCUUUAUUAAUGUGUUCAUAUUAAUGCAAAUGCUGCAGAAUGAGUGGCAGCAUCGGAGUCUACGAGGAUACAUGGACUGUAUAAUGAGAGCUGAAAUAUGCAGAAGAAGAGUACUUAAACAUAAUGUGUCAUACAGUAUUCUAUAGGUCCUCACAGCAUACAUAAACAUACACACCACACAUGUACUGCAUGGAAAAUAGAAAUAUGGCUAUAUAGAGAGGAUUCCGGUUUCAUUAAGGAGCAUGCAGAGACCGGGAUAGAGCGAGGAAUAUAUUUUCUGCAUGAUGAGCUGUGAUGAUGGCUGAUCAGGACACUUGAAUGUUUUUUUUUUCUGUUCCUGUCAUGUCAUUUUCUGCUUUGAGUGAUUGACUUGUGUGUGUGCAACAGUGUGCUGUACUUUCCUAGAGUGCCUGCGCCUCACUUUUGCUUCCUUAUCACAACAUAUAAAAAAAGAAAACCUGCCACUGCUACUGUGAAUGCACCUCUGUGUUGGUGAGCGUCCUCAUGGCGAUGAAAAUGAGUGACAGCUGCUGACAUGUGGCUGUCAGGUAGAAGCCCAAAUGGAGACUGUGCAAGUUGGGAGAGAGUUGCAGGUGUCUCCAUGAGAUGGUGUUUAUGUUAAAGGUGUCAGCUUUUCUGUGUCUUUAUGUGUGUAAUUGUCAAAACACUACUGCAUGAGUGUGUAAGCAUAUGCAUCCACAAUUAUGUACGUUAGCAAUUUUUAAAAGUCAUUGUGCAAAAUUUUUAUAUAUUUUUCAUCACAAAUCAUGAUAUUUCUCAUUAUUUCCAUCAGAUAUAGUAUCAGACAAGAAACAAGAGCGGUCAGACAGUGUCACAGGUUUUAAAUGAGCUGACAGUUUGACCACAGAAUCUUACUUGUUUGACAGGAAAUGACAUUUCAGUGCACUAAACUUGUACAAUGAAGAUUCAAACCUCGGGGUCAUUAAUGAGAUAAAUGCUCAGAAGAGUUAUGGAAGCGCUGUGUAGACAUAGUCCUUUCACCAUAUACUGUUGACAUGCAUGCAAAAUGACUUCCCAUUCACCCUACUUCUUUUUACACUGUUGUGUUGAUAGAACUAAGAUGUCCAAGGUUAAGGCAAGACCAUAGACUGUAUAAAGAAUGGACAGAGUCUGCCUCCUCUCUGGGUGAAGCCACUCUGAGAACAGCACCUGUUGAAGGGCUGCAGUAUAGGUCAUAAAUCCCGCCUCCGCCAGUAAAGUUUAUGGAGCUGUGGACAAACUUUAGAAAUUAAUGGCACAGAAUAUACAUUUUUCCCCCCUGCUUGUGAUGUUGACAUGUAGUUACUGUAAGACUGGUUCGUGCUCAAGUCCUCUUUUUUCUGUGAAGCUCUGUUUUUAAAAGUUAUUAGGGGGUUCAUGUUUUUAUUUGGCUUCAAAUCCAUAUACAGGCGGGAGGCGGAACCAAGUUGUCCAUAGUAUAUACAGUCUAUGGGCAAGACACACCAGCCAGUGCUGAUUUGGGUUGCUAUUUCAGAUUUAGUCUUAGUGUCCAUCUUCAGACCAAAACGUCUUUCACUUUUAGACAAUUUUACUCAUAUACGACCAACUGUUGAUAACAAGUCAGAACAUUUAGUCAAAUUGUAAAUCUUUAAUAACACACAGCUGGGAAAGUUGGUUAAGAGGAGGAAGGUGUAAAGAGAAAAAGAUUAUCAUGAUGCGGUUGUUGCAGACAAGGGGCAAAAGUAAUACUGUGCCCUUUAACUAACUAACUCGGUCUGUUACAGGAAUCACUGCUCGUAUUUUAGGUGACGGAUCAGAUCUGCAGUUAGGGGAAAUAUGUUGGAUUUCAAAUGUCUGACAUUUCUCUGAGUUUUUGUUAUCAGUGAUGUAUUUUGGCUCAUCAUCGUCUCAUCUUCUUGGAAAAAGGGUUGUUUAUGAACAUUUAUAGUCAUAAUUUGUGUUAACAAAAGUAACAUUGACUCCAACUGUUGUGUUGCUAGUAUAGUAGUGAUUGCUAGUAUUAAUAGUGAUUCCAAUUUGUCUUUAUCUAUUUUUUUAUUCACAAAGUACCAUAAAACUGCAGGGUUUUUUUUAUUAUCAUUUGAAUUUUUUUACUCUUGUUCGGCUUCAUCUUCAAGUUGGGGUAGGCAGGGUCAGUUUUUGGGAGAAAUCUUGAAUGUAAACACUACCCCUCUCAACCAGUUUUCCCCUCAGCUCCUCUCCCUCCCUCUCUGCUCCAGAAAGCCCCGCCCACAAACAUACACUCCUGCUCGCCCGUAUCGUUUCAAUAAAAUUCAGAUAUAAUGCAGAUAAAUACUUUAAAUAAUUACAAAUGGAGCCCAGUCAACGUGAAAUUAAAAUGCAUUGGUGCUACUGUAGAUGCCAACAGACUACCAGCAAACACAAUGUUUGCAGGACCUCUAAAACUAGCAUAAAGUGACAUAAUCCAGGACCCGAGGUAAACAGUUUAGUGGUGCUACAACACGCAGCAGGUCCCGUUUGACAAGAAACACUUCUGUUACAGAUGCUUGGCUUACUUUGUUAAAGUAGUUUACCUGUCCAGCAGAAAGGUUACAGAGUCCGUAAGAUCCCGAAGCAUCCCAAUCGUUAAUGAUUCAUGAAGUUGACCCAGCUUUUUAGCUCUUGUCAAGUCUUCCUCCUUUUUAAGCGCCCGUUAUUCCACCAGAGUCUCCGGUAUUUACUUCAUUUUCUUGCUUGCGUUGGCAGUCGUGGCCAAAGGAGGAUUCAGACAGUUUUCUGUACUUUCUGGUUGGUUUCUACUGUCCGAUAUUGUAGCAUGCUAACUUUGUUUGGACUUGUGAACAACACAGGAGAGCAGCGUCUGCCUCACAACCAAUCAGCGCUAAGGAGCAGCGUCUUUUAUGUUAUGUUAUGUCUGUGUGUGUGACUACACAGGCAUAACAAAACAUCAGCUAUUGACUGAUAUUAAAAGCUUUUUUGUAUAUACACCACAAAAAAAAAAAAAAAAAAAAAAAAGAUCUUCUUUAACAGAAUCCUGCCUACCACACCUUUAACACCGGCCUUUUUUUUUCUUUUUCUUCUUUUUCUGGCUGAUUUUUACCCUGCAACAGCAUUGUAAGUAACAUCAGAAAAAAAAAAAUCUCAUUUUUCAAAGAUGCUCAGGUUGUGUUUUUUAAGUUAUAAAGUGACUUCAGAAUUGAUUUUGGUCUGUUAAAAAAAGGUGAAAAACUCUUGACAGUGGCUUUAAAGGGUCUGUCCAAAGUCCCGAUGUGUUUUUGUGCUGAUGAUGACAGAUUUCAAUGAGUCUUUUAUUGUAAUACCACAAAUUGGUCUGUUUUAUGCGAAACAUCAUUUAAUGAAUUUUCGUACCAUUUUGUCAGUAAUUAAUUUUUCUACUUUGGUCUCUGGUCUUUAUGUGUAACAAACAGUGUUUGUAAGCCUGUCAGGCUGGGUUCAUUGUCAAUGCAUGAUACAAUAAUGAAAACUCUAUGGAAACAGAUUUACCCUGAGUGUCUAUCUAUUAAUUUAAACUUUUGACUAUCAUAAUGCUAAUGAGGGUGGAAAUAAGAUAAAAACAUAUUAUUAUCACCGAAAUAAGUCUAUGUAAAAGAUCGUAUUUGAGGUCAAGUGUUUAGUAAGUCUCAUAGUGAGGGAUAAAAAGUGCUCUCUCCUUCCUCUGUCUCCUCUCUGAUUAAAGUCCUUCUGUGGAUUUUGAGAUGAGUUUCUUUGCCCCUCUUCAACCCUCCAUCUCUCACUCCACCCCAUCGGACCUUUACUCUUUCAAUCCCCCUCUUCACCCUGUCUGACCUGCACUUCGUUUUGUCACUCUUGCAUCCAACUUCGAGACUCUUCUCACUUUGGGGAAAACUCAAACGCCCUUUAGCAGCAAAAGUCAAAGACCUUUAUGUCUGAACACAGUGACAGGGGAUUGCUCUUUCAUUGAAACCUCAUUUUUCUUUCUUUCUUCUUUCUCUCUUUUCUCUGUUGCCCCCCAGGUGAGCGGGAUUAAUGCAUCGAUGAGCAGGAAACGUGAGCAGCGUGUGUUGUUCAUGGUGGUGAUUAUGGUGAUCUGCUAUUUGUUGUGCUGGCUGCCAUAUGGCAUCAUGGCCCUGCUCGCCACCUUCGGGCCGCCAGAUCUGGUCACGCCCGAGGCCAGCAUCAUCCCCUCUGUGCUGGCCAAGACGAGCACGGUCAUCAACCCCGUCAUCUAUGUCUUCAUGAAUAAACAGGUGAGAGAGGGAGGCGAGGGAGGGGAGUCUAUGCCUGAGGUCAUCCCCUUGUUAUCUUUCACUGUCACGGAGCAGAGGGCUGAGGUCGUCUCGCCUUCUGAGGCCGAUUGUCUGGAUUGUUUUCACGCUGGUUUGAUAUUAUGGAAAUGAGUCAUUGUUUGUAUUCCUAUCGGAUGUUAUCAGGGCGCCUUCUUGACACUGACUAAUCUAAAUUAUGUACUUAAUAGCUGCUUCUUCCACAUCUGAAUGCAGGUAUUUCUUUGCAUUUGGAGAAAAAAAGGCACAACCUUUCUCUUUAGCUUCACACUGAGACUAUAAUACAUCGCUCUUGGAGUGAUGGGUUUUCUGAAUAUGCCAAGAGUAUCAAAAACAUCACAGAAUCCCAUAAUAGGCAGUCUGAUUACACAAAUUCAAUAAGGAAGGACAACCUGAGUCCACCCUCACUCCAUCUUGUUGAUGUCAGUGUGUGGGUGCAUAUCAGGCCAUGUUCAACAAAUCUAAUAUUUUCUCUAAUCUCCUGACUCAGGCUGUUCAUGUGAUUUUGACUAAUUCCUGGUGCUUGAACUGGCUUUUCAAACCAGAGGAGAUGUAUGCGAUGUCCUGAAGGCACCCAUGGCCUGAAGUGUUAUAAUUAAACUAGCAGACGGUCCUAAAUGACCUUGGUCUGUGUCCACUUUAGAAAAUAUGAUGAAUCACUUUGAGAGUAAUUAUCUUUAAUUGAGAGGUCCUAUUCAGAGAUUGUUGUUGUGUCCAGGGACAAUUAUCAGGCUUAUUCACCCAACUAGUUUGUUAUCCUUCAUUAAAAUAUCCUGUGAGGACAUUAAAAAAACAGACACAAUGAGUCCAUGAUGCAUGCAUAAUUAUAUUUCACAUCUCAUAAACUUCUAUCAAUGUUAUUUCUGUCAUUUUCAACAUGAUUUGUGUUUGUCAGAUUCCUUUAUGUGUAAAGAGUAGACAUGCAUCAAAACAUUUGACCUGCCUUUUUUGCUCAUGAUAACAAAUAGUUUCAGUGCUUGAGCUGUUUUUCCCUUUACACAGAUAAAUUUAUCUCAUUAUGUAGAGUAUAAUGUAGAAAGCCAGAGGUUUUUCAUUAAGCAGGGGAGACGUACAGGAUGGCAUAAAGUUUUAAUGCAAGAUGAUUAAAAACAGAUAAAGCCCAAAACAGUCCCCUAGAUUUCAUUGCAACUGUAUCCUUAUUAGCCAUCAUGUAGGUUAAAUUCACUUUAAAUCUAACAUUUUUAUUCAAACCUUCUAGUUGGAAGCCUCUGGGCCAAAUCCAGCCUGCAGGCAACUUCCAAGUGGCCCAGGCCUGACCAGCAUACAUGGAUCCACUGUGUGAAAAAAAUGAUUUAACUGCACAUUCAGUGUGCAAAAAACUAGAUGUGAGUGAGCUAUCUUAGCUCAUUUCUGUCUCUGUUAAGAGUUACACAUGUAAAAUAUUAGCCAGAAAGGAGGUUCAUCAAAGUACAUGUAUUCAAAAUAUUCAGACUACACUUUGUACCCUGGCUUCAAAAAUUGUCGUUCACUCUUAAAUGAAAAAUAAAUGACAAAAAAAAAACAGCAGAUUAAUCCUGUCCGGGUUUUCCUGGCAGCUCCAAACACAAAACCAACAUGCUGUAUUAGUAACAAUAAACAAACAUAACAUUUAUAGAGACGCCUUUACAAUGGCAAAAAUUAUUUUAAGUGCUGCUGAAAAAUUCUUAGAUUCUUGAAGCCCCCAUUAGGGAACCUUAUGCCUUUGGCGUGGCAUAUUUCUCAGACUAUUCCAAAUUAUUGAUCAUUUUAACUAAUAAAACCUGAAACAGUAUUUAAGACUUUGGCAUAAAACAAAACUUCUUAUCUGAUUUGAAAGGUUCAUGUGAAUUAGUGAAUGACUGGUCCAACUGACAGAGAUCACAUGAUCUGGACCUGCACAGUCCUUAAUUUUGCUCGGGAAAUAGAGACACACAACAGCAUCUUUUGUGGUAGUUAGAUCAAUCAGAGCACAAUCAGGAGAGAGGAUUUAAAGCUCCAGUGAGGAUUUUUUGGAUGUUUAAGACAGAGGCUUAUGAUAUUAACAUGCCUCUACCACAUAUCAAAGCAGAACAAAACAUCAGGAAAGAGUGAGUAUUUCUAUACUUAUUUUCAUGUUGUGGCAGGAUGUGUGUCAGAAAAAGUUCAGUUUCCAUUUUAAGUUUUAUGUAGUAAAGGUCAGCAGGGACAAUUUUUCCAUGGCGGGCGCCAAAACUACCAAAACUAGGAGUUAAUCACAGAAGUUUUAAAACACUGAAUAACCACUAUACAGUACGAGCCAAGGAAAAACUGGAUGCAUCCAAAUGGAAUCUUUUACAAGUUUUCAGAGACUUUGGAUUUUUACUCUUCAACUCAGCAGAGGAAGAAAUGCUGCAACACUUGUGGCUGUCCAUCCACAUGCAAGAGGGAACACAGACAAACUUUUGGCCCUCAGAUACCAAACUUGACAGCGUUAGCCAUGCUUGUGCUUUUUGGCUGGAGGGCCAGAGAGACAGGAGACAGGAUGAAAGUCAACAGGCCGUCAGGGCUGGGAAGUGAGCUCCAACAUCAGACAUGUUACAUCAGUCAUUCCGCGUGUUGUGCCUCUGUUGCGCCAACAUGUGGGCAACCAUGUCUGAUUAUGGACCAGCUUUACAUACACACUAAAUUAUGGAUUAAAUAUGGGGGGACACAUGGCCCUCAACUCCAAAUAAUUAAUCACAGUGGACCUUACAGAAGUGUCAGAUUUAAUAAUUAAAUAAUUAAAUAAUUAAUCACAGUGGACCUUACAGAAGUGUCAGAUUUAUCAUGCAACGCUCAUAUGUCAGUGUCUAUUUUUUAUUUUUAUUUUUUUUAUUUUUUAUUGAACCGACAGACCCACAAUGUAAACAACAUGUUUUUGUUGUCAGCUUGUGUCUUUUGACUCAAAGUUUCAGGUUUAACCCCGACAGAGCUCAAAGUCAAAAGCCACACUUGAAAUAGAUGUGAGAUGCUCUUUCCUGAAAAUUGAAUUAGGCUAUUUCCAGCUCAGGCCUUUGGUGAAUUUAAAUCAGGUUUAAUGAGACACAUCGCCUCACCACUCGGAGUGCUGGUGUAGUUUUUGACCCUAAAGGAUAUGUUCAGAAGGCAGGUAUUGUUUAAUGGAUAAUUCAAGUUCCUUUUAUCACGGCUUUUCCGCCUGGUGCCUUUAUAUCACAGUGAAGGACUGCAUUUAAAUCACUUUGUCAACUUCAAAACUGUAACAUGCUGUUUUCUCCAGGCGCAGCUACCACGGUACUCAAAGAGAUUCUUUGAUAAAUGUUUGUUGAUGGAUUUCACCUUUAAACUGUCACUAAAAUCAAGCUUUAACUUCUCAUUGAGUUUUUAGCAUUGCUAUUCACAGAGGCAUGCUUACUUGCUGUCAUAGAGUCAUCUUCUACUUGAGCUUCUCAAGACUGAAUCUAGAUGUUUGUUGCAUAAUUUCUUUUUUGUUCCUUAACCUAAAAACUGCCUUACAGUUUAAAUAAACAACUUUUGGGGAAAUACAGUUACUCUGGUGUAAAGGUUGUAACAGUCCAAACUGGUGUUUUCGGCUGCAAUUAUGGUCCUAAAAAGACUGUAUCAAAGAGACCAACAGACACAAAGGUUGGCAGAGUGAGGGGAGUAAAGGGUUCAGGUUUGGAUUUUAAUUAUUUAAAAUGUAGGUAACAUACAAAAAAAUGAUGAGUAAAACUGAGUUUGUCAAUAUAAACUGCAACAAUAAGCAUGUAUUUGAGAUCGGUAAACUGAAACACAAAAAUGUUUGAUGGUUACAAUUUCUUUGAUGACUUGACCUCAGUGAACAUGGAGCCAACAUCUCAAAGUUAUUCAGUCAUCAUCUUUGGUGUGUAAUAAAAUGAGAAUAGAACUCAUAUAUAGCUCCCAGAAAAAGCAAUUUAAAACUUUUUGCUUGUAAAGAGAUCCCAGACAAAAGUCUCAAAUAUGACGUGUGUUGCCAUGAUUGUUACAUAUAUGGCAAAUACAGUACAUGCAUACAUUCCCAGGAUAUAUGAGAAUGUCGGUUUAGAAGAAAUAGCAACAUAAAAUUUUCAUAUUUACAUACAUGUACUACAUUUACUAUGAAUCAUACAUAUAUAUAUAUAUAUAUAUAUAUAUAUAUAUAUAUAUACAAAACAAUUUAUACAGUUUAAUUUUUGCUUUAUUCAAGUAAGAUAAAUGAUUGUCCCACUAUAUUCGUAAGUUUUCAAAAAAAUCUUCUAGUUCAUGAGUUGUGAUGUGUCCUAUGAAAUUUUCAGAAAUGGCAGUACCCAAGGAAACAUACAAAGCAUUGUCACUAACAGGGUCUGUAUUUGAGAGCAAAGCUGGCUAACGUGAGUAGGGGGGGCGGAGUUUGUACUUCAAAGUGUGAUUGACCUUAGCUCUGGAAAAAGUCACUAAGGCUCUUUAUUCAGUGUACCUACCCCCUCACAACAGUUACAGAUACAUUGUAGAAACACAUCAUUGUUUUUUUAGAAUGUUUUAUAAGCAUUGAAAAACUCCUUACAGGAGCUUUAAACCUUUGUCUAUGCAAGUUGUCUUAAGGAGAUUUAGAGUCUCGUUUUCAAGAUGAGUGGCAGGCACACAGCACAAAGGACCUAUUGUGGACAAACAAUACACAUUAAAUUACUGACAGAUCAGCUAUACAGAUACGAACAAUAGAGCCAGAAAGAAAUGUAACAAGCGUUGCCCUUAUGCAUAAUAUAACAAUAAAACAACAGGACUAUAGAAAGAAAUAAUUGAGAUGACAAAAAUAUGAAGUAUGAAGGAACUAAAAAUACUGCACUGUAUUAGACGGUGGAAAUUUUGUACUGUGUAUGUACUAUCAGUACUGCUUUGCUUGCAGGAUUUUCUAACAUCCAACUUAAAGAAGACCCCAUUAACAAAUAGCUGCUUUAACUAUGUGAUUUGUUUCUACCUAUAUCUUAAGUUUUCUGCUGACAUACAACUUUUGAGUGUUACUCCAGUUUUAUAGGAGACCAAAGGUGUCAGAGAAAAUAUAUGACCUUUAACAAGAUAUAAAGAACUUCUUAAAACAUGUGAAAUUACAAGAACACCAAAUACAUUAAUGUUGUACUUGGAUGCCUGGAUAUAAUUUCUUUAAGACAUUUAAUGCCUAUCUUUGGAUUCCUGAGUACAUUUUGGACGUAUAUUUAUGUGACUCUUGCCUCAGAUAACGCUUACAAUACUCUCCAUUUGAUACUAUGCAUUUACUCUAAAGAUUUAAGAUGUUUUGUUCCUCUGUAAAACACCCUUUAUUAUCCUGAGAGAAGAUAACUACAAUUCUUCCACUGGAGCAGACGAUAAAAGUACUCUCAAUGCAAUCUUAAUCAUCUCAUACUGUUACAUUAAAGGGAAGCACAAAAUGGUGCGUAAGCUUGGAGAUUUCUUUCUUUCGGUUUCAGCCAGAGAGAUUUUAUGGGCUAAACAGAGAACUAUUCACAGUGCUUAAUACCACAGAGCAUUUCUUAUUGGCAUUCAAAGCCACUCAAGUGUAAUAGUUUGCUUUGAAGUUUAACUUUCUCCACAGAGUAACUGUCAAGAGUUAUUUUUCAUAAGGCUGGAAAUCAACAGGAAAAAAAAAAAAAAAAAAAAAAAAAUUACACCCUGUCAUGUGGAGGCAGCUAAGCCUCCCGUCUGCUCCUCCUCACACUCCUUUCCUGCUCCAGACUUUGCUGGAGCUGACUGACCUUACAGGGACAUUUUAGCCCACACAUCAUCUCCUUCAUGACAGCGUGAGAGCGAAAAAGUGGGAGAGAGGGACACCAAAUGUCCUGUAUGUCUUUUUCAGUCUUCAAUUCCUCCCAGCCCGUUACUAUGGAAACUGUGAGUUGAGGCGAGUUGAAGACUAAAAAUGCUGUACAGAUACAAGUAGCAGCUGGUGUGUGUUUGUCCCAUCAACGAUCAGCAACAUGCACAGACACGAGGCCUGAGGGGGAAGUGACCAACCUGCACAAAAAUACUGAGGACUUAUGGGUAAGUUUACAUUGAUAUCUACCUUAUAUGUCUAUCCUGUGCUGUUAUGUUUGUAUGUAUUAAUGAUGGUUUUGUAAACUAAGAGCAAACUGGGGCUCUGUGUCAAAGAAGAACAAAGUUGACCUGUAAAAUUACAAAUGUUCAAUAAACUAAGAGUUUGUGGCCUUUUCAGUUAAUUUCUGUGUACUCUCACUCACAAAUAUACUGAUCAGAACAAAGACAGUGGUGUGAAUGAAGUUUUUACAGCUUUGUAGAGGUAAAUUCCAUGUGCGACAUACAAAAUUUGAGUUGUGUUGUGAGUAUCAAACAGUUCCUUCAGUACAUAACCCAAAAUCUAUGGAACUACACACAGAUCUGAUACCGGAGACCUAAACAACUGCUGCUUUGUCUGGCUAUAGAUUAUGUUUUGCCAGUGUUGUUUGAAAUAGUCCAUUCAGCCUCAUGCCAAGAGUUUGUCCUUGGAGCUGCAUUAUUUCAAAGGUUCUUAUACAAUGACCGAUAAAACACAUAUGUAAAAACACUGAAAAAAGCAGGAGCAUAUUCAAAAUCUGUUCCUCUUUGAGGAUUUUUGGUGUUAAGUAUUUCGUGUCUUUAUUUUGCAAUCAAAAAGUGAGAGAAACUGUCCUGCUGCAAAAAAGAAACAGAUUUUAUUUUGCAGAGUUGUCUACUGGUAAUGCAACAGCAACACCAACAGCGUACAACCUAUCGGCUGUCACUUCCAUCUACACUGGCCAAGCCAAAGGCACGUUGCAUACUUUACAAUCCCAUCCAAAACUGUUAUUCUGCUUCCAAAGGUUUUGCUUUUUUAUUUUUAACGAAACCCUUAUUUCAUACCUAACUGUAACAAAUGCAAAAAGCAGGAUGCUAUGAUAUAAUAACAUAUGACACUACAAUUAAAUUAACUAACUACAUUAACUACAAUUAAUAUGAUACAAUGCAGUACUGUCCAGUGUGACACACUAUGAUGGAUAUGAUAUGACAGUAUACUGUAUAAUAGAAGAUGAUAUGAUAUGAUUCAGUACUAUACCAUCCAGUAUGACAUGAUAUGAUACAAAAGGAUAUAUAUGGAAUAUCAUAUUAGACAAUAGGAUGCUAUAUGAUGCAUUAUUAAAGGAAUAUUAUGCAUUGUGAUAUAUGAUGAUACAAUAUGAUAUAGUAUAAUGCAAUAUAAUACAUUAUUAUGCAAUACCAUACAAUAUUAUACAACACAAUACAAUACUAUGAAAUAUGAUAUAAUAUGACACUAAAUGAUUCUUGAGAUGAGAUACGUUAUAACAGGUAUAAAAAACAAACAAACAAACAAAAAAAACAAUAGCAAUGGUCACAUUAAAUAAAGACACUAAAAAAACAACAAUAUCUGCAUUAGAGAAACAAACACUAAAGGAAACCACAAACAGCAUGAAUAACUAUAGAAAAGUUUGCUGUACAGCCAGUUUGGCUCAUAAACCUGUUCCAGAAAAGCAAUUUAAAAAGUUUUCCCCUUAAUGUGUUUUGUUUGAUUUAAUAAAGAUAAAAUGACCUCUUUUUGAAAGGUGAACCAAACUCUUAUUUUCAACCAAAACUUUGAGAUAAUCACACAUUAUGUUUAUUUGAAAUAAAAUUAAGAUCGCAGCCUUGCUCAUUCUAAUGAUUUAUUUUGGUUGUUCAGUGGAAAGUUUUGCUUUCAGACUUAUUUUAUUUUAUUGCAUAAAAAAUACACUAACAGUUCCAUACUUGGUGAAUACAAGGGAGAGAGAGAUGAAAUGAAAACCUUUCCCAUUCAGAAUAGUUUUUUAUUACCAGAAAUAUCAGUUUAUGUUCUUUACAGCCACUGACUGUCGAGCUUUGGAAACAAAAGCAAAUACCUAAAGAAAAUGUAUGACAUCAAUUUUUUUUUAAGAAGCAACAGAUUUUUUUGUUUUCUCCUAAAGGUUUAGACGACACAAUUUAGGCACCUUUCAGACCUGACACAUAAGCUACGCUAACCAUACAGAUUUAUUUCACUCUCCGAAGGUAAAAACACCUACAAGCACCCCUAAAAGUUACCAAUUUACAUGUUAAAGGUUAUUUGUAUAAUCUGCCUGAACUAUAAGUGUAAAAUGCCAUUUUGAAAUAUUACAGCAGGGUAUGUAUGAAACUGUUUCUUAGCCUAAGAUAAUGAUUUCCAUUUUUAUCUGCAAAACUAGCCCCACCAGCUUGAUCUUUGAGUUUAGUGGACAGAUAUAAGAUCAGUAUCAACGUUGUCAUCCAGCUACAUUCAAUUAAAGAACUAACACAUUUUACAAAAGUACAAAAUGCGUAAACUAUUCCCCAAAACUGACUUAAAAAACAGUCAAAAUUCACUCAAGUAUCUUCUAGUAAAGGGUAUUCUUUAGCCAUGGCAAACUUUAUUCAGACACUAGCAGACCUGUAGCUACUGCACACUCCAGCUGCAUCACCUCUAGUUUAAUAACUUGCUGCCAAGAGGAGCAGUCUCAUAAAUAACAUGUCAAAAAUAAAUCAGACAGGUGGUGUACAGUGACUUUUUCUCGUUUCAUUACAGGGAAUAUCUUAAUCAUGACUGACAGUUUGACAGGCUGUCUGAUUGUAUGAAUGAUCUACUACAUCACUGUUCAAAUAAUUAGGUUUGCUGAAGUUUAUUACAAAUGAGUGUUCCCAUUUACUUCUGACGUCCUAUUUUAUUAGGUUUAUGUCAGAGUUUAUUAGUUAGAGCUUCAGGCUGUCAGCUUUGUGAUGUAUAAAUACAACCUGGUUUCAUUAGGGGCACCUUAUCUGAUAUUUAUCCUGAAUGAACAUCACAAGAAUGUUUAUUAAAAUAAAACUAGCUUUCACUAUGUAAUUGUUACAGCAAUCUUAAUGUGGGUUUCUUGUUUUUGCCUUCCCUGUAUUGAUGGCCCUGUGACGUUCUCACAAUCUGUCUGAGAAGACACAAUGAUUUUAAAAUAACAUUUUCCUCCAUUGUGGUAUUUACUGAGUGGGGUUUGGCUUCAGAAAAGUGAGCAGGGAAAGUCACACCUUGUUGUUAGUAAAUACUCUUGGGGAAUUGUGAAGACUUCCAAUGACAGAUGAUAUAACCCAUUCAGUAAGUUCAAGGGGUUUUCUGGGGUCUCUAUUUGUUAGGGUGUGCCUAGAUAACCUUAGAGCGAGUAGAGGUAGAUCCAUUUUUAUGCAAGGGGGUAGCAGCUCUACUUAGACUUACCUGCAAAUGUUCAAACUCCUUUAUUACUCAGAGGCCAGAUGGACUUUUCACUGCUCAUGUAAAUUUGAGGUUUAAACAAACAGUCAGGGUCUCGUUUCUAGCUCCUCGGAGUAAGUUGUUCCAUAGUUUGACGCCAGAAUAGUGAGACAUCUCAUUCUACAGUAUUUUCUGUAAAUGGCAUUGAUCAAUCCACUGUGACUGCCAAGACAAGCCAACAAUAUCCUCAGUGGGAAUCCCAUUAUUGUGUGGCUGGGUCUUUGUGUAGGUGUUUAAGCCAGUCCAGCAUCACCUUAGAGAUAAUGUAUGGUUAAAGGGUGAUGAUGGGAAAUAGCACCCAGACAGGAAACCUGCUCAAACGGUUUAUUUACACAGCUGUAAAGAGUGGACCAUCAGAUUCAAUGGUUGGUAACAAUCAUCCUGAUCAGCCCGCUCCUCUUUUCUCUUUUUUUUCAAUGGUUCUUUUGAUGUUGGCAAAGAUUGAUUAAAUUAAAUUAGAUUAAAUUGUGCCUAAAUUCCUUUCCAUGGAUUUAUUUAUUAUGAAAUAGAUGUAGUUGCCUCUGCCAUCACUCUUGGUGUUCAGAGUGACUCUUAAGUUUUUAUCAAUUAGAAUCCAGUACUUUACACAGCCAGAUAAUAAAUCUAAAAGCAGGGUAUCAUGAAGUUCUGGUUCUUCAUUAGUUUCUAUAAUCCGUUUUCACUGAAGGAGUUUUCAUGAACGGCUGUCUGUGCAAGGCAAUGAAGCAGGGUUAUGAAAAAUGAAUUGGCCUCAGGACUAAAAUCCUCCCUAACAAGAACUCAUAACAAAGUUACACCCUGUCUUAUAAACUUCUGUUCCAUUUUAUUCAAAAUUCAGAACUGAUCAAGCUUAAAAUUACAUGAAAUAUUAAGGUUAUAAAAAGAUUAGUCAGCUCUUGUGAGAGACCUUGGCAGGCAAAGUAACUGUUGUUGUUUAUCGGACACAGGAACAACAUUGAAGGCUCCCUUUGUAGCCUCUACAUAACUAAACCUUAUUACUGGUUGUUUGCUGCAUGUAAGUCUGGUGUCUUGGUCAGGGUGGUGAUAGGAAGCAGUGACCAAAACUCAGGUGUUGGGCAUCUGAGGCAUUUUUUUUUUAUAUAUAUAUAUAUAUAUAUAAAGUUUUGCCCUUGUUGGGUUUCAGUCCUUAAACUAAUGCAAAGAAGAAACUGGAUUUAUUUGCUAAAAACAAGUUUGAUCUUUAAGACUGAUCAGUGAGAAAGUAUGAAGGCAGUGUCUUCCCCAAUCUCAGGGAUGAUAUGUUGCAGUAAAUCUAGGCUGUGAGACUGAUAGUAUAAGAAAUUGAAUGGUACACACAAGAUAAACACACCCCAAGCCUUUUCCUGAAUUGAGAGCGUGCCGGGAAAUCCCAAGAGGAGAUCAGCCCAUUGUCAUUCUGUUCACAUUUUCCCAAGUGGCACUCAUUAUUUUUCCUGCUAUGGCUCUCAGAUCAUUUCAUUUUGCUUGAUUUCUGUAGUCUGCACAGCACCUUACAGCAGAUGGGAGUUUACUGGAUCACAUUAAGUCACAGGGUCAUGGGAUGAAGUCCUGGGUUAACUGCAUUUAAUGCUUCCUGACACUGACCCUUUUCAUUUAGAUCAAAUAAACUGCAUUUAUGUUCUUAAGUGAACUCUGAUGAGAAGUCUCCUCAUAUACAGUCUAGUUGAAUCAUACCGCUCUGAACAAACAUCACAUACCAAAGAAAAAUAAUACAAUGGCAGUAAUAACUUUAUUUAUUUAACACCUUUAAGAAAGUUAACAAAGUGCUUUGGCUGACAAAACAGAGUAAAAAAAUCAUAACAGGAGAGGAAAAAAAGACCAUAAAAUCAUAGCAAAUACAAGGACAAACAAAACAGGAAAACAAGAUUUUAGAGACAUUAAAGAUUCCCAAAGGAGGGAAAUGAAGGAAAAAGGAAGCAAGUCAGUUUUCAGAAAUGAUUUAGAAGAUGUCACUGUUUCUGCAAAUAGAUAAAACACCGGUUGUGUAUUGAGUCACUCAGCUAAAGCAAUGACAGAUUCUUACAAGAAGACCUUGUUACAUUGGUCCUUGUGAACAUGAACGAUCAAACAUGUCAAUGGUCUUAUUCAUCCAUACAGGGUCAGUCACAAUCAGACAAAGGAUGAAAAAAUUGUUCUGCACAUACAAAACAUCUCCACACAGCCAGUUGAGUAUGAUAUAGUGGAUAGAGUGGGUACUAAAAAAGGACUAUCACCUAACAGGAAACUGUAAAACCUAAGCAGAGUAAAGCCAAGGGGGUGCUAAGAGAAAAGCACCAAAUGUUGACUAUGAUUUGACUAUGAUUUGAGCACCUGGGACUAGACUCAAAGAUUGGUGAUUCAACUAUCAUUUCACUGGUUAACCUCUAAUUAGGUGGCUAUACAUCCUCUUUUACCCGGACAUAUCCUCUUUUUGGGGGGCUGUCUGGGGGAGUUUAUAAAAUCCUUCAAAUGUCUGGGGUUUUGUACAGAAGUUUUGAGUUUGUGUCGUGUAAAAAACACUCGACCCCACCCGAAAAACUCUCAAAAUAUACUACGCGUGGCUCUGCCCUGCGUAGCAGAGUCCUCUUUUUGGGAGGAUUCAGAAUAUGGUCACCCUACCUCUAAAAUCAAAACUCUAUAUGUUUAAAUCUGAUAAGUACAAUGGCAACCAAACAAACCUAAUGAGACCGUGUAGUGAAACCUGUGCUUUGAUGCUACCAUUAGCACCAGCAAACCAAGCAGAUUCAAACAGAUAACACUUUCAUCCACAAUUAGGCUAUAUAUAAUCAGGCUUUGAUAGAAUCACAACAACUUUAGCCUCUUUUAUUGUAAAUGUUUAAAACCACCAGUGAUCAUUUUUAGUGAAAUUCAAUGAUCAGUAUGUAUCCAGUUACACCCUAAUUUUAUGUAUCAUUCCUAAAUCAGAUCACAGAUUUGUUUUUGAUUUUCUUUGUCAGUGAGAGAUUCUCAUGACUUGUAAUUGUCUGGGACUAUGCCUGCUGUUUGACCCUCAGGUUUGCUCAGUUUGUUGAAGAAACCAUCCAGAACUUUAUCAGUGCAAGAGUGUGACAGGACCCUUCCUGACUCAACUCAACCUUCCCUCAAAUAUGCUGUCAGUGCACUCGCUCUUUCAGUCCUCUGCCACGCUUUAUCUAUUUUUCUGUCAUUGCCUCCACCUUCCUCAGUAACUUGUUUGCACUAACUUCAACCUCCAUCUGUUAUAUUUUCUUCCCAUUCCUCUCUCUUUCCUCACCGUGCAACUCUUCAGUGUGUUGUUUGGACAGCUGAUGGAUCCAAAGCUCAGAGAGGUGCUGAACAUCCUGCCUCUUUACAUACCCCUGCUAGCCUUCACUCACUGAUGACCUGAAGGUUAUGAACAGACUGACGUUGGAGACAAAUGCAUUUCAAAGAUACGAUGUGAGCAGAAUUUUUGAUGACGUCCCGAGGCGUUUUUCUGUGUGUCUCUUCCUCUCUGCGUGUCUUUAUAUCAAGCUAACAUUUGACAGACAGCGAUGUGCAGGAAGAGUUCAAUGUCAAGUCAAAUGACUGUAAAAGUCUUCCCAGAUAAUUUUCUCGUGUUGACAAAAAUAUCUGGUUUUGUGAUUUAUUUUUAGGCCAGGAAUGAAAUCUAAUAAGCUAAAUUAUUCUGUAUUUCCCUUUUUUAGAUUCACAAAUGUCACAAGAAGACAUGCACCCCCUAAAAACCAUAUUUACUCAGCAAGGGACAUCAUGCUUGAGGUGUAAAGCUCAAAUGUUAUUAAGUCAUACUGCUUGUUCCAAGCUGUGUCUCAUAUCCACACUGAGAAUCUGAGUGUUUCUUAUUUCACUGUUUCCAGCUUGAUAUGUAACUACAACCCCAAUUUUACAAGAAUUGGGGUGCAAUGUAACAUGUGGACAGUUUGAAAAUCAUUUAAAGUCCUUAAACACCAAGUGCGAGUAGAAUCAUUCGCGUGAAUGAAUUACAUGUUAACCCUCCUAUUAUCCUCAAAUAUUACAAACACAUUUUACCCUUGGGGAUACUUGCCUCCAAAAAUUGAUUUGCAUAAAAUUGUUGACCAAGUUUUUGUGUCAGGCACUUUCAUAUGUUGAUUACAUACAUAACCCCUUGAUAAUGACAGCAAGAAGUUCAGAGGCAAGCUCCGGUUUAUUCUUACUCACUGUCCCCAACAUCGUAAGCUUCCUUUUGAGCAGUUCCUCACCCAGGGUAUAAGAUGUGAAAAAACGAUUACAUGUAAUAUUAUGCCCAUGCAGUCCUUCAGUCAUAUCAAGCACAACCCUUGUGCCCAUAUUUUUUUAUGGUGCUUUGCCAGGAGAUUUGCCCAUGUAAACCUGCAUAUUCCAGGCAAAGCUGGACUGUGCAUCACAUGCUGCCCAUAUUUUGAUGCCAUAUUUGGCAGGUUUGCUUGGCAUAUACUGGCAGAAUGGACAGUGGUGGUUCUAGACUAAAUUACUCCCCAUGCUAGAUGUUUCUCCUCUGAAGCUGCUCUCUGCCUCCGUCAUUGUUUACUUUACUCACGAAGCACUGAGCAAGAUCCGAGCGCUUUAUUCGCCUAUCAGAGGCAGACGGGUACGGUGAUUUGAUUCACCACGACUCCAGAAAUGAUUAAAAAACUACAAAAUGACGUCUCCGCGCUUCCGGCUUAAGAGUAGCAAUGCGCAGCCGCACUACCGGCUUGGAAAACUGAUAUGCUGACAUGCGUACACAGAGCAGAGCUGUCCCCUGACAGCUCCCCGCCUCGUCUCAUACAGUCUGUCAGCCUCUGUGCAGCACCUUCGCAGCAAGCAGGGGCGCCAAUUUGACAACAAGAGUUAAUAAAAAAAUGCUUUGCAGUUCAGAUUUAUUACUAUUAUCUUUUAUUUUAUUUUUUUGAAAGUGCUCGUGCCGCCCCCCAUGAGUCAUGACACAAAUGCCGCCCUGGGCGGCUGCCCUGUUCGCCCGUGCCUAGAACCACUACUGAGAAUGGACAGCGCCCACAAAACGCAACCAAACACUCAUCUAUAGUCACAUAGGGGCCUGGAUUGUAAAGCAGGGGUAAACGUGGCACCCAGCUGUCUUACACAUCCCUUAUUGCUGCAAGUCCGGCCCUGCCUUGUUUGUUUGUCAUCAAAAUGUAUGACAUGGGACAAAACUUGGAAUGUCUUCAGAGACAUGGUGGCUGGAAAUAUUGCCCUUCUAGUCUCAGCGUUCCAAAGACUUGCUGUUGCCACACCUUUAGAUUUAUAGACUCCUGCCAAAAUGAGCAAGCCAAUGUAGGCCUCCAAGUCAACUACAUCCAGAUCUUUCCAACUGUCCCAAUACACACGCUUCCCCUCUAAAUUUGUCAUCCCAAGUACAAUAUUUUCAAUUGAUGGUGUUAUGAAGCGCUCUAAUGAUGACUUGAUGUCGUCAACAUGGCUGACUGCAUACCUUGUGGGACCUGGAACUAUUUUGAUAACAUCUGUUGUGCUAAGUCAACCCUGCUGUUUUAGUUGGGAAAGGGACCAUCUUAUCUUUCCAUUUUUGGAAGUGAUUGGUGGUUGAGAGACAACAGGAGGGUCAACACUCUCAUUCUAAUCAGAUGAAAAAGCCUCUAAAUCAGGGUCCUCCUCAACACAAUCCUCUGUCACAGAAACAUUCUCCUUUAUGUCAGUUUCACCAUCAAAGAGCUGUUCCAAAACCUUGUUGAAAUGAAACCUUUUCCCAAAGGACAUUGUCAAUUGAGGGAGCAUGCAGAUUGCAGUAUACACAGAGCACAAUGAGGAAUGAUUUGGGCAGAGGGACACUUUGCAAGCUUUUACAUGCUUUGCCCCUCGCCCCCUUUGUAUGAACUACCAGUGUCCUUGUGGGAAUACCCCACUCUCCACCGCACAGGAAAUAUCAGAGUUCUCGAGGGAGAACCCCCCCCUCACACUUGUAUCACCUCAAAAGUAUCAACUUAAAAAAUCAACUAUAUAUUUUUGGAUGGUAAACACUGAUUGGGGUCAAAUUGACCCCAAGGAUAAUAGGAGGGUCAAGAAAAUGCAAAGACGAGAUUUGACCAUUCUACUACUCUGGCGGCACGAGUGACGAGAAUUGGGCAGAAGCUGAAAAUGUCUCAACUUGAGCGGAUAUUCAUGUCGCGAUAACUUAUCAGCACGAAGGUUGCCGGGUGACGUAUGAAAACAGAGGGUUGUUCACUGGUAUCUAUCAUGGAGGACAAACUGAUUGUGUCGGUGUGCGGGUGCACUGAAUUACAUGAUACCUUUUCGUUCAAUUACCGGAACCGGAUUAAAAAGGAGCUCGCUUGGAGGCAAGUGAGUGAGGAGGUCUGAUUACCUGGUAAAUUGUAAGAACCUUUGUCUAUCACUUGAUUCCGCUGGUUGAAUUGGCAGGGAUUACCAUUGAAAUUACCAUUGACGCGCUACUGCAGUAAGUAAAUACUAUUCAUUCACGCGUCUACAUACGCGCAAAUUAAACAAGUAGAUGAUUUUACUUGCGCUCGGUGUGAGCACCCUAUUACUGUUUUCUUGACAGAAUUUGCUCCUUUAAAGUCUGACCUCAGCAACACGAUUAGAAGAAAAGCGGGUCAGGGACGAUAAAACUGAAUAAGUUUUCUCGUGUAAGAAGAGAAGAAAAUUAAAAAUUAAAAACACCCAAUAAAUGAGGGUAAUUUGCAACAGGUUUUUAACAUGACCAGGUAUAAAAGGGGGAACUUCAUAGUGGCUGGGUCUCUAAGAAUAUUCUAGGAAAAAAGGGAUCAGAAGUAAUCCUCCCCUGGUGACUCUACAUUAAAAGAAAAAGGUACGACUUUUUAAUGGAAAUCACUUCAUAGGUUUAAAAUCACAUAUAAAAACCAUUGUUUAGUAACAGUUUGUUGCUGCAUCCACGAAUGUAAAUUUGUGGAUACUGUUUUUGGAUCUCUUUUCUAACCCAAUGCUGUGAAAGACUUUCAUCAUAUUUUGCACUCAUGAGAAUGUAAAUAACCCUAACUGCACCAUGCAAGGAGGACACCAUGCUUAAACAGGACCAAUUUAGAAACUGAUACACUGAGGUAAAGUGGAAAUGGAAUUGGAGCAACAUAUGCUGCCAUUCAGACAAUGCCUUUAAAGUAACACUGGAGCUCAACAAAACUCUGAUGAACAAGGUACAAUGGGCUAGGUAAUUGCUGGUAAAAAAGGUGAGUUUUAUUCAUAAAUGGGGCAAAAAAAGUCGCUGACAUUAUUGUUUUUGCAGAUGGAAAUGGACAAAAAAUGUGGACAGUAUAGUAUCAAUUAUUGAGUUUCUCUGACUCGUCACUGUCAGAGUCUGUGACAUAUUUUUUUUUCCUGUCUAUCAGUCCUUAUACACUGUCAUAUCUGUCAUAUCUCAUACUGUAUUCUGUGAAGUGUUUUCUUUAGUGCUCUGUUAAAUCAAUGGAAAAAAAAAAAAAACAUACUGUUGCGAUGGAGUGUUGACCAAUCGGAAGCUUAGCACAGCCAUGAAAACACCUUCAUAGGUAUUUUCAUCUUUGAUGAGACUAUGCUGGUUGGAACUGCUGUUACUAAAACAACAAAAAUGUGCCAAUUUACUUUUCAACAUUUAGACCAAAUCUGUAAGUUUUAACGCAGUUUUCUCUGUGUGUGUUGUUGUAAUAUUUUCUGAUCAACCUAUUCACCCAUUUAAUAUGUAAUUUGUCCAGCUCCCUAUGUGUAGGCUUUUUCUGUUCUCAAUUGGAAUACUUGUAAUAAGUGUAUGUUACUGUUUUUGAAUCUCUUUUCUAACCCAAUGCUGUGAAAGACUUUCAUCAUAUUUUGCACUCAUGAGAAAAUGUAGUAGACUAUAAGUAUACCUGAAAUUGAAACAGUAUACUAAGUAUACUACGUUUACUUAAGAGCUGCAUCUCAACUGGAGCUGUGGAAGAAGACCUAAAAUGGUUUUAAUUGUGGUCCAGCACUUGUCAGAGUUGGGAAUAUUUCCAGGUUAAGGUUAGAAAUGUCUAGAAUUUUAAGCACAGCCAAAUACCCUGAAUGCAUUGUUAUGCUCUGAACCUGCAGCCUGGGCCCUCAAUUAUUCAGAAUCUCUCCAUCUGUCCAUCAGCAGAUCCCCGAACUUUGAGCUGGGCAGCACAGGGGCUCUGUUAUGUGCAGAGGUUGGUGUAAAACAGGGAGAUCUUAAUGAAAUCACAAUAAUCCUGAGACUUUCAGGUCUGAGUCUUCAAUUGGAAAGACUUUCCAGGGGUCCAUUCACUAUUUAUUACACCUUGACAGAUAGUGUAUACAUUUCAUUGCAUUUCCUUUGUACCUCAGAGACAGACAGCCCUUUCUCUCUGUUCUGAUCUGUUUCUCAGUACAUUUGAGAAUACAGUAUAUGUGGAGGUGCAGCUUGAGUGAAAUAUCACUCUGAGAGAAAUGGUUGAUGGUAAUACUCAAGUUGUCUGAACAUGAUUUAAAUCAUUGUCAAAUUAAAUCCUGUACAGUAAAAUUUGAAACAAUAAAACCUCCUUUGUGGCUGUUAAUCGUUAUAAUAAACUCUCUUAAUCUCAGUCAAUCUUACUGCUGAGGAGGAGUCACAGUUUAGGAGGUCAUUACAGCUCAUCAUUGAGCUAAUUAAAGUAGUGACACUGACAUCCCAUCAUUUUAUUGAUGGUUCUUGACUCGGAUAACAAGCCACUGAAUCGGAACGGAGCUAAAAGGUCAUUUUCAUUCGUAAAAUCAUACAAUCAUUGAAUUUGGCUGUCUCAUUUCCAAGUUAUGUUUGUUUUUGUCCAGUCUGGAGGUUGGUUUUUUAAAAGAUGGGAAGCUAAACAGAUUCUUUGUGUUAUCAUAAAAGUCAGGUUUCAUUCAAUCCAGUGGUAAAGCUGAUAAAAAUUAUAAGCUACCGUUAGAUAUUACGCUCAUCCUCAUAAAAUGUGUAAAGCUGAUGUGAUCAGAAUUAACUAAGGACCUUGUGUCACAGUCUGCUCCAGCCUUUCCCCAUGGACUCAGUAUUUUUCCACUGCCCUGCUCACACCACACCCACUCCCUGAUUACCACACCCACUCUCAGUCACUGAUCACACACCUGCCUUCACUCAGUAAUCACACACCUGCCCUCACUCACUUAUCAGCGCCCCUGCCUUCUGCUCAGUAUAUAUUCUCCAGCCUCACACUCACUCAGUGCCAGAUUGUUCUUUGCCAUGCGAGACUUUCCGGCGUUCUUCUGUCUGGCUUCCUGAUGCCGACCCUGCCUGUCUAUGACCUGCCUGCUUUGUCUGCCUCCUGGUAAAUUCCCUCAGCCUUUUGUUCCUGACCACGAGUUCUGCCUGUCCCCCUUUGGAUUGUCUGCCUGGUCUGCUUGCCUCCCGGUUUCUGAACUUCUACCUGCCCCGACCAAGCCACCUGCCCAGCCACUGAACUGUCUAUGUGCCAAAUUCCUGACAAUAAAGCUAUCGACUAAACAUCGAUUCUGUGCCUUGUUUGUACUGCAUUUGGGUUCCUACAAUACCCGUUACACCUUGAUAUUUUCUACACAAAAAUACAAACACCCGUAAAUAUUAAAAAAGAUACUUCAAACUUGAUUUGAAAGAAAAAAUGACAUAAUAAAUACAAAAAAACAAACUCAGUAUUUUUACUCCAGUAUUUAGCAGUUUACUUUAAGCUGUACGCCAUAAUUAUCUAAUCUACAAUACAAAAGUGCUGGGUUUUGACACCAAGGUACAAGCAGUAGGUCUUCUAUAAAUCCUGGUUGUUUCAAGGUGGGUCUCUAUAGAUCGGAUUUGGUUGUCCAGCACAUCUCUCAUAUAAGCGACUGGAAUGAAAUAUGGGGAAUUCAGAGAACAAAUCACCACAGUGGUGUUUUCCAAGGUCACCUUUUGCUAGUGCGCCACUGUCCAGUUAGACGCUGCAUGAGCACCCUGACCUGUUUGCAGCUACACAACCUCAUAUGCAACAAGCUGUGAUGCACCGAGGGUUCUGACAGUUCUCUAUUAGAACCAGAGGUAGGCGCUAUAAAUUAAAAAUGUAACUCAAUCAACCAUUGGUCUGUUAGCAAAGGCCUUCAUUUACAGUGAAUCUCCUAACAAAUGGUUCAACAUUUAUGUUAAAACCUGUUGAAACUCUAAACCCCUCUUGCUGUAAAGGUCUUGAUAAUCCAAGUCAAGUAAAAGAUUUAAACCAAACAUAUCCCAUCUACAAAGAUCCAUCCAAAGGUUGCAUGCUCUUGCUCUAGCUGUCUGUGAUCCAUCUUACCAUAAAAGGGCAGGGUUUUGAACCGUCCUCUGCUAAAAACAAACUUAAUGAUACUUUUCGUGAUGGGAAUUUUGGGCUAGUAUAUUGGCAAAAACCUCCCUGGCAUGAGGACAAUAUCAAUGUCUUUAUGAGCUGACUACAAGGCCAGGGUUUUGAACUCUUGUUUCUAGGAAGGUCCUUAAAUGGUUGAGGUUUACCUUGUCAGCUUUCCUUGCUACUCUGAAACUUUACAAAGUUGGAGAUCACAUCCAUAGACUGUAUAUAAGAUGGACAACCUGGUUCCGCCUUCCGCCUGUAUACGGAUUUGAAGCCAAAAAGCUCUUGGUAAUUCUGGGUUUUUCUCCACUUCCUUGAAACCAGAGCUGCGCAGUAGCGAUGUAAUUCCAGGCUGUACAGGGCCUCAUAGUGGCAUUAAGAAAACCAGAGGACGACGCCAACCAUCCACACUUGAUAUGUAAAGCUCACCUAUAGGGUCUAUUUCCACUUCUGUCCUUUUCUACACUCAGUCUGAGUUUUCUGAUUUUCUUGUGGAUUACAGUACAGGACGAGUAUUUCUGAACUCACUGGAUAUCAGCUGACGAAGCUCAAGCCUCCGGGGGGCAUCAGCUUGUAUUUUGGGAUUUGGGUGUAGCUAGUAGAUUUGUAAAUAAUAAAUGAGAUAUCUAAGCCUGGACUUCCUCCUCAAUGUCAUGGUUAUUUUUAACAGGAAGAAUACAUACAUUCUUAGCAUCCUUAAUUACCCAAGAACUUGAGAUGCAAGAGAAGAGUUUCACCUAUCUAUGGUUACAUUAAAAAAAAGAAGAAAAAAAUAGCAUUUUAGCUAAUCUUACAAACAGAUAUCUGCUUUAGAGUGCAGACUCUGGAAAGUGACAUAUGCUUUCUGGUGUUGGAAGUGUUCUGGUUCCUGUUUGGUCCAGGCAGUUUUGUCUGUCUGCAUUUCCCCUAGCACUGGUUGUAUGCAAUAAAACUCUCCAUAUGGUGAUUAAGAGUUGACAAAUGCUAAUUUCAAAAUCCAGUCUUGUUUCACAAGUUAAUAGUUGUAAUGCAUACUGUAGCCCAGGCCAGCUAUCCUUUAUUGCUUACUGCUGUCUGCACCACAUAAGCACAGAAUAGAUGGCCUUCUCUGACAGAGGCUAAUAGGUCCUCAGAUGUUAGUGCCAUUGCAAAUAUUGGAUUGACAUUAUGGUUGAGUGUCAGUACUGUUUGUUAACAUUAAGUGAACAACUAAAGAAUAUACUACAAAUGUGGAGAGUCAAACUAAAUGUUGUUAAUAUGGAUGUGUUGCAAAAUUGACCAUGAGUUGUUAAAGAAAGACAAAACUGUGCAGGAUGAAUCCAGAGAGAGCCAGAACAUCAGUGAGGUCGAGCUAUUAUGCCCAAGAGUGUCAGUCCCAGGUGUGCUGAAUCUGGCUGGUUUCAGCAAUCAUGCUCAUCAGACACCCUUGGGCAUAAGGGAGACACAAUGACUGAUAAGCCAAGUCUGCAGAGGUCAGACAAAGAACGAAACAUUAGCCAAUGGGUUCAGAGAUAGCUGUCUGGCCGGUGUUUUGGCUCACACAUGGACUGUUCUCUUUCAUGCAACCAAAGCCUGUGUGAUUGUGAUUACUUAAUAACACUUUUUAAAAAGGGUAAAAAUCCAAUGGAAACCAACAAACCUGAUAUAACACCGCCCCAAACUAACAGAUUCUGCAUUCAAAGUCAGACGUCUGUUUGUGGAGAUAGCCUGAUGAUGGACAGAUGAUGUCUUCAUGAUCUUUAUGGACACAGAAAUUGUCUCAGGCCAUAAGAGCAGUUACAAUGUUAUUGUUCAAAUCAUGUAUUACACCUACAGCUAUCUAGGCUAUGAAAAAUCUUUGUGAAAAAAUGCAGAGGUGAUUUAGCCAGAGGGCUGCUUCAGUGGAGUAACACAGGGACAAGUAAGGGUUAAGAUGGACCCUUCACUCAUCUCACCUGAAGAGGUUCACAUUCUCAUAACCUUCUGUUCUGAUUUACAUUAAACUGAACAUUUACCCCUGAGGGUAAUGUUAGACAAUGGGAACAGGACUUGUGUGGGAAUAUUUGUGUUGGUAUUUCUGUUCCCAUUUGGCUCUUCUUAUUGGAGCUCAAACACAAGAAAUGCACGUCUUAACACUGUUACUCUUUUAUCACAACCUUAUCACCAUCAGGCAGCUUUUGUUUUAGGUUACUUUGGAGUGAUCCGCAACUUGGAGACCAGGGGCCUCAUGUAUCAAUACUUGCGUGGAACUCAUACCAGAAACGAGCGCACGCAAGGUCCGUCACGCUGAAAAAAAUCUGUAUGUAUCAAUGUGUGCGGGCGCCGAAAUCCACGUGUGUUUCCUUGAUAAAUCCCAAUCAGCGUGGAAUUGAGCGCAGAUGUCAGAGUGACUGGGCCCGUCCCCGUUACGCCCUCCUAUAAAUAUGCAGAUUUAUUUAAAUAGGGUCUCCCUGUCCUCGCACGCAGACAAAAUGACAAGAAAAACUAAAUGUACGGCGUGCGAGGUGGAGGUGCUGGUGGCGGAGGUGGAGGAGCGACAGCGUGUUUUGUUUGGCAGCCUGUCCAGUGGCGUCAGUGCAAAACAAAAACGCUUGGAGUGGGAGAAAGUUUGCGAGAGGGUGAAUGCGGUGGGUUCCGAGACACGCACCCCCGCGGAGAUUGAAAAAAAGUGGUCGGACCUCAAGGUGGAGGUCAAGCGGCGUACAGCUGCCCUCCGGAGGAAUACCGGCCAGACAGGUGGGGGUCCGGGGGAGGAGACCCUCACACCGUUUGAGCAGCGGGUGGUGGCGAUUAUUAUUACAGGGUAAGUGGCGUGUCACACAAAUGUCCACAUGCUUUGUCAUCCCACUGAGCAAAAGACGUAUAUUAGACGUCUAGUCUAAGUUUAUACUUCAUUUCAACGUCGGGAUUCAGUCUAUUUUUAGACGUGAUUUAUACUUCGCCCUUAACUUCAUUUUUCGAUAACUUUUUAUGCAAUAAACAACUGUAAUGUGCAUAACUGACCUCGAAAUCCUGGAUUACAUUACCUAUGAUACCGUGGAGAGAGAUGUAAACGCAACAGAUACACAGAAGCAGGAAUUGAAAUGAACAAAUAUUUUUAUUGUGUCACAGAAAUCAAUAUGUCGGCCGUGUCGCCGGCUUGCGGAACCCCGGCCCGCGGCAGCCCGUCCGCCGGCUCGGAGUCGUCGGCCAGGACCAGCGGCAUUCGGGCCACCCCGAGCGGUGGAGCGUCCACCAGCCGCGGCGCUUCCGCUGGACCACCCGGACGCAGUGGAAGGGUCCUCGCGGAGGGGGUCCUGCAAUCGCAGGAAGAAAUCAUCAGGGGGAUCGCGGGGAUCAACGAGCGGCUGGACCGGCUCGUAAAUGUCCUCGAGCGUCUGGUGGAGAAAAUAAAUUAAUUUGGCUCAUUGAACUGUGUAUUCACUUCUUACCCAUUCACACUGUGGCGAUGAGAUUCUCCCGCGCGAGGACGGCGGCCCGGCAGGGAUCAGCUCGCAUCCCUCCGUCUGCUGCUGGUUCGUCAUGUGGGGCGACGUGCUGCUCGGCCACGGGGAUGUGGUGCACGCUUGUCACAUAGUGAGUCACCAAACACCGCCACACAGCGUCGCCAAAGUGCGAAUCACAGUCAACGCAAGUAUCAGCUCAACGCCAAUUUCUACACCACCUCCUGACUUUGCGUUGAUUAGCACUGGAACCGACGCUCGUUUCGCGAUGAUAAAUCUGGACGUGUGCGCCGAUUUUGGCGUACGCAAGGUUUUCUUGCGCCGCAAGCGUUGAUACAUGAGGCCCCUGCUCUGCUGUUGUUGCCUGGAUUGCAGGCCAGGAUCUUGCUCCCAUUUACUCUGUUAUAGAGUAUGCUUAGGGACUAGUGGCUACUCAGACUGCUCUCUCUCAUCUAGGUCACAAAUCACAGAUUUGCAUUAGGUCAUAUUUCUCGAUGCUGGGCUGAUAUACCUUAAUAGUGUAAUUUGGGGUUUGUCUUAACCCACUGUUCUGGGCAGGCUUUGUAGUUUGCAUCCCAUGCUGUGACCUGGAAGCCAAAUUGCAUAAAUGGAAUAAAUAAAGGAAGCUGGGUAGCCUAGUGCGCAAACCUCAACAAGAGCAGAUAAAGCAAAGCUAGUAAGGAUUACAAAGUAGUUGUAUUAUACCUGUAAAAAGAGCUUUAAAGUUGUACAUGUUUUCACCAUUCAACACGCGACCAGGUGGUCUGCUCCUUACUUGUUUCCCGAUUGUUUUAGUUCGUGCCAUAGUUGGUCAACCAAGAGACAGUCAGUGGCCCUCAUUUAUCAAUCUUGCAUAGAACUGAGGGCAGGAUUCAUCGUACGAUAGGACACGUGAAAGGGUUUGUAUCUGACCAAUCCCAGCGUACAAAUGAUUGGGUCUUAAUAAAUGCGGUGGCUGAAAUCCAUCUUCAUUUACAUGUCUCGCCCUUGAAUAUUUGCGGUUCAGAAGCCUCGUCCACUGACGUCAAACAUGACAGAGGAGAAAUAUUAGAAAGAUGCAAAACUUUUUCGACCUGAAAGUGGAUAUCCUCAUGUCUGGAAACUAACAAGGAUUUGCUCUUUGGGGGCAUCAAAAACUGGUGUAAAAGAAGUCCAGAAAAACCCUAUCUCGAGCAAGAUUACCAUGGCUGUGAACAGUGCUGCAGCAGAAUAGCGGACAGUAGCAGAAGUUUGAAUAAAUCAUUAGUCAAACUAUUAUUGAAAGUAUUUAGCUUUAACUUUUUGCUCUUUUUGUAAUGUAGAGCGGACUGGAGAGUCUGAGAGAGGCUUAACAAAAAUAAUUAUUGUCAUCGUCUAAGGGUGUGUUGCUGCCCCUGAGGCAUAUUUUUAUGGACUUUUAUUGAAUUUUAUUGAACUGAUUAAAUAGCAAGAGCACUUUCUAAACUUAUACUUUACUUGUCAGAAUCCAUUGAUAAGGUCCUGUCUCCUACGUACAGCACCUUUUGUGCAGUCUCUCCUCAUUAUUGUUCUCCUGGCAUCGGGUCCUUAUGUUGCACCACCACAUCAAACGGCCCUCCAUUUGCCAGUGCAAUGUUGUGCAAAACUGUACUGGCCUAAAUGAUGUGCCACACCUUUUCAGGAGUGUACAACAACAUUCCUGCCGCUGGGCCAAGACAGAGCUACCUGCCUUCCUGCUACCGGCGUGUCUGGGUGUGUGUUAAAACAGCGCUCAAGCUCUCAGGCAUUGUUUGCCAGCAGGGUUAUCAAAUAGGCCUGUUUACUAAGGACAUAACAAUUUUAUUUUAUUUUAUUUAUGUAUUAAUCUUUGAUUAAAUCUGGCUGCUCGUGCUUAAUGACAGGUUUGAGGUUUAAUUAUUUUGAGACAGACAUUUGCUGCACUGCAAAUCUGCACUUACUCAAACUUGUGUACACAAUUUGAGACCAGUCGUGAGAUUUGAUUGUAUCGAACGCUCAUGUCCAAAUUGAUAAAUGCCGAUCCUUGCGUAGAAAUGGUCGUAUUGACAGUUUUCUGCCGUAUGUUCGUUUGAUAAAUGAGAGCAAGUAUGUUUAUGUUUUUCAAUAAAAUGGUUUUAUUGACUAAAACUGGACCUUAAAGAACAAUCAGUCCAACUGGAAUUGCACAAACUUAAACUUCUCAUGGUCUCAUGAGUAACAGUAACUUCUCAUGAGUUACAUACCUGGUUAAUGCAGUUUGGGAUUCAUUUUCUCUGCCAUGCUCUGAGCAGAAAGUUGAAUAGCAUGAUUGCAUUGCCAGGUAGAAAACAAAACCAAGACAGACAAAGAAAGGACGUAAAAAUGAUGGGACAGUAUAAUACUAAAUACCUCAAUUGGUUGAAAGCCUGUAGAUGGUAGUAAUGAGCUGAAAGGAUGCACUACCCACCGUGGCAGAGGUGGACACGCUUCUGUCAAUAAGUUGAUUCUUUUCAGUGUUUCCAAAUUGGGACAGGUACAAUUGUUAACUCAAUUGACUGAACUAUGACUGUAGCUCAUCUUAAAUGGGCAUGUAAACAUACGAGACAAAUAUGACCAAAGUUAUUGUUUCAUUUUUGCUUCCUUUGGUGUCGCUGCCUUUUUUGCCAUUGAGUGAAGUAGACAGAAGUCCAGAGUAUUAACCGUAUUUUUUAUUCAUUUUUUUCUGUUGUUUUUUCAAUGUAUCAUGUUUUUUUUUUUUUUUUGCCUUUAUCCAGCUCUGACUUGUCCUGUAAAAACUUUCCAACCAAUAAAACCAAAACAUCGACAACACAAAUGUUAAACGUUAAAUAAUCUCUAUCAGUAUCAUUAAGAUGAUGUAGAUUUUAGAUAACCAAAGGUUAAAUACAAGACUUGUAGCUCCUCACUGAUCAUGAAAAAGACUGGAUUAAAAAAUAAUAAUAAUAAAUACACCUCUUCAUGACCUCCAAAAGUGAAUUAGACCAUUCAAUUUGGAUUAUUUAUUUAUAAAUUGUGGAGUCUGAAACUGCUAUCAGUGGGUAGAGGUCAGUUAAAAUCUUUGGCUAUAAACCUGAGAAACAGCACUAUUGAACACUUUAUAUGAUGAGUUACAUAUUUAAGUAUUAAAAUGUCACAAUCCCACCUCCGUGAGUGUUGUUUCUGUUAAUUGUAUCAAGCUUAGGUAGUUUUUUAGUUUGCCUGUGUAUUUUGUGUUUCCCCCUCCCCCAGUGAACACAAAGGCAGCACAACUGUGUGGCCACUAAUCAUGGAGCACCUGCUGAGUGCAGCUGAUGCAGAUCAGUAAUCAGCAGGUUAUAUAGGUGGGAAGCUGGCAGCAGCAUGUUGCCAGAACAUCAUUGUUCUUUGUCCUGUGAAGAAGUCCCUGUUUUUAUCCUUAGCCUGACCUGUGAAUUAGAUUUAGAGACAUUCAUUCUCCCAGCAUUUUAGUUUAGUGUCAUUUUUCUCUCAGAGAGAAUGACUUUGAGUUGUUUAGAGUUUGUGUUUUCAGUCAGUUUUGAACUUAGUUGUGUUUGUUUGCAAGUCUGCUUCCAGGUCUUCCAGGCAUCAUUAAGGGCGGACAGCAGUUUGAGAACAUUCAGCAAUUAUAUUUGUAGCGAUUUGAAUUCAAAAUAAAUGUCCUAAAAUAAUAGAAUAUUAUUUAUGCAAUAGUUCUUCCCCAUGCCCGCCCGUCUGGCAGCGAAUUAAACUUAACUUGAUCUUAAGAGCGAGCUAGAUCUAAUUUACUCACUCACUAUGAUUAAAGCCGUUUAUAAAAUCACAUACGACCACAUUUCACUUCAUUGUUUCUUAUGAGCAGAUGCAUUAGACCAUAAUAUUCAACCAAAAGAAACUUUGAUCAGCCGUUUUCUUGAUAAUCUAUAACCAGAGGAUUAACGACUCUUUGAAAGUUAGAGGGGGACAGAAAAUCAAAUUAUCUAUUCGAACAGAAACACCAUCAAGCAUAAGAAACACAUACGGGAUGAUACUUAACAAUAUAACCUUGUCAAUCGAUACUUCGUAAAUGAUUAACAUAUAUAUUCGGGUGAGGUAGAUAAAACAUAGCAUUUAUACAUUCAAACACUCUUAACUCGAGUAUAAAAGAGUUUCCAGUUACUACUUCUAAAAUUGCUAACCUAUCUUGAGAAUACCAUUUACUAAACUACGAAGUAUAUAAAAGAAAUGCACAUAACUAAAUUCAAUGAAUACAUUUUUGGUUCUGACCAAACCAUAUUCAGACAACACCACUAGGAGGAACUCUUGGUCCAUGGAAAACCUGGAAUAAAUUUGUGAAGUUAACAGUUUGGCUUGUAGACAUGCUAGACAAAUGGGACAAAGACUGUUUCAUUGAUGAUGUGGUGUACAGAUAGAAAAUCAUGGUGAAGUGUCCAUUAACCCUUGUACCUUCUUUCCUCAGAAUCCCUAAUCUGGUAUUAGUGGCACGGAACUGCCACUGUCACUUAGUGGCCUGUAAAAUCAUCUAUAAAUGAAAAGUUGCCCUUUUUUUAUCAUGGCUGUCAUCAGUGACUUCUGCUCUAACCACUCAAAAGAAAAAAUCACUCAGUUUCAAACUUUUAACCCUUUUAAUUUAAGUCUAAACACACCGUAAAAAAUGCUCAAAAUUUUAAAAAGUGGUAAAAAAUAAUAAGAGUAUUGCAAAAUCAAAUUUCUAUGUGCAAGAUUAUCAGAACCUAUGAGUGGUAUAAGUAUGUGUAAAAUUAGUUUUAGUUGCAGUUUCAGUUUUUGUGUCACAGCAGAAAAUUAAAAAAAAACGACUAAUCUGGCAUUAGUGGCACGGAACUGCCACUGUCACUUAGUGGCCUAUUAAAUCAUCUAUAAAUGAAAAGUUGCCCUUUUUUUAUUAUGGCUGUCAUCAGUGACUUCUCAAGAUCAUGCGCGUGCACAAACAUUUGCACACGAACACACACGACCAUGCACACAUGGAAAACACUAACACAUGAAAAAAAAUACAUGCACACCUGAUUUAUUCACUUCUACAGUCCACUUUUGUUUUUUUUGCAAAAAAUGGCCUCUCACUGAAGGCCAAUAACUGAUAUGAAAACAAAUGAAAUUUCAGCAUUCAUGAUUUGAAAAAGUUGGAUUGGAAAUAGACUCAAGAUAAAAUGCAAAAAAAUGGGGGGUAAAAUCUGAUUUGAACUCUUGUGGCAGUAUAUUACAAACAGGUAGCAGAUUUUCCUUCCAAAAGACUGCAUCUAUCAUAGGCUGUAGUUUACGGGUGUGUCAAACUGACCAAAAUGGUAAAAAAAACAAAAAAACACCAGAAUAACAAAUUUGAGACAGUUUCAUGCCCAAAUAAAGUAAAAUGGUAAAAAUAAAAUAAAAAAUUGCUUCCUUUUAUUAGUGAUAAAGUUAUGUGCAUUUUUUGAUUUUUGAAUAUUGUAAUUUUUGCCAAAUUCCCAUAAGGAAUAAUGGGGUUUUGACCACCUGGCUAGAUCAGCCUCUAUUAUUCAUGAAAAAAAAGGUGCACCUUGUGGCUGAAAGUGCACAGUGCCUCUUUAAUGUCUUCUGAAAAGGGGGAAAACAGUCUUUGCUGAAAUUCAUUUUUUCCCACUGAUAUGGGUAUAUGUAAAAGACAAGUGGUUUCCCAUUGGAAUGCAUGGGGCACUUGUGUGGCGCUAAGGCAAGAUUAAGCAUAUUUGAAAAAAAAACACAUAACCAUAGGGUUUUUUUUCUUCAAUUUCACGUAUAUCAUGCCUCAUCACAAAAUACACAUUUUCUAGGAAUUUCUUUGCAAGGGCAUUAAUAGAAAAAAAGUUGUAGCAUCAAAGACAAGGCCUCACCCCUCCAGAAACCUUAAGAAGGUACAAGGGUUAAACCUUUUCCCUAUACUUGUCCUCCACCAUGGCUUUCAAAGCCUAACGGAAACAAGCGAAUGCUGUCAGAUUGGCAAAUAUGAGGAAAUGAGGAAAAAUGCCUCAUGAUCACAUACGCACCUGCCAUGUGGGGAGAACAUAGCCAGGUUUCAAAGCUUGAGCAAGCUUUUAGAACCUUUUGUCCUCCACAAUAGUGAAGGGCUGGGAAUUCUCAACAACCAUGGUGGCCAAGGCCUCAUCCACCUCACUCCUCCCUACUGAAAGAGAAUGCUAUAUUUUGUUAUAGAUGUCAUUAAUUAGCCACAUUUAAUGUACAAGUUAAUUUUGACUAAUAAAAACAAAGCCUACCAUGUUAUUUUAUGUUUGCAUACUGUCAUAUCAUUACCUAAAAUGCCUUACCUGAGCUUGGUCGACCCUGGCUGUCUCCCUGUUCUCAUGCAAGGCCUGAUAAUGCCUCAGCAUAGAUGAGGUGUUGUUGUUGUAUCCCAUUUCCUUGGCACAAAAUAGACACUUCACCUAUUAAAAUGAGAGGACAGACAUACCAGUCACAUGGUACGGCUGACUAACGAGGCUCUGGAUGUCAUCACAUACAUCACCAACACAAGCUUCAAUACCCGCUUCACCAAAGAUUUCCUGCAUUACUCGACACACCCAUCGAGGCCUUGACACUGAAGGAGCCAUCACUAGUAUUCAGAACCAAUUUUGACUCGCACUAUCAAGACUGUCACAGUCAAGAGUGAAAAUAAAAGGACUUAAAGCGCUCAAAUGCAGAACAAAAAAAUAUAUAUACAUUUAAAAAAUAAAUAAAUAAGGAGCAAUAAAAACUUACUUUCAAAAUAGUCCAACCAAAAGAAACCCCAAAGGCAAAAACACAAGGAGCAAAAUCCAAGGAACAAAAAAACAAAAACACAAAAUCCAACAAAAGACACAGAGGAAAAUAUUCCAUGGCAUGCUUGCAUGCAGACUUACAACACACCACACUAUGAACCAACAGAGCAACAGGGGAAGACAAGGACUAUAUAUACACAGGGAAACAAGCAACGAGAGGCAGGUGAGGCACUAAGACACAGGUGCAGACAAUCACAGAGGAGGGAAAACUGAGGAAGUAAAACAAGACGGGGAAUAAGCUACUACAAAAUAAAACAGGAAACACUGAAAUCUAAUAGAGAAUAGAACUCUGAGAACAUGAGGGAAACCGGGUCACACACAAACUGAAAACUCACAAGACAGGACUACAGGGGAACAGGAACCUUGGGGAGCAGAAACACUAGGGAAAAUCACGAAGAAAAUACACUUGGAUAAUGAAAACCAGGGGAAAACUAAAUACCAGAACAUAUCAUGGCACACACAAAGUGUCCUGGACAUGUCAAAAGCAUCCUGUAGGCGACAGAGAGCCUGAUGUUGAGCAGGAGCAGAGCAGUAAAAGACACUGUCAUCAGCAUAUAAAUGAACAUUUACAUUGGGAACAUUUUCGACAACAUCAAUCAACAAAGAAACAAAAGUUCCUGCUUAAAUUCCUCACUGGAGCUUUACAAGAAAAAACUUAACAUACUCAGUCUCUUUCUGUCUCUCUCAUGUCAUCCCCACGAAAGCAAAAGUACACAUCCAAUCAGAAACAGAGUAAUAGUUCACAGUGUUGAUUGAAGAUGUAAUUAGUUUAGUUUAAUACACUUUUGAAACUUUACUUAUAAUUUGUGCCCUCGACAUAUUGUUCCACAUGAAAGGCAGGCGACACAAUUACAGGAAUGAAAGAAAAGCACUGUGGGUACAGAUGAGGGAACAGAGGGAGAAGAGGAGUCUGAUCGCUCAUAAUUAUCUGUAAUUUGCCUAAAGGUUCACCAGAGAGAGGGGCAGAUAUAAAUUAUGAUUGAAAUUAACUUCCCAUUAGAAACUUUAUUGAAAAAUAUGAUGCUGAGUGUUUUUAAUGUAACACGUAUACUCAUUCAGACCCAUGUAAUUAGAAGGGUCACCAUCAUAUUACAGCAAUAAUCUGAUCAGUCUUUAUCAUUUCAUCCUUGGCAGCCUCCUGUCUUGUCUUCAGUGCAGUUCUCUCCUGAUCACGUGUUUUUCUUCUGUGCUUGCUCCAGUUCUAUAGAUGUUUUCAAGCCCUGCUGCGCUGUGAGACUCCUCGACGAGGCUCCAGCGUAAAGAGCUCCUCCAAGGUUGCCACCAAGGCCAUGAAGGGCGUAGCAGUCACCAGCCCCAGACGCACCAACGACUUCCUAUUUAUGGUAGCCUCACUGGGUCAACCGGCCACCACCAUUCCCCAGCUGGGACCCUCUUAUGAACCCACUAUUGAUGUCACCAGACCGCCGUCUUCAGACAUAAACAAACCUGUCAUCGUAUCACUCGUGACCCACUUUGAUGGCUGAUUGUUGGCUACUGGAUGAACUCUCUACACCCCCUGCCAGGAAACCAUUAAUAAUGAGAGAGGCUGUGUUACCAGGGCUCGGAGAGCCGCAGCCUGCCAGUCCAAGUGGAUUUAACACAGCUGUUGCGUCAGCUCAGCUCUGACUGGAUGAAGGGCCAGUAACAAAGGCAAACUCUCAGAUUGUCUUUUGACAGUCAGUGUGAGCAGAAACCAGCGGUAGAAGCUAACAGUCUGUGUUUUCCUGCAGAUACAAGCGCUUGUCCGUCUUUCUAGGAAUGAACAUAUAAAAAAAAUGUUCUUUACACAGUUUGAAUUAAACACAGUCAGACUGUUAUGGAGAUAGAGGAGGAAUAAAGGAAUCAUUUAUUUUUGUGCAAUGUCUUCAGUUAGGUAUUCAUUCAUAAACCCUUUUCAUUAAGAGGUGUUCAGGGAGCCUAAAGAAGGAUUAAAUGUAUUUUUGUACUGAACAGUUACUGAUUGGCAAAACAAAAGCAGGUUGAAGAACUGAUGAGGUGAAUAAGCUAAAACACUUUGAUGUUUCUUUGGAGAUCAAAUGGACAAGAAUUGACAAACAGGAAUGCACUGAAAAGGAUUUAGAGUGAGACUCAUUUAAGCUAUUAGACCCUGCCAGUGUUUUUAAUUUAUCGCAUCACUCGUCACUUUGAAAUGUAAAUAUAGUUUAACAUUGGGCAUUUUUGUAGGCUUUUUUAGGGAUAUGUAGCAUCGGUAGCACCCUAGCAUCCUAAAUAUUUUCAGGAAUUGUGAAUUUAAGG
Molecule: messenger RNA, 93879 nt
Organism: Xyrichtys novacula (pearly razorfish)
Lineage: Eukaryota; Metazoa; Chordata; Actinopteri; Labriformes; Labridae
Source: the annotation of a GenBank genome assembly